This is a messenger RNA of Tachysurus fulvidraco (yellow catfish), 99464 nucleotides long. It is a transcript of the gene ttn.2, whose product is annotated as titin, tandem duplicate 2. The transcript is spliced from 237 exons. Gene Ontology annotation, molecular function: protein kinase activity; ATP binding; protein binding. The coding region runs from base 237 to 98444 and encodes 32735 amino acids. Gene Ontology annotation, biological process: protein phosphorylation. The record is from RefSeq and is a predicted model, not a curated record. Lineage: Eukaryota; Metazoa; Chordata; Actinopteri; Siluriformes; Bagridae.
GUUGGAGCAUUCCCAGCCUUGCCUCGGGUGUAGGGAUUGCUUGGGAAAAAGCAAAACUACACGGAUCCAACCUGUGUAGUUUUGUUUUUUUGGGAAUAUUCUUGAGGCUCAACCGUUCUCACACUGGAUUUUGGAAAACAUUUCUGGAUAAGGAGUUUGUUUCAGAAGACUAAUACCUCUUUGGGCUUUGUCCCCACAGUUUAAGGCACUCUUGUGGAUACAAGGUGCCCACCAUCAUGGCAACACAAGCGCCAACAUUUACACAGCCGCUUCAGAGCGUUGUGGCACUUGAGGGUAGUGCUGCAACGUUCGAAGCCCAAAUUAGUGGUAAUCCAGUUCCUGAGGUGAGCUGGUUUCGUGAUGGCCAGGUUCUUUCUACUGCCGCUCUGCCCGGCGCUCAGAUCUCGUUCAGCGAAGGCCGCGCUGUUCUGAAGAUCCCCGCCGUGACAGCCGCACACAGUGGAAGAUUUUCUGUGAGAGCCACCAAUGGAGCUGGACAAGCCACUAGCACUGCUGAACUCCUGGUUACAGCGGAAACUGCACCGCCCAACUUUAUUCAGAGACUACAAAGCAUGACUGUGAGACAAGGAAGCAAAGUGAGACUGGAUGUCCGUAUGACAGGAAUCCCUACACCUGUGGUGAAGUUUUUCAGAGAGGGUGCUGAGAUUCAGAGCUCAGCUGACUUUCAGAUUGUUCAGGAUGGAGAUCUUUACAGUUUGUUGAUUGCCGAGGCUUUUCCUGAAGACUCUGGUACAUACUCAGUUAGUGCCUCUAACAGCAGUGGACGUGCGACUUCGACUGCAGAACUACUGGUUCAAGGUGAAGAGGAAGCUGUGCCUGCUAAGAAAAUUAAGACAGUUAUUUCAAGCUCUCAGAUUUCACAGACCCGCCAAACCAGAAUGGAAAAGAAAAUGGAAACCCGCUUUGAGGCCGCGUCCAUGCAGAUGCAAGUGGAAGGAGGUAUUCUGACUCAGAUGGCCCACAAAACUCCACCACGUGUGCCACCCAAACCAACCUCCAAGUCUCCUCCAUCUCUUGUGACUAAAGUUUCAGUUACUCGACAACAGUCACCUUCUCCUGUGAGGCAUGUGAAGGCACCUACACCGACUCCUGUCAGAACUGUAUCCCCCUCCACAAGACUGUCCAUAUCUCCAAUCAGGCCUGUCAAGUCCCCAGUGAUGACCCGAAAACAGGUUACUCAGAUCACAGAGGUCCUGCCUCCAUGGAAACAGGCGGGAUAUGUAUCUGAGUCCAGCUACAUUGCCAGCAUGGCAGCGAGAGCUGCGAAAGUUCAAACCACUACUCAGGUCCGCAUGGAGCAGCGCUGGGAAGGCUCAGUUGCCAUGCAGCAACAAGUCAGCGGCGUCGCUGUCAAAGAGGGUCAUGAGAAAAGGGCUGGAGCUGUGGCUACAGUGCUUGCUGCGGUGGAUCAAGCACGUGUACGAAAGCCUGUGCAUGUUGAGGGUGCUUUGGCUGAAGAGGAAACGGACAUUAAACAACAGGCUGUGCUAAGUUCUAUGCAACAGGCUGCAAGUAAAAUGGAGGUGUUGCAAAUUCCCACUGAUAUACCGAGCUCGUCCAUCGAGCAGAAAGUUCAUGUCAGCCAGAUCCAAAGAACUACUGAGGUUAAGGCCCAGGUGGAUUCUGGCCUUGCCCCAUCCCCAGUUCCUCAUUUCACAGUUUCAAAAGUUACUGUUCCUAAACCUGAUCAUAGCUAUGAGGUCUCAAUAGCUGGCUCUGCUAUUGCCACACUGCAGAAAGAGUUGUCUUCUACUCAUACUGCCCAAAAGAUCAUCAAGCCUGUGAAGCCACCAACACAUAAGAUUGUGGAGACAAGAGUGACUCCAGAACCUACCCCUCCUCCAUUUAGAGAUGCCACUGAGAAAUAUCAGUUGCAAUUCGACACAGACUUACAGAGACAGAUAGGUGCUUCAUAUACAGGGGAAUGGGAGACACAGGUUCUUGAAACAGCUGCAGUUCCCUCAGUUGUCAGAGAGCCAAGUAUUCCUCCGACUGUUGUUGCUGGCUUAAAGAACCUGACUGUUACCGAAGGAGAGUCCGUGACACUGGAGUGCCAGAUCUCAGGUCACCCCACACCAGGCAUUAUGUGGUUCAGAGAGGACUACAGAAUUGAAAGCUCUAUUGAUUUCCAGAUCACAUAUGAGCAAGGAUAUGCCCGUUUAGUGAUCCGUGAGGCUUUUGCUGAGGAUAGUGGUCGUUUCACAUGUACUGCUACAAACGAGGCUGGAACAAUCAGCACCUCCUGCUACCUGCUUGUUAAAGUGUCAGAGGAGAUUGAGACCCGAGCCGAGAUUACUACGGAGAAACAAGCAAUUAUUGAGACUAAAGAAGUGGUUACGUCAGAAGUUGGAGUUGUCUCUGAGACCGUGGAUGCUGGAGCAGCUGUAGCGCCAUUCUUUGUGAAGAAGCCACUUUCACAGAAACUUGUGGAAGGUGGCAGUGUUGUGUUUGUUUGCCAGAUUGGAGGCAACCCCAAACCUCACAUUUACUGGAAGAAAAAUGGUGUCCCACUCACAUCAGGAUACAGAUAUCGUGUAAGUUACAAUAAGGAAACAGGACAAUGCAAGCUGGAAAUCUCCAUGACAUUUGCUGAUGAUGCUGGAGAGUAUACUAUCUCUGCCAAGAACCAGCAUGGAGAGAUAUCGACUUCUACAAGACUUCUUGAGGAAGAGGAAUAUGAAGCUUAUAUAAAAACCCUGGAUGUGACAUACAAAACAGAAGUGACCACAACAGUGGGUCAGGAGCCCAAAGUGGCGGAUUUGCCCCCUGUGGUCUUUAGUGAAUAUGACAUGCAGAGAAGGAUGGCACAACAAGCCCAAAUGACAACAUUCAUAUCAGAGAGGGAAUUCCAGAUCUCUGCUCUUGAGGUGAGAAUCAUUCAAGAGAUUGAGUUCAGGAUCCUCAAGAUUACAUAUCGUGAACUAGUGAUUGAGGAUGGAGAAGAAAUGCUGCUGAGUGCGGCUGAGCAUGAGGCAGUAGGAUCCUCUUUCAGCACACAUGUCAAAAGCUACAGAAUCAUGGAGGGAAUGGGUGUGACAUUCCACUGCAAAAUGGCAGGAAAUCCCUUGCCAAAGAUUGCAUGGUACAAAGAUGGCAAGCGCAUCAAGCAUGGAGGCCGUUAUCAGAUGGAGGUUCUUCAGGAUGGAAGAGCCACUCUGCGUCUUCCUGUGGUGUUGCCAGAAGAUGAAGGAGUCUACACAGCAUUAGCUAGUAACAUGAAGGGUAAUGCCGUCAGCUCUGGAAAACUCUAUGUGGAGUCCACAGCUGCUGCUCAGCCCUUUUAUCCUCAGACAGAAGCAAUGAAGAGAGUACAGUCUGAAUCCCCAAUGUCUGCACGCUCCAUUAGCCUCUCCCCCGGACGUUCCCCUGCACGUUCUGUUAGCCGUUCUCCUGCUCGCAGACUGGAUGAGACAGAUGAGUCCCAGCUGGAAAGGCUUUACAAACCUGUGUUUGUCAUGAAACCAUCAUCCUUCAGGUGUGCCGAAGGACAGACUGCAAGAUUUGAUUUGAAAGUUGUUGGAAGACCCAUGCCCGAAACUUAUUGGUUCCACAAUGGGCAACAAGUAGUGAAUGACUACACCCACAAGAUUGUGGUGAAGGAGGAUGGAACGCAGUCUAUGAUUGUGGUGCCUGCUAUGCCUAAUGACUCUGGAGAAUGGACAGUUGUUGCUCAGAAUAGGGCUGGAAAAACUACUGUUUCUAUGACUCUAACUGUAGAAGCUAAGGAAAACUUGAUUAGACCACAGUUCAUUGAAAAGCUAAGGAAUGUCAGUGUCAAGGAAGGUACCUUGGUUGAGUUGGCGGUCAAAGCCAUUGGAAACCCACUCCCUGACAUUGUCUGGCUGAAAAACAGUGACAUAGUCUCUGCUCAUAAGUAUCCAAACAUUAAAAUUGAGGGAACCAAGGGGGAAGCACGUUUCAAAAUCCCCCAAACCGCUGGUUCUGACAGUGCAUGGUACACCGCUACAGCAAUUAAUAAAGCUGGACGCGAUACCACACGCUGCCGUGUCAAUGUUGAGGUGGAGUACGUUGAACCUGAACCAGAAAGAAAACUCAUUAUUCCUAAGGGAACUUACAAAGCUAAGGAAAUUGCUUCACCAGAGUUGGAGCCACUGCACCUCCGUUAUGGUCAGGAACAAUGGGAGGAGGGUGACCUUUAUGACAAGGAGAAACAGCAGAAGCCGCACUUCAAAAAGAAACUGACCUCAGUAAGACUCAAGCGUUUUGGUCCUGUACACUUUGAAUGCAGACUCACCCCUAUUGGUGAUCCAACAAUGAUUGUUGAGUGGCUACAUGAUGGCAAGCCCCUUGAAGCUGCUAACAGGUUACGCAUGAUUAAUGAAUUUGGCUAUUGCAGUCUUGACUAUGAGGUUGCAUAUUCCAGAGACAGUGGAGUUAUCACAUGCAGAGCUACCAACAAAUUUGGUGUUGAUCAGACCUCAGCCACCCUGAUUGUAAAAGAUGAGAAAAGUCUUGUUGAGGAAAGUCAGUUGCCUGAGGGUAGGAGGGGACAGAGAAUAGAUGAAUUAGAGCGCAUUGCUCAUGAUGGAGCUCCUGCUGGUGUUACUAUAGAUGAAAUCGCUGAAAAAUCUAAGCCUGACAUUGUCCUAGUUCCAGAGCCCAUUGCAGUAUUGGAGGGGGAAACUGCUAAAUUUCGUUGUAGAGUAACUGGAUACCCAACCCCUAAAGUAAACUGGUACCUGAAUGGAAAGCUUAUUCGCAAGAGCAAAAGAUUUAGACUACAGUAUGAUGGCAUUCACUACCUUGAGAUUGUGGACUGUAAGUCUUAUGAUUCAGGUGAGGUUAAAGUUGUGGCAGAGAACCCAGAAGGAACUGCAAACAACAUUGUGAAGCUAGAUAUUAAACAGAAGGAGGACUUCAGGGCAAUCCUGCGACGUGCUCCUGAAGUUAAGGCUCCAGAAGGUCCUGGCCCUGAGCAUGGCAGAGUAUCUUUUGAUGUUAUUAAGGUGGAUAAACCUACUGAGACCUCACAAGCCAAAGAGGUUGUCAAACUAAAGAGGGCUGAGAGAGUUGUUCACGAGAAGUCUACCGAAGAGACGGAGGAAUUAAGAAGCAAAUUCAAACGCAGAACUGAAGAAGGCUACUAUGAAGCUAUUUCCUCAGUGGAGUUUAAAUCUCGCAAGAAGGAUGAGUCCUAUGAAGACAUGUUGAAGAAGAGAAAAGAAGAGCUUCUUCACUGGACUAAGGAGAUACCUGAAUCUGAGAAGAAGAAGAUGGAAGAAGAACGUAAACUUACCAUUCCUACAAUUAAGCCUGAGAAAAUAGCUCUUUCCCCCAGCAUGGAGGCACCAAAGAUCUUAGAACGCAUUCAGAGCCAGACAGUCACCCUGGGUGAUGAAGUACGCUUCCGUUGCAGAGUUGUUGGUAAACCAGAUCCAGAAUGCCAAUGGUACAAGAAUGGAGUUUUGCUGGAAAAAUCAGACCGAAUUUAUUGGUACUGGCCUGAGGACCAUAUCUGUGAACUGGUUGUUAGAGAUGUUCUAGCUGAAGACUCGGCUAGCAUUAUGGUAAAAGCCAUUAACAUUGCAGGAGAGACUUCAAGCCAUGCCUUCUUGCUGGUGCAUGGCAAGCAAGUUGUAACCUUCACACAGGAAAUUGAGGAUAUAUAUGCCAAAGAAAAGGACAACCUGGUGACCUUUGAAUGUGAAACAAACGAGCCCUUUAUCAAGGUUAAAUGGUUGAAGAACAAUACUGAUAUUUUCUCUGGGGACAAAUACAGGAUGCACUCUGACAGAAAAGUGCAUUUCCUAUCUGUCCUGGUUAUUGGCAUGGAUGAUGAUGCUGAAUACACUUGUGCUGUUGUUGAGGAUGAUCAAAUAAGAACAUCAGGCAGACUACAUGUUGAAGGUGCACCACUUGAAAUUGUGAAGAAUUUGGAAAGUGUUGAAGUACCAGAGUCAUAUGCAGGGGAGUUUGAGUGUGAAAUAUCUCGUGAGGAUGCUGAAGGCACCUGGUACUUCGAGAACAAAGAGAUCACUCCAAGCCUGAAGUAUGUUAUGUCUUCUCGCCGUGGAAGACACAGCCUGUGUGUCAAGGAUGUGAAGAAAGAGGACCAAGGCAAAUACACUUUCAAAGUGGGUGAUCUACAGACAAGUGCUAAUCUGAAGAUGAAACUGCGCUCAGUUACACUGAUGCAAGGACUUUCCGACUUAACUCUCUGUGAAGGUGAUAUUGCUCAGCUGGAGGUACGAUUCUCUCAGGAGAAUGUGGAGGGAACUUGGUUGAAGAACGGUCAACCCAUCUCUGCUACUGAUAGGAUUCACAUUGUUAUUGACAAACUUGUACACAAGCUCCUGAUUGAAAACAUAACCAAAGAUGAUGCUGGAAUGUACUCCUUUAAUGUUCCUGCUCAUGACAUUUCCACCGCAGGAAAACUGAAUGUUCAAACAAUUUCUAUUAUAACACCUCUAAAGGAUGUUAGCACAAUUGAAGGCACAAAGGCAGUGCUAGAAGCCAAGAUUUCAGCUGCUGAUGUGAGCUCAGUGAAAUGGUACCAUAAAGACAAACUAGUGACUGCUAGUGACAGAAUCCAGGUCGUGUCUAAGGGCUCCAAACAACGACUAGUACUGAAUAGAACUUAUGCUUCUGAUGAAGGACAAUAUAAACUGGUUGUUGGCAAAGUUGAUUCAUCAUGCAAGCUAACUGUUGAGAAAAUUAGUAUCGUAAAGCACAUGGAGGACUGUGUUUGCACGGAGACCCAGAAUGUCACAUUUGAAGUUGAGCUGUCUCAUACUGGCAUUGAUGCUCUCUGGACAUUUAAGGGUCAACCUCUGAAGGCUGGUCCCAAGUACAAAAUUGAUUCUAAGGGCACAAAGUAUAGUCUCAGUAUUCUGAAUGCCAUGAAAGAUGAGGAGGGCCCUUAUGUGUUUGCAGCUGGUGAAAAGACUUCAAGUGCUAAACUCAUAGUAUCAGGUGGUGCCAUAAACAAACCACUGCAGGAUGUAACUGUUGCAGAGUCCCAGACAGCUGUGUUAGAGUGUGAAGUUGCCAGUGCCUCCACUGAGGGAAAGUGGAUUAAGGAUGGACAUCCUGUUGAGUUCAAUGAUAAUGUCAGACGUGAAGAGAUCGGUCCUGUAAGACGGCUUGUCAUUGAAAUCUCAAGACCUCAGGAUAUUGGAGAGUACACAUACCAAGUGGCAAACUCUAAGACCUCAGCUAACUUGAGAGUUGAAGCUGUAAAGGUCAAGAAGACACUAAAGAACCAAACUGUCAUUGAGACACAAGAGGCUGUCUUCAGUAUUGAACUUACUCAUUUGGACGUGAAAGGGGUCCAAUGGAUCAAGAACGGAAUUGAUAUUCUUCCAAGUGAUAAAUAUGAAAUAUCAGUAGAUGGCAUGGUUCACAUGUUGAAGAUUAAAGAUUGUAACACCCAGGAUGAAUCAGUUUAUGGAUUCAAACUUGGAAAACUCACAGCUAAUGCAAGACUCAAUGUUGAGACAAUAAAAAUUGUGAAGAAGCCCAAAGAUAUGACUAUACUGCUAAACUCUACUGCAUCCUUUGAGUUAAGCGUAUCCCAUGAUAAUGUCCCCGUUAAAUGGAUGUUCAAGAACCAAGAGCUUCAGCCAAGUGCAAAUAUCCAAAUCCUUUCUGAGAGGAAAGCUCACAAGCUUAUCAUUGCUAAUGUUGAAGAAAACAUGGCGGGAGAAUACACAGCUGUUGUGGGACAUGUGCAGUGCAGUGCAGUUUUACAUGUUGAGUCUUUGAGAGUUACAAAGCCCAUGAAAAAUAUUGAGAUCCCAGAGACCCAGGUGGCCACAUUCGAAUGUGAGGUUUCGCAUUUUAAUGUCCCAUCCACAUGGCUGAAAAAUGGAGUUGAGAUUGAAAUGAGUGAGAAGUUCAGAAUAGUUGUGCAGGGUAAGCUGCACCAACUGAAGAUCAUGAACACCAGCAGAGAUGAUACUGCAGAAUAUACAUUUGUCUGUGGAAAUGACAAAGUCUCAGCCACCCUGACAGUUAGCCCUAUACUCAUCACCUCCAUGCUCAAAGACCUCAAUGCUCAAGAGAAGGAUACCAUUACAUUCGAAGUGACUGUUAAUUAUGAAGGCAUCACCUACAAAUGGCUGAAGAAUGGUAUAGAGAUUAGAUCCACUGACAGAUGCCAGACUCGUUCAAGACAGUUUUCUCACUCUCUGACCAUUCGCAAUGUGCACUUUGGGGAUACUGCAGAGUACAAGUUUGUGGCAGGAUCUGCUCAGACUUCAGCAAAACUGUUUGUUGAAGCUCGUGUCAUUGAGUUUAGAAAGCACAUCAAAGAUAUCAAGGUGACUGAGAAGAAAAAGGCUAUCUUUGAAUGUGAGCUCUCUGAGCCCAAUGUUCAAGUCACAUGGAUGAAAAAUGGGCAGGAACUUGAGCUAUCUGAAAGGUUCAAGGUUUCUACAGACAAGUAUAUUCAACGCUUAAUGAUACAGACUGUUCGCAUGUCUGAUGCUGGUGAAUACUCAGUGGUUGCUGGAUCCAGCAUGUCCAAAGCUCAGCUCACAGUUGAAGGCAAAGAUGUCCGCAUCACCGAACCGGUUGAGAAAGAAAUAACAGUGCUUGAGAAGCAGAGAGCUACAUUGGAAUUUGAGGUCAAUGAGGAUGACAUCGAUGGACGCUGGCUCAGAAAUGGUGUUGAAAUUCAAUUCACCAUUGAUAAGCGUUAUAACUAUGUGACCAUUAGGAAAAUUCAUCGCUUGACAAUCACUGAAACAUGGAGGAGUGAUGCUGGAGAAUACACUUUCAUUGCUGGGAAGAACAGGAGUGUGGUGACCCUACAUGUCAACAUUCCUGAACCUCCUAAGAUCAUCAAGCAUAUGGAGCCUUUGUCUGUUGAAGCUGGUAAACCUGCACGCUUCUCUGUGGAAGUGACUGGAAUCCCUGAACCACAAGUUUCCUGGUAUAAGAACUCUCAGGCAUUAUCUCCUGGAUUCAAGUGCAAGUUUCUGAGAGAGGCAAAUGAACACACUCUGCUGCUCAUUGAAGUCUUCCCAGAGGAUGCAGCUCAGUACAAUUGUGAGGCAAGAAAUGACUAUGGGCAGGCGACCAGCUCUGCUUCACUGAACGUCGAAGUUCCAGAGGUUGUUUCACCUGACACUGGUGCACCUUUAUCCCCACCUGUGAUUAUAUCUCCAAUACAACACACCUCUGCCACUGAAGGGGGAUCUGCUAGAUUUCAGUGCCGGGUGUCUGGAGAAGAUCUGACAAUUACGUGGUUCAGCAAAGACAAAGAGAUCAAACAGUCAACCUUCUUCAGAAUGUCUCAAUUUGAUGACAGCUGCCAGCUAGAGAUAGCCAGAGUUUAUCCAGAGGAUGAGGGAGAGUACACCUGUGUUGCUCGUAAUUCUGCUGGAAUGGUUUCUUGCUCCGCAGCACUUAAACUGGAGGUUACCAAACGUGAGGACAUUGAAACAAAAAUUGAAGAAGUCGUCAAAGAGUAUUCUAGUUUGACUUGGAAGACUGAGGAAGAAGAAGAAAAAGAAGAAACCUUCAGCACUUCUCUACAAUUACCCAAAACAGCUAAAACACUUGAACUCACGCCAGAACAAAAACGUUAUUCCAGUUCUUUGGAAAAGAAAAUACCUACUUUUGUAACCAAGUUAACACCAUCUGUAGUUACAGUUGGCAGUUCAGCUAGGUUUACUGUCACUGUAUCUGGCUUUCCAAAACCUAAAGUUAAUUGGUUUCAUAAUGGUAAAUCCAUUACUUCUUCAUCCAUUUACAGGUUUGUGGAGGAAAGAAAUGAAUACAGUCUAAUUAUCAGUGAGGUUAAAAAAGAGUUUGAGGGAGAGUAUUCUUGCAUUGCCAGUAACAGAUUUGGCCAAACUACGUGCACAACAACACUGAAAGUAGAAGUUCGUGAUCUAUCUACAGCAGAGAAGUGGGUUGAGCGAAUGUUUAAAAUCCCUGGUGAGCCACCCUGCUUUACCACACAAAUCCAACCAGUGCAGUGUGCUGAAGGAUGUGAAGCUAAAUUUCAUUACAAAGUGACAGGGGUACCUCAUCCAGAGGUUCAGUGGUUUAAGGGUAGUUACCAAAUUAAGCCUAGCCCAAACUGUUGCGUAGUCACAGACCCCGAUGGCACUGGAUUUCUUAUAAUGAUUGAUGCACAACAGAAGGAUACUGGUCUAUACACAUGUAAGGCUUCCAAUUGCUUUGGAGAGGCAACAUGUAGUGCUGAAUUGACGGUGUUUUGCAAAAGUUUCUCAGUAUCUCAUCAACAGCAGUUAGUUCAGGGACAAAAGUCUUAUAAAGUGUCCACAACCGAAGAAGCAACUGAAUCUCGAUUGUAUAGUGUGAGUCUUCCCAUUCAAGCCAGAACCGAAGUGCAGGAAGGACGCCAGAUGAUUUAUACCAUUGGUACUGAAGAUAAGCACAUUAUAGCCAGUGAGCAAGUAGGUACUUUCUGUGAAAUAGAUGUUUCAGCUGCAACUAUGCACAAGGAGCAGGUUACUCACCAAGCAGCAGUUCUGCAGUCUCACAAAAUGCAAGAAAGGGUAACUGUAGCUCCCACCAAGCCACAGUCAGCAGUGGCGACACCUCUGAAACAGCUUCACAUGGCUGCAAUGACCUCUGCUGUUCAAGAAAACCAAGGUUUUACAGAGCAACAUUUAGACCGUAUUAAAAGUCCUGAAGUUACUGAGGUUGAUAUUUCUAAGCAGGAGCCUUCAAAGUGUAUGUCUGCUAUAACAGAGAGUGUGACUCCGUUAACAAUAGUUAAAGCAGAGCCUCUAUCAAGGCAAGAGGAAAAGCAGCUCAAAGCUACUCCUGAGCCUAAGCACCAAAUGUUAAGUCACCAGGUAGAAACAAUCCUUGCAACUGUUAAAGAGCAGUCACAUAUUAUACCACAGACGGAGGCGGAAAAGAGCUACCAAGUUAAAGAGGGCAUUAAAAUAUUGUAUUCAGCAGUUUCCACAGAAAAUACACAGCUUUCUGAAGGGCAUACAGCAGAUAUCUCUAUUUUGGAUUCAGCAAUUCAAUCAUCAGUAAAGACAGAAUACUCAAAACCAGUUAUUCUUUCAGUAAAUGAGACCAAGCAAAUGUUAUCAAAAGAAGAGAAGUUAUCUAUGCACCAGCCAAAUGAGGAAGUUGCAUCUCAGGCUAAGGAUAGGGUAUUUAAGUCAGCUGUUAUUUCUGAAGAAAGAAAUGAACUUAAAGCUGAAAAAACAAGCAUAAUCCCAGGUUUGGAUAGUGCUGUUUCGGUUCAGUCACAGACUGAAAAGGACCAGCUAAUUAAUUUGCAGAUAUUCACAGAUCAGGCAGUUCUUCCCUCUGAGGGUCGAUUCAGUAGUGAAAGGCCAAGUCCUGAACAAGCAGAAGUUAGAAAAUCUCCUACCUUUAUGCACACCGUGUCAACAGAUGAACAGGCAACUGCUACCUGUGAAGAAUCAACUCAGUUUUCUGUUGAAGAGACAGCAAUUUCCAUAGUACCUCAUAUAGAGGUUCCUGCCCUCUUGCAUCUACAGGCAAUUCACCCAGACAACAUCCUAUCAAAAGAGGGUAUACUCUCAGCAGAGAAGCCUGACCAGCAGAUGGCAGUUCUGAGACAGGAAAUGGCCCGUAAACAUGCAGUUACUACAGAGGAGAAAAGGGAUCUUACAGCAGACUAUUCCAGAGCUCUUGAUGUUUCUGUGGCAGGAUUUCAAUCUGAAAUCAGCAAAGAACCAAAGCCUCAAAACAUUUUGCAAGUAUGUGCAGAACAAAUGCAAUUGCCAAAAGAAAAACCAUUUGAUAGUGACAUUAAGCAACAACGUGCGUUAGUUCAAAAAGAGGAUCACUGGAAUGUUUUACAGGCCAUGUCUGUAUCAGAUAAACAUGAGCUGGAGGAAGGACAUACAGAACAUUUAGGUAUACUUGAGCAAUACACAUGCUUGACUAAGAUGGAGCCUAAAAUGUCAACAGAAUUUGUUCAUGUUGAGGAAAAGGCGGUCUCCACAGAAAAUACUACUUCUCUUGAGGCUGCAGAACAAGACUUUGCUGUUCAGAUUCAAGAGGGACAGUCCAUUAGACAGUCAAUAUUAUUGGAAGAGAAGCAUGUUCUAACACGUGAAACGUCUCAAGAUCUUAUUAAACCAAAAACUACCGUUGCAGUGGUUAGCCAGCAGCAGAUGGGUGCUCUACUAGUGUCAGAGUCCAGAGAAAGUGAGGAACUUCCUAAGGAACUUACAUUUGUUAUCUCAGCACCAAAAGCACAUAGCUUAAAUAUAAAGCAGCAGUUAAAAAAUAUGCUUGCAUCUGCAGUAGCUAGAGAUCAACCAUUAAUCCUAGCAGAUGUGGUUGAGCGUUUAGAAGUUGUUGAAGUGCAAGAAGUAAAAGUACAGAAGGAGCCCAAGUAUAUUAUAUUCACAUAUCUUAUUACAACUGCUGGUGCACCCAUAGAAAUUACAAUUGCUUUUGAGGGAGAGUACCCUCAGACUGCUGAUCUUAAGAGUGAACUUCAGGCUGCAUUUUAUUCCAUUGUAUUUCGUGAGCAUCAGGUACUUACCUCUGAACAGCCAGGAACAAUGCAAAUUGACAGGCCUCAGAGAUUACAAGUUAGCAAGGCAACUUCCAAAGAAAGGCUUUCACCAGUAGUAGAGACUGUGCAAUUAACUGAAAAUGCAGAAGCUUUUUUGGCAUCUAAAACUCAAUCAGCUUCUCUGAAAACUGAAUCAACAACUACUUUCCAAUCUGUUAGUUUUCACAAAGAAUCUUUUGUGGAAGACUCAGGAAGGAGUGAAAUUAUGCAGAUGUCCACAGAGUCAAAAAUGGAGAUGAAGCAAUCUGUUCAUAUUGAUAAACAGGAAAUCAGUUUGGUGACAGCAAAAGGCCAAGCAAGAGAUGUAACAAGCAAAUUGCAAGAAGAAACAGUUAGGGAUGAUUACUCAGUUUUUGAAAGUACUUUAAAAGAUAUUACGAUUGAAGAACAUUCUAAAGCAACCUUUUCUGUAACUAUAAGACAUGUUUCAAAGGUCAAUUGGCUUUUUAAUGGAAAACCAAUUAAGUCUGGCAAAGAGUUCAAGUGUUCAAAAGACAGGGACACCUAUACACUAGUAAUAGACAAAGUUAUCAAGAAUAAACAUGAAGGCGAAUUCACGUGUGAGGCCGUGAGUGAAGCUGGCACAACACGGACAUCUUCAAGGCUCACAGUAGUCUCAAGAGUGCCACCUGUUUUCAGGCAUAAAAUCCAUGCUCUGGAGACUAAUGUUGGCAGUCCUGCCAAAUUUGAAUGUGAGAUUGAAGAUGCUCCAAAUGUUACCUUCACAUGGUUCAAGUCUGGUUCUGAGAUCAGACAGAGUGACAAGUACAGGAUCAUCAGCUAUUCUACCACAUCAUCGCUGGAGCUUCUGAGUCCAACCAUAGCUGAUAGUGGAGUGUAUAUGUGCAAAGCUUUAAACCAACAUGGUAGCGACAGUUGCUCUGCUAACCUGACUGUGACAGAGGUUUUCCCUCCAGAAUUUGUGUCAAAGCCUGAACCGAUGACAUUAUUUGUGGGUAAACAAGCUAAAUUUCAGUGUGUCAUCACUGGUUCUGCACCACUGAAUGUUGUAUGGUACAAGGACAACAUUGCUAUUUUGCCCGAUGAGAACCAUAAAGUGUCUUUUGAGAAGAACAAGCAUUGUCUUGAGAUAAUGAAACUUGAGCAAAGUAAUCAGGGAACUUACCUUUGCAAAGCUUCAAACAGUGUCGGCAUGGCUACAUGCUGCACUGAAAUGAGAGUUAUUGACAAACCUAGUUUUGUGAAGACCUUCGAAUCAACUUCUGUAGCUGUGGGAAACCCACUGCGACUUGAGUGUCAGGUCGAUGAAGAUACAGGUGUGACUAUUACUUGGACAAGGGAUGGCAAGAAACUCCAUAACACUAUGGAUAGCAAAAUGUCUUUUGAUGAGAAAGUCAUCAGCCUUGAUAUCCCAAAGUCCAAGAUAAAAGAUACUGGCACUUAUGUCUGCACUGCUACAAAUGAUGCUGGAAGCAGCAGCUGCUCUUCUGUGGUUACGGUGAAAGAGCCUCCAGUAUUUGUUAAGAAACUGGAGCCAAAAAUCCUUUGGAAAAAAGGCAUUUCUGCACGCUUAUUGUGCACUGUGAAAGGAUCUCCUGAGCUCCAUGUCAGUUGGUUUUUACAUGAGAAACAACUAAGCUCCAGUGAAAGACACAAAAUCACCUUCAAAGAUGGUCAAGCUACACUUGAGAUUAUUGACCUUACUGUGUCUGACAGUGGAAAUUACACCUGUGAAGUAAUGAACGAGGCUGGCUGUGAAAGUUGUAGCACCAACUUGACUGUUAAAGAACCCCCUGCUUUCAAAAAGGAGUUAGAAAUGGUGGAAGUGGUGAAGGGGCAUGCUGCAAAACUCCAGUGUGAAGUUACUGGCACCGCUCCAUUUGAUGUAUCUUGGUUAAAGGACAAGAAACCAGUGAUCACUGAUAAAAGGCAUACAAUUGUAUCAAAGGACACCAUUUUAUGUUUGGAAAUACAAUCAUUUGACAGUGCAGAUGUUGGGGACUACCAAUGUGUUGUUUCGAAUGAUGUUGGUAAAAUAACUUCUAAAUCAAUAGCCAAACUGAAAGACCCUCCAUCUUUUGUAAAGAAGAUCGAAAACACAACUGCAGUUUUGGACAGUUCUGUGAAACUGCAGGGUACUCUUAAAGGCUCAGCCCCUAUUACUGUCACAUGGCUAAAGGAUUCUGAGCUACUCAGACAUGAUGAUCCUAAUUUUACAAUUACUUUUGAAAACAACAUUGCCAGUUUGGCGAUUGCAAAAAUAGCCAUGAACCAGGAUGGAAAGUACACAUGCCUCGCAGAAAAUGAGGCUGGCCAGCAAAAAUGUGAAGCCAAGUUAUCAGUACAAGAACCAGCUAGAAUUGUUGAUAAAGCACCAUCCAUAAGUGUAACAGCAGGAGAUUCUGCAACUUUGGAAUGCACUGUGUCAGGAAGUCCGGAUCUUAAAGUUAAAUGGCUUCGUGAUGGCAAGGAAGUGAUAUCAGGACGAAAAUACAAAAUCUCUUUUAAAGACAAUGUAGCGAGCUUAAAAAUCCUUUCGGCAGAGAGGGGAGAUAGCUGUGAAUACACAUUGGAAGUUUCUAAUCGGGUUGGAAAAGACCAUUGCUCUUGCUCAGUCACAGUUCUUGAUAAAAUUAUACCACCAACCUUCACAAAAAAUCUUAAAAAGGUUGAUGGCAACCUUGGAGGAAAUAUCCAGAUGGAUUGUAAAAUGUCAGGGUCACAGCCCAUGACAAUAUCUUGGUUCAAAAAUGGAAAGGAGAUCACAACUGGUAUAAAGUACCAAAUUGAAUUUAAAGAAAGCUCUGCUUUAUUGAAAAUAUCCCAGUUAGAGACUUCUGAUGCUGGGGUUUUCACUUGUCAUGCAACUAAUGCUGCGGGGCACAGUGAGACCAGUGGAACAGUAUCUAUUAAAGAGCCUCCAGUCUUCACAUUGAAACCUGAAUCUCAAGAUGUUAUACCAGGGUCUAAUGUUGUUUUGAAAGCUGCUUUUACUGGAACACCAAGUUUUACUACUAAGUGGUUAAAAGAUGAGAAAGAGAUAUUAACUGGAGGUACUUGUUUUAUCAAGAAAGAUGCCUCUUCAAGUACCUUGGCAUUGCACUCUGUAAAGCCAUCACAUUCUGGCAAAUAUACUUGCCAGGUUGCCAACGAUGCAGGAAAAGUUUCAUGCACCGCAGUCUUAUUUGUGAAAGAGCCUCCAACGUUUGUGACAAAACUUGAUUCAACUAUAUUAGCAGUAAAUGGCAGUGUUGUGGUUUUGGAGUGUAAAGUAACUGGCAGUCCAGAAAUUUCUAUUAAGUGGUAUAAAAAUAAUACAGAAAUCAGCCCAGGUGAUAAAUAUCAAAUGACCUUCAUUGACUCAGUUGCUACACUGCAGAUAUCCAAUUGUAGUCUUGAAGAGAGCGGGGAUUAUAUUUGUGUAGCAUCCAGUGAUGCUGGCAGUGACAAGUGCAGUUGCUUGGUUACGGUCAAAGAACCUCCUACAUUCAUAAAGUUAUUUGAAUCCAGAGAAGUUGUCAAAGGUUCUGAUGUGUUGCUCGAGGGAACAGUUUCAGGAACACCUCCAUUUGAGGCUUCGUGUUUCAAAGAUUCAAACCAAAUCAGAAAUGACCGCCGGCAUAUCAUUAACGUAAAGAAUGAUGUAGUUACUAUUGAGAUUCUUAAGUUUGAACCUGGAGAUGCUGGCAAAUAUAAAUGCUCACUAGCAAAUGAAGUGGGACAGACUUCGUGUGAUUGUGAAAUUAUAUUGAAAGAGCCACCAUCAUUCACACAGAAGCUAGAUAACAUGGAUGCCUUACUAGGCACUGAGCUUACAAUGAUGUGUGUUCUGAAAGGCUCAUUGCCUAUAAAAGUGUCAUGGACAAAAGGUGACCAUGAGGUAAAAGAUACCGAGGAUGUCCAGAUUUCUUUUGAGAACAAUACAGCGGUGCUGCAUUUCUCGAAUGUACAGUUAAAACAUUCUGGAAAGUACACUUGUCAUGCCCAAAAUGAGGCUGGAAGUCAGAAGUGUACAGCAGCUUUGGUGGUCAAAGAGCCAGCAAAUAUUACAGAUCAGGCCAAGUCUAUCAGUGUUACAGUAGGAGAUCCUGCCACUCUGGAGUGCAGGUUCUCAGGCACUAAACCCCUGAAAGCCAAAUGGCUGAAGGAUGGGAAAGAACUGAUAUCCGGUAAAAAAUACAAAAUACAAAGCACUGAUAAAAGCUCCAUAUUAAAGAUCCUUUCUGCAGAGAGGAAUGACGAAGGCGAAUAUACAUUUGAGGUUUCAAAUGAUGUUGGCAGCAGCACUUGUGAGGCCUCUGUAACAGUACUAGAUCAAAUAAUUAUGCCGUUAUUCACGAGAAAAUUAAAAGAACUGGAAAGUAUUAAAGGAUCCUUUGCACAGAUGGAAUGUCUGGUUGCAGGAUCACUGCCUAUCACAAUCACUUGGUUUAAGGAGAACAAGGAGAUAAAGACAUCUGAAAAACAUAAGAGUGUUUUCUUUGAGAAUGCAGCAUCUUUGGAAAUCAGUCGUCUUGAUAGUUUGGACAGUGGAAAUUAUACCUGUAUUGCUACAAACAAAGCAGGCAGUGCACAGUGUUCUGGUGUCUUAAAAGUUAAAGAGCCUCCUGUUAUCAUUGAGAAACCUGAGUCACAACAGGUCAUACCUGGAACCAGAGUGAAAUUUGGUGUACUUGUGUCCGGAACUCCUCCACUGACCAUUAAGUGGUUCAGAAAUAGAAAAGAGGUCUUAUCAGGGGCUGACUGCUCCAUUCAGAAAGAUGACUCUUCAAGCUCAUUGGAGCUGUUUUUCACUAAGCCAUCAGACUCUGGAGACUACAUCUGUGAAAUAAGCAAUGAUGUUGGCUCAGAUUCCUGCCAAACAACACUCUUUGUCAAAGAACCCCCCAAAUUCCUCCGGAAGCCAGACAAAGUUUCAGUAGUGAAACUUGGCCAGUCUGUAAUUUUUGAGUGUGAGGUCACAGGCACACCAGAGAUAGACACAUACUGGUUUAAAGAUGGCAACGACUUAAGUCCAGAUGACAAGCAUAAAAUUACUUUUGUCAACUCAUUGGCACGACUUGAGAUAACAGGUGCUGAUCUUAAAGACAGUGGUAUAUAUUACUGUGAGGCCCGCAAUGAGGCAGGUAGUGAGAGCUGUAGUAUGGAUCUGAAAGUGAAAGAGCCACCAGUUAUCGUAAAACCAUUCACUCCUGUAGAUGUUGUGAAAGGAUUGAAUGCCUCUUUUGAGUGUCAAAUUAGAGGCACAGCUCCUUUUAAUAUAACCUGGCAACGAGAUUCCAAGGAGAUAAAGCCAAGCACAAAACAUAUGUUCUCUCAGAAAAAUGGUUCACUAAUGUUAGACAUACAGAAAUGUGAUGACUUGGAUGUUGGCGAGUACCAGUGCAUUAUUUCAAAUGAAGUUGGAAGUUGUUCAUGUACGACAACACUAAACAUAAAAGAACCACCAUCAUUUGUUGAAAAGAUCCAGAAUGUUACAACAGUGUUGGGAAAUGUAGCAGAGUUUAAAUGUGUUGUGAAGGGGUCACCUCCUCUUACUAUACAAUGGCAAAAAGAUGAAACAUGGAUCUUGGAAGAUGCUGAGAUUGAGAGAACAUUUGAGAAUAAUGUUGCUACAUUAAGAAUUCCCAUGUGCCAGUCUAACCAUAGUGGAAGAUAUACCUGCCAGGCAAUGAAUGAGGCAGGGCAGGAGAAGUGUUUUUCCACUCUUUUGGUACAAGAGCCUCCACAGAUUAUUGAAAAAACAGAACUUAUUAAUGUCACUGUUGGAGAUCCAGUCAGUUUUGAGUGCAAAGUUACAGGCACUGCCGAACUGAAAGUGAAAUGGAGUAAAGAUGGCAAAGAGGUGGUUCCAUCCAGACAACAUAGCAUCAGUUUUCUCAAUAACAUCUGUAACCUUAAGAUUCAGGAUGCACAAUUAGAUGAUAGAGGAACUUACCUCUUUGAGGUCUCCAACUACAUCAGUACCUGCACAUGUAAAGUGACUUUAAAUGUCCUAGAACAAAUAAUUCCACCUGCCUUCACCAAACCCCUGACUGACAUGGAAGAGAUUCUAGGUUCCCCAGUAAAACUAACAUGCAAUAUAUCUGGCUCACUUCCUAUAUCUGUGGAGUGGUUUAAAGAUGGAACUAAACUAACAGGGAAAGCCAAGCAUAAACUGGUACAGGACCACAACUGUGUCUCUUUGGAGAUUGAGCCACUAGAGAAGGCAGACACUGGAACUUACACUUGUAAACUUACAAACAAAGCAGGCAGUUGUGAAUGCAGUGGAACACUGAGGGUGAAAGAACUUCCGAGCUUUGUGGUGGUGCCCGAGCCGCAGGCUGUCAUACCAAACACCACAGUCCGUUUUAAAUGUACCUUUAAAGGAACGCCACCCUUCAAAGUAAAAUGGUUCAAAGAAGAUACUGAGCUGAUUACUGGACCAUCCUGCUUUAUUGGCAUUGAGGGCCUUUCAAGCUUCAUAGAUCUUUAUGCUGUGGGACUUUCGAACACUGGGCCAUACUCUUGCCAUGUUAGCAAUGAUGCUGGUACAGAGAAAUGUACCACAAGCUUAUUGGUGAAAGAACCACCUGAAUUUGUACAGAAACUUCCAGCAACAAAAUUUCUAAAGAUGGGCUUGCCACUCCGGCUUGAAUGCAAAGUUACUGGCACGCCACCUUUGAAAAUUAGCUGGUUCAAAAAUGACAACAUGGUCACUGAGAGUAAAAACGUGAUGAUGGCUUUCGAUGGCUCAAUGGCAGUGCUUGAGAUUCUAAGCACCUCCUGUGAUGAUGAUGGAGUGUACACCUGUGAAGUUCAAAAUGAUGCAGGAAUGAAGAGCUGCAGCACCACUCUCACAGUAAAAGAACCACCAACUUUCCAGAAAGUGCCCUCACCAGCUGAGGGGCUGAAAGGCAAAGAUGUCAGUCUUAACUGUGAGCUAAAAGGACAUGCACCAUUUGAGAUAACCUGGUUUAAAGACAAAACACAACUAAAGGAAAGUAGAAAGUAUAAAUUUGUGUCUGAAGGACACACUGCUACGCUACACAUUCUUGGACUGGAGGCAUCAGAUGCUGGUGAUUAUGAAUGCAAAGCCUCAAACAAUGUAGGAAGUGAUACCUGCCAAGGAAUGGUAAAACUCAGAGAACCACCGGUUUUCGUCAAGAAACUUACCAAUACGACAGCCAAAUCUGGCGAGGAGGUUACUCUGGUGGCAACAGUCAAAGGCUCUGAGCCAAUCAGUGUGUCUUGGGUACAGGACAAGGACCAUAUUCUUAGAGAUGGUGACAACAGAAAAAUUACUUUUGAAAAUAAGCAGAUAACACUGAGGAUCUUUAAAGCGGAUUCAACCACUGCUGGGAAGUAUACCUGUGAGAUUAAAAAUGAUGCUGGCGUGGCACAAUGCAUGGCAAACAUAACUGUUCUAGAACCUGCAGCCAUUUUGGAUAAGACAGAUUCUGUUAGUGUCACUGCCGGUGACACAGCAGUUUUAGAAUGCACUAUAUCUGGAACCCCAGAGCUUAAACCAAAAUGGUAUAAAGAUGGAAAGGAGCUGUCUUCUGGACAUAAAUACAAAAUCACCUUCUCCAAAAAGAUAUGCAGUCUUAAGCUGUUGUCCACAAAUCAAGGUGAUACUGGAGAGUAUACUUUUGAAGUCUCAAAUGAAGUUGGAAGUGAUAGUUGCAAGAUGCACCUUGGUGUUCUAGAUAAAAUUAUCCCUCCCGCAUUCUCAAGAAAAUUGAAGGAUAUGCACAGUAUUGUUGAGAAACCUGCUGAACUGGAUUGCAAGGUCUCGGGUUCUGCACCUCUUACAAUUUCAUGGUAUCACAAUGGCAAGGAGAUUGAAAGUGGGCCAAACUAUGAAAUUAGUUUUGCUGAGAAUACCUGCACGCUCAAACUGCCCAUUCUAAAGCUGUCCGAUGCAGGUUCAUACAAAUGUAAAGCAAUUAACAGUGCUGGAACUGCUGAGACUACUGCCUUUCUUGAUGUUAAAGAACCUCCUUCUUUUGUGGUGCCUCCUCAGCCGGUUGAGGCACUUCCUGGAUCAAAUGUCUCAUUCACUGCAACUGUUAGAGGAAGUGCCCCAUUAAGGGUAAAAUGGUUCAGGGGCAGUAAGGAGAUUAUAUCUAGCGGAGCCUGUUUGAUUGCUCUCAAAGGAGACAUAGCUACACUGGAACUCCUUCGAAUUGACAAAUCUCAUGCAGGAGAAUACACCUGUCAAAUUAUUAAUGAUGUUGGGAAGGAAAACUUCCCUGUGAAUCUUUUUGUCAAAGAAGCUGCACGCUUUGUCAAAAAGCUGAAAAACAUCUCUGUUGAAGUGGGCAAGUCAAUGAUACUUGAAUGCACAUAUGCUGGAAGCCCUAAAAUUCUGGUGAAGUGGCACAAAGAUGGCCAGGAGAUCUUUUCCUCUUAUAGAUACAAUAUUACUACUACCGAGAACUCCUGCAUCUUGGAGUGCCUCAACAGUGAUAAAGAGGCAGGAGGAAAAUACUUAUGUGAAGUUUCCAAUGAAGCUGGCUCUGACACCUGUGAAGCAACAGUGUCCAUUUUAGAGCCACCAUUCUUUAUUGAGACUUUGGAACCAAUGGAAGUGACUGCUGGUGAUGCAGUCUGUCUGAAAUGCCAGAUUGGGGGCACUCCUGACAUCAAGGUCUCCUGGUUCAAAGGGGAUGGCAAAGUUCGAUCUUCUCCAAACUGUAGAAUUGAGUACUCCAAAGGUGUAGCUUGUUUGAAAUUAGCCAAAGCCACCAAAGCUGACAUUGGAGAAUACACUUGUAAGGCAGAAAACAACAUUGGCUCUGCCGCUUCUAGCUGCCACUUAACUGUACAAGAGGCCAAGACACCACCAUCUUUCCCUAAGAAAAUUACUAGCAUUCAGCAAACUGUAGGCCGUAGUGUCCAGUUCGAGUGCCGUGUUGCGGGAUCAUCUCCACUGGAGAUUUCUUGGCUUAAAGAUGGAGAAGUUCUAAAGAGCAGCCCAGAGUAUACUAUGACAUUUGAUGAUAAUUCUGCUGUACUGAGAAUUGCAGAGGGAGAAAUGAGACAUUCUGGAGAAUACACUUGUGUUGCAACAAAUAUUGUUGGAACUGCCUCUUGUAGAGCCAAACUCACACUUCAAGAGCCAAGAUACCCACCUGUGUUUGAUAGGAAGCUUUCACCCAUGGAUGUUUUAGUAGGAAAUACUGUGCAGUUGGAAUGCCACAUGACUGGAUCAUUGCCUAUAAAGGUCACCUGGUCAAAGGAUCAUAAAGAUAUCCGCACAGGGGGCAAUUAUAAAAUAUCAUGUGUGGAUAACACUGCCCAACUGACUAUACUGAAAGCAGAUAAGGCUGACUCUGGCCACUAUUCUUGCCAUGCUAGCAAUGAUAUGGGGAAGGACUCUUGUUCAACAGAGGUCACUGUGAAAGAACAAAAGAUUCCACCAAGUUUCACCAAAAAACCUUCAGAAACCCUUGAGGAAACUCAGGGCAAGUUGGUGAAGAUUGAGGCACGUGUUGCUGGAUCACAGCCCAUAACUGUCAACUGGUAUAAGGAUGACAAAGAAAUCUUCAGCUCUGACAGAUAUGACAUGACCUUCAAAAGCAACUUGGCUGUGAUGGUGAUAAAGAGUACCUCCAUCUCAGAUAGUGGUACUUAUACAUGCAAAGUCACCAACGAUGCCGGUUCUGCUUCUUGCCAGGUUUUGGCUCAUAUAACAGAGCGGAAGGUACCCCCAAGCUUUGACUUGACCCUUAAACCUGUGACACUAAAUGAGGGUGAGACACUUUCUCUUAGAUGCCAUGUACGUGGCUCUACACCACUGAAAAUUGAAUGGAUGAAGGACAGAAGGGAAUUGACGUCCUCUGCCAACACUAAGAUCAGUUUUGAAGAUGGCUCAGCUACACUAGAAAUGCUCAAUGUGUCUAAAACAGAUGCAGGAGAUUACCUCUGUAAGGCAACCAAUGAAGUUGGCAGUGAGUUCUGCAAGUCCAGAGUUACCAUCAAAGAGAAGCCAAAAGCUCAGGCUCCAGCUCCAGCACCUGCAGUACCUGCAGCUCCUGCACCAGCUAAGAAAUUGGACAAUUUGUUCUUUAUUGAGGAACCCAAGGGUGUCCAUAUCACUGAGAAGGGCACUGCAACCUUCAUCGCCAAGGUUGGUGGUGAUCCCAUUCCUAGUGUGAAAUGGAUGAAGGGCAAAUGGAGGCAGAUGACCCAUGGUGGUCGCAUUGCCAUUGUGCAGAAGGACCAAGAUGCCAAAUUGGAAAUCAGAGAUGUGACUAAAUCUGAUGCUGGACAGUAUAGAUGUGUAGCUUCAAACAAACAUGGAGAAAUCGAAUCCAGCACUGAUCUGGCUGUUGUUGAGAAAAAAGAAAUUACACCUGAAAUGGUCACAUUGAAGAAGACACCUUCCAAACAAAAAAGCCCCAAAGAGGAGAAGGAAAUUGAUAUUGUUGAGCUGCUCAGAAAUGUGGACCCCAAAGAGUAUGAGAAGUAUGCACGCAUGUACGGUAUCACGGACUACCGUGGCCUUCUUCAAGCUAUUGAAAUGCUAAAGAAGGAGAAAGAAGAACAACAAAUUGCAAGACCUGAACUGGAACAUACAAGAAGAGAAUCAGAAGAAGAGGAUCUAUCAAAACUUGUGGCUGAUUUACAGAAGAGAAUGGAACAAACUGAGCCUGUAACACUGAUCAAGGACAUCACAGACCAGACUACAUUUGUAAACAAAGAGGCCGUGUUUGAAUGUGAGAUAAAAAUCAACUACCCAGAGAUAACCUUAUCUUGGUACAAAGGCACCCAAAAACUUGAUUCAAGUGACAAGUAUGAGAUUACUGUUGUUGGUGACCGAUACAUCUUAAAGAUCAAGAAUUGCCAGACCCGGGAUGAGGGCAGUUAUCGCAUUGUAUGUGGACCACAUAUCUCCAGUUCCAAAUUGACAGUGUUGGAAGGUGAAGUGGAAAAGCACAUGGAGGAUGUCACUGGUAAGGAAGGCCAAACUAGUACACUCACAUGCCAGUUCUCUAUACCAAAUGCAAAGGCUCAGUGGUUUAAAAAUGGAAAGAUUUUAGAGCCACAUGGCAGGUACACAUAUUCUGUGGCCAAUUACACUCAAAAGCUAUCAAUUAAAGAUGUUAGGCCUGAAGACCAAGGAGAAUAUACCUGCAAAUAUAAAAACCUUGAAUCAACUGCAAAUCUUUGGGUGGAAGCAGAGCAAAUACAUUUCACUAAACGCAUCCAGAACAUUGUGGUUCGGGAACGACAGUCUGCAACUUUUGAAUGUGAAGUGUCCUUUGACAAUGCAAUUGUAACAUGGUAUAAGGACAUAUGGGAGCUAAAAGAAAGCCCCAAGUACAUGUUCAGGAGCGAAGGUCGACGACACUUUAUGAUCAUCCGCAAUGUAACCUCAGAAGAUGAAGGCGUUUAUUCAGUGAUUGUCAGAUUGGAACCCAGGGGCGAAGCCAAAAGCACAGCAGAACUUUACCUCUCAGGGAAAGACAUUGAUGUAGGAAGGGUACCUUAUGAUAUUCCUGAUUCAUCAAUACAAGUCCCCGAAGCACCAUCUGCAUUUGCAGUUGAAGCUGAAUCAUCUAUUGAAUAUUAUCAUUAUGAAGAAAAGAUGGAAAUUCAAGAGUAUGAAUACAGAACAGAAGAAAGGAUAGUAGAGGAAAUCUCUCUUACAGCUCCAAGAAUUCCCGUGGAAGAGAUUGUUGAGAGGAAGGCACUUGGAGUGAGAGAAGUCGUCCCAACCAAAGUUCCUGAGAUGGUUGAGAAACCACAGGAGAAACCGACACAAGUUGAGGAAAAGAUAGAAGCACCAAAAAAAGUACCCGAAGCUAAGAAACCCAAAGAAGAGAAAGUCAUACCAUAUAAAGUGGAAGAACCAAAAGAGCUUCGCCCUACAGAAGAAUACGAAGAGGUCCCUACUCCUCAGCCAGCCCAGCCUUCUCCAAAGAAAGUGCCAGAAGCUGUAGUACCUGUGGUUCCAGAACCUAAACCCAAAGAACCUACACCAAAACCUCCAUCAAUACCUGAAACCAAACCAGAACCUAAGCUGAAGACCAAGCCUGAGCCUACACCUAAAAAGAAGCUAGAGCCAAAGCCUGAACCAAAGCCUGAACUUAAGCCGGAACUAAAGCCUGUACCACCAAAGGAAACUGAGCCACUUCCAGCCAAAGUUCCUCUGGAAUUAAAGAAACCAAAGCCAACUGAACCAGAACCACCAAGGACAGUACCCACCAAACCAGAGCCAGCACAAAUCACCUUGGUUCCUAAGGAUGUUGUCUUACAAAAAGUACAAGAACCUUCUAAGAAGCCAGAGAUUCCCUCAUACAUACCUGCAGAGAAAGAGGAAGUAAAAGAAGAAAUACCAUUGCUCAAGAAAGACAUCACACCUAUCCCUAAAGUAGAAGAAGUCAAAGAAGAGAGGAAAAAGGAAGCACCUGAGGUUAAGGAGCCCAAAAAACCAAAGAUUAUGCCUGAGGUUAAACCUGAGAUCAAGCCUGAACCUAAACCUGAGGUUAAGCCAGAGCCCAAACCCAAGAUUAAACCUGAGCCAAAACCUGAGGUCAAAUCAGAACCUAAACCUGAGAUCAAACCAGAACCUAAACCUGAGGUUAAGCCAGAGCCCAAACCCAAGAUUAAACCUGAGCCAAAACCUGAGGUCAAACCAGAACCUAAACCUGAGAUCAAACCAGAACCUAAACCUGAGGUUAAGCCAGAGCCCAAACCCAAGAUUAAACCUGAGCCAAAACCUGAAGUCAAACCAGAACCUAAACCUGAGAUCAAACCAGAACCUAAACCUGAGGUUAAGCCAGAGCCCAAACCCAAGAUUAAACCUGAGCCAAAACCUGAGGUCAAACCAGAACCUAAACCUGAGAUCAAACCAGAACCUAAACCUGAGGUUAAGCCAGAGCCCAAACCCAAGAUUAAACCUGAGCCAAAACCUGAGGUCAAACCAGAACCUAAACCUGAGAUCAAACCAGAACCUAAACCUGAGGUUAAGCCAGAGCCCAAACCCAAGGUUAAGCUUGAACCUAAACCUGAGGUUAAGCCUGAAGCCAAACCUGAGGUUAAGCCUAAAGCCAAACCUGAAGUUAAGCCUGAAGCCAAACCUGAAGUUGAGCCCCUGCCUAAACAUGAAGUCAAGCUAGAGAAACCUACACCAGAAAAGAAACCCGAGUCACUUCUACCAAAAGUUCAUGUGGAGGAAGAGAAACCAAAACUAUCUCAUCCAGAAGCACCACAAGCAGUGCCUACUAAACCAGAACCAGCCACUGUGGUUCCAAAGAAAGUAUCUCUUCAAAAAGUGCAAGAACCUUUCAAGAAGCCAGAGAUUCCUUCAAACAUACCUGCACAGAAAGACAAGGAAGAAAUGUCAUGGUUGAUGACAGAUAUUGUGACUGACUCUAAGCCAGAGGACAAGUAUGACAAACAGAAAGAUACUGUUUUACCUAAAACGGAUAUUAAGCACAAGAUUUCUCAGAAGAAAGCAAAAAUGACAGAUGAAGUUCCUCCUAGGCCUAUACCAGAAGAAGAUAAAAUAAGUUCCAAUAAGCAAGAAGUCAUUUCACUUAAAAAAGAACAACCAGAAAUUACAAUCAUGCCUAAGACAGAAGUAAAACAAUAUAUUCUACAUGAAAAGAAGGGAUUAGCUUUAGCUACUGAAGAAAUAACAUUUUCUAAUAAACUGGAGGUAGCAUCUGUGCCAAAAUUAGAAGAAAGGAUAGGCGCCACAUCUUUAGUGAAAGAAUUGGUCCUUGAAGAACUUAAGGAAGAGCUUGUGCCAAAAACAGAUAAAAGGGAAGUUACAUCACUUAAGAAAAAAGAAAUUAUCUUAAUUUCUGAAGAUAAAUCAAUGGCACUGCAAUCAGUGAAGGCAACUUCUGUGCUGAAACCAGAGAAAAUAGCAGACAUUCCCCCUACAAAGAAGGAAUGUGUCUUAACAUCUGAAGAAGAAAUUGUUCUUCAAGAGCCUAGAGUAGUGUCUGUACCACUUAUAAAGAAAAAGGAAGAUAUUCCAUUUAAGAAGGAAAUUUUCUUAACUUCUGAGGAAGAAAUACUCCUCAAAGAGCCUAAGGUAGUGCCUGAAGAAAUGGUUCUUCAAGAGCAUAAGGUAGUGCCUGUACCAGUUAUAGAAAAAAGGGAUGGUAUUCCACUUAAGAAGAAAGAAGUUUUCUUAACUGCUGAGGAAGAAAAGGUCCUUCACAAAACUAAGGUAGAACCUGUAUCAAAACCAGAAAAAGGUAUUCCACUUAUAAAGAAGGAGUUUGUCUUAACCACUGAGGAAAAAACUGAGCCUCAUGAACUUGUGCCAAAAAUAGAGAAAAGGGACAUAACACUUAAGAAGGGGCAUAUAUUAACUUCUGAAGACAAAUUGACAACUCAAAAGACAACUCAAAAAGAAUCUCCUACACCAAAAUUAGAACAAAAGGAAGGUAAAAGUUCUAAAGAACAAGAUUUUCCUCUUCAUCCGUUAACACCUGAACCAAAAAUAGAACAGGGUCUAGUUAAAAAACAAACUGAUUUAACUUCUAAAGGAGCAGAAUUAACACCUCAAAAACAUGGCAUAACACCUGAUACUGGAAAGAAGAUCAAAUAUCUUAUAACCCCAAAGAAAGAAGAAACAGUGCCAGAAACAGAAACUGUAUCUGAAAAAACAGAUUCUAUGAAAAUGGAUGUUGUUACUUCUGAACAAGAACCUCAGCUUAAAAGAAUAGUGAUAAUUCCUGAAGAUAAAACUGAAGUGGAGAAAGAUGUUCCACUUACACAGAAAUCUGCUACUUCUCUGGAGAAAAAGGAAUCUGUGCCUCAUAAGAAAGAGGAUACUCUUAUUCCUGCAAAGGAUGACCGAGAAGUUUUCCUAAAAGGUGUUGCUGCAAAAGUUCUUUUGGAGCCAAAAGAAGAGCUGCCAAGAAAGUUGGAUUCAAUUCUUGUCUCUCCAGAGAAAGUCAAACAAGCCCAAGAACUCCCAGCAUCUUUGAAUCUCCAGAAAAAUGUUCAGUCUCCGGUGUUUACAGAGAACAUGCCAUUCAUGUCACUUAUGAUGGAGAAAUCAUCUCAUGGAGGAGAACCUCAACAGCCAGAAGAAGUGUCUUUUGAGAGAAAAACUGAAGACAAACGCAUUGAAGAGGAGUCAUAUCCUAAUAAAAAUAAGUCUGUAGAGAGAGGACGGUUGGAUACAGUGGAAGACAUUUUCCAUGGAAAUGUCAAUGAAGAUCAUCAAAUUCCUUUCCAAAAUCUUACUCAUUUAAACUCAUCCGAUAUUCAGAGUGAUAAUAAGAAAGGAAAACUGGCAGAGGAACAUAUAGAUCACAAAUCUUCUAUAGUAGAGUCUGUUGGUGACAAAAUGAAAAGUAUAAAAAAAAUUGGAAAAGAGAUUAUCCAAAAAAGCAAAGGUAUAAAGAAAGACAUGGAUGUUUCGGAGGGAAAGAGCAGCACUAAUAAAAGUAAUCAAUUCCUCCAAUUAGAAAACCUUUCAGGUAUUACUAGAAGUAUGGAAAUAAAAGGGAAACUAGAAGGUGGGGAACAUAGUAUGGAGGUGGAUAUUCUAAAGAAUGUUGAUGUACCAGUGAAGGACCAUGAAAGAGAGGAGAAUAAGUCAAAACAGAUAUUAUACACCUUGGUUGAUAUUGAAAAACCUGAAAAUAUAGACUGCAAAAGUCAGGCAUCAUCUGAGGAUAAGAUUUACUCUGAUUUUAAUCUAAAAUCAGACAUUUUGGUAUCAAAUGAAGAUAUGCCACUGGCAAAAAAUGUAGCCUCAGCAGAACUAACAGAUCAGGCUUUAGUAACUCGUAAUGUCCAGCCAAUCAGCAGUGUCAAAUCUAUAGACACCAAACCUGAGACAACUGCUCAGUCUGGUGUGACAGCAGAUCUUAAAAGUAAACCCAGUUUGGAAGAUGAAAGAAAAGAUAUUACGCAAAAAUAUAGCUUCUCUCCCAUUCUCAAGGCAGACAGUCAGGCAGAUAUAGGCAUCAGAAUAACAGAUGAUGACAAACCUCUGGACACAACAAAAACAGAAAUCCUUAAAAAGAUUGAAUUUCAUCUUCCAAAAGAAACUGAACAAACAGUACUACAAGAGUGUGUGUUAUGCACAGAGAGUACAUCAUCUAUCUGUGAUGACCCUAAAAUCAUUAAAUCAGGCAGUACUCGUCAGCCAUAUUUACCCAUGGAAGAAACUAAAACAUAUAUUAAAAUAAUUAGUCAUCCUGAGGUUUAUAAUGAAAAAUUAGAUGCUAUGUCACCUGAUAGGGUAUUUUUGCCAAAACAUGUAGAGGAUGAACCUAUUGAAGACGUACCUGUUAAAAAUGAAGAAAACAAUUUAGAUUGUAGAAAACAAGGCGACAAGUAUGAUGCAUUUACAAAAUUGAAAAACAUCACUCCUCUGAGAGAGAGUGUUUCAUUAAAGGAGGAAUCAGUAUCUCCCAACAAGGAGAUCAUUUUUACUAAAGAGCACAAAUCUUUCAAUCUGGAGGACAAUGUCUUUGGUGGACCACAUAGUUCCAUAGCAGAAUCUUCUUUCGACAGGAUUCACUUGAAUGAGGCAAAAAGUCAGCCGGAAAUAGACACCUUUGGUGAUAAUGCUGUCAUAAAAGAAUUAUCUCUUAAUAAAGUAAGAUAUCAAAUAAUGUCUACACAGGACAAGUCUGUGCAACCUAUCAAAGAAGCUGAAAAAGAAAUCAAGAAGUUAGCUCAUUUUGCAGAAGACAUGAAAACGAGAGAUUUUCAAGUUGAAGAAAUACCAAUACUUUCAGAAGCUGAUAGCAGAAGCCCAAAAAUCUUUCAAAGUUUACAACCUGAAGACUAUGAAUCUCACAAAGAGAGUAUACCUUUGGAAAAAAUGCCAUCGCCAUUAAUCAGUCAAACUUUCUCAAAAGAACAUGGGCCAGUAAAAGCGGAACCAGUAUCUUCGAAUAAGGAUAUUAUAUUUACAAAUGUACCCAAAUCUUUUCAUCUGGAAGAAGAUCCCCAUGAGGGAUCAGAAAGUUCCACAACAGAAAUGUCUUUCAAAAAGACUCAUUCUAAAGAGGCAAAAAGUCAGCCUGACUUAGACAGCUUCGGAGGAAGCUUCUUUUCAAAAGAAUUUAACAUUCCUAAAGAGCAAAAUCAGAUGAAGCCUACAGAGGACCAUGCUGUGCAACCAAUGAAACAAGAUAUAAAAGAAAUCAAGAAGUCAUCUACUGCAGGGUAUUUGAACAAGAGAAGUGUUCCAGGAAAACUAGAUUCAAUGCUUUUGGAAGGAGAGAGUGAAACCCACAAAGACACAGAGCACCUUGGUAAAGAAGAACCUUUACCAUUAAGGAUUCCAGCUUUGUCAAACAAUGAUUGGUCAUUUAGAUUGAGAGUUUCUGAUCAGAAGACUGAGCCCUUGUCACAUGAUGAGAAUAAUAAAGAUAUUAGAAACCUGGAACAUAAUGUUAGCAUUAGUGAAAACAUUGAAAUGACCAAGAAACCAUUCGAGUCUAAAGAGCAAACUGAAAGGGAAAAUUCUUACUUAAAUAAGAGAUAUAUUCAGGAGGAAAAAUCACUUCAGUCAGAGGAUGAAAUAUUAACCUCAAAAGACACCAGCGAUGUGCCGAAUAUUCUGAAAUGCCGAGAUGAUCUUGAAGAAGGUGAUUCCACUAAAGCGCCAAAAGCCUUUAAGACACAAAUGGUUGAUACUGAAGCCAUAUUUCUUAAAACUGCACAGUUUCCAUGCAGUGAAAAACUUACUCAAGACUUUGAGGAACCCUCUUUGAAAGAUAAAGAAAUCACGUUUAAAGAGAAGUCUAUCGGAAAGAUGGAUAUUGUACAACAGCAUGAAUUUACUCUUCCAGUAGCUGCAAGUUUGAGAGUGCCUGAACCAGAGAAGAUGGCUCCUUCAGAAAAGCCAGCCAUUCCUCUGAAAAAGGAGGAGAUUGCUCCUAAAGUUGAAAAGAAACCGACUCCAGAGCCUGCAAAGAAAGUAUCUCCAGUUGAAGUUAAAAAAGAAGCACCACCCGAGCCUGCAGCUGUGCUGCAACCAAAGAAAGUUCCUCCUGUUAAAGAUGGUGAAAAAGAACCAGUUGCUGCACCUGCACCCACACCAGUGAAAAAAGGGAAAAUUCUUAUUCCUGAGGAAGAAAAGCUAGAAAUGCCACAUCUAAAGAAAGUUACAAGGAUGUCCAAAGAAAAGCAUGAGGAACAAGAAACAGUGAAACUGAAGAAGGUAUAUAAACCUUCACCAGAAGAACACAAGGAAAGCAAAAAAGUCUAUGCUGAAGCUACCACUGAUGUUUUAAUUACUGAGAGUUUUGAGGCUGAAAAGCAUUUUGAAAAAUAUGAAUAUCUCAAGAGAACUGAAAUAACAAGACCUGAAAAAGACAAAAUGACACCAGUGGAGCCUGAUAAAGAACCAGAAAAGGCAGAAAAGGAGAUUGAAAUUGUGGAAAAGCCAGAACCGAAGAAAAAAGCAAAGAUUCCAAAACAAGAUAUGCCAGAAGAGCCUGGGCUGGCUGUGAAGAAAGUAAAGAAAUUACCAACUGAAACCAAAGAACAAGAAACAGUCAAAUUGAAACCUUUUGAAAAACCUGGAAAACCAAUACCUGAACCGACGAAAGACGCUAAAAAGGAACCAACAGAAAAAGAACCUAUAGCUUUCCAAAAGGGAAGAGAGCCUAUUAGUUUUGAGAAAGGUGAAAAACCCAAAAAGGCUGAAGUGCAAAAAGAAGCUGAGGUCACUCAGAAAAAAACAGAGCCUCUGAAGCCUGAUGAGAAGAAGCCAGAUGAGGCUGGGCAUAAACCCUCUGACAGAGCUAAAAAAGAAGAACAGGCAAAAGAGCCUGAUGCACCAUUGUGGAAAGGCAAGAGGAUCCCAAAACAAGACGAGGAACCGGAAAAGGUUCAGCUAAAGCCUUUCAAAAAGAAGCCUUCAGAUGGGUCGCCAGAAGUAAAAGAUGUCCCUGAACCCAAGGAACGACAUCCACUUGAAAUAUCACCACCUAGUCAUGUACAAAAACCAGAACUCUUAAAGGAACCCAAAUUGCCGCAAAAAGAAGUUGAAAUUCCGGAAAAAGAAGUUGAGAAGAAGCCACCCGGGGUACCUAAAGAAGAAGAAAAGAAGGAAUUUCCUAAAAAAGUAACACCUGUUAAAAAGGAAGUAACUCCAAAGAAGGAAGAGGUGAAGAAACCUCUAGUGAUCAAAAAGGGCAGUUUGCCAAAAGAGGCUGAGAAAGAAGAGGGUAUUGUUAAACCUGUUGAACCUACCAAGAAGGGAUUGGAGCCUAAAAAGUCUCCUUCACCCAAGGUGACACAAGCAGAACUAGCUCCACCGGAAAAGAAGCCGAGUGUGGGUGUGGCUAAGAAACCACUCCCUGAAAAGGUCUCCCCUAAAGAAUCAAUUGAAAGUGUUAUCCUGAAAAAAGUGCCUAAGAAAAUUUCACCUGAGGAGAAAAAAAUGGAAGAAAUUCCUGCAGAAAAGGGACUUGAAGAAACUCCCUUAAUAAAAGAGCUAUCCCCUGGAGUUGUGGAGUUAAGGAAAAUCUCAACACAAAUGGAAGAAGAAGCAUUUGAAGAGGAGAUUGCUGAGAUUGGAGAUGAGGAGGAUGAUGAGGCAUGGGGAUGGGAGCUUUCUCCUCAAGAUAGUUAUGCUUCUGAAGACACAGAGUAUUCAGAAGAAGGCGCUCUUGAGACUGCUGGAAUACCAGGAGGUAGACGAGAGGGAAAACCAAAAGAAGAGGCCGGGAGGGGACGGGGCCUGAAACCGAAACAAACUCCUUCUCCUGGAGAUGGUGGACGAGGAAGAGGACUGAAACCUGGUGCUGGUGGUGACAAACCUCCAGGACAAUCCCCAUUCGAAUACACGCUUAAAGCUGUUCCUCUGAAGUUUGUAAAGGAGCUUAAAGACAUUGUGUUGCAGGAGGCUGAGUCUAUUGGUUCUUCUGCUGUGUUUGAGUGUCAGGUUUCUCCUUCUACUGCUAUAACUUCAUGGAUGAAAGAUGGAAGUAACCUUAGGGAGAGUCCAAAGCACAAGUUUACUUCUGAUGGAAAAGACCGCAAACUUGCAAUUAUUGAUGUCCAGCUGUCUGACACAGGAGAAUACACAUGUGUUGCCAAGCUUGGAAAUAAAGAGAAGACCUCCAUUGCUAAAUUAAUUGUUGAAGAGUUGCCUGUGAGAUUCACAAAGAACCUGGAAGAGGAAAUGUCUGUAAUUAAAGGGCAGCCCAUGUACUUGACCUGUGAGUUAAGCAAAGACAGGGAUGUGCUUUGGAAGAAGGAUGGAAAGCCACUUUCAGAAAUUGCUGGCAAGGUUGCCAUCAGUGUCAUUGGACUGCAACGUUCUGUAACAAUCCAGGAUUCAAAUGAUGACGAUGCUGGAGUUUACACAUGCGAGUGUGAAAAUCUCAAGACUCAGUCCAAUGUUAAAAUCAUUGAGAUCAUCAGAGACUGGUUGGUGAAACCACUAAGGGACCAGCAUGUGAAACCAAAGGCCACUGCUACUUUCAAAUGCGAGCUUGUCAAAGACACUCCCAACUGGAAGUGGAUCAAAGGGAAUGAAGAGAUUCCAAAUGAACCCACAGAUAAGACUGAAGUCAAAAAGGAUGGAAAAGACAUCACUCUGACUAUUAAGAAUGCUCAACCAAAUGAUGCUGAUGAGUAUGCUAUUGAAGUUGAAGGUCGUAGAUACCCGGCAAAACUGACACUUGGAGAACGUGAAGCUGAGAUCCUAAAACCCCUUGCAAGCGUCGAAGUGGUUGAAAAAGAAGAGGCCAGUUUUGAUACUGAAAUCUCUGAGGAGGAUGUGCCUGGAGAAUGGAAACUUAGAGGGCAGAUUUUAACAAGAUCGCCGACAUGUGAUAUCAGAGCAGAGGGAAAGAAGCGUUUCCUUACUUUGAAAAAUGUUCAGCUCGAUCAAGCGGGAGAAGUAACAUAUCAAGCUCUGAAUGCAAUCACAAGCGCAAUGCUUACAGUCAAAGAAAUUGAAAUGGACUUUGUAGUACCACUGAAGGAUAUUACAGUGCCUGAAAAGAAACAAGCGAAGUUUGAGUGUACCAUCACUAAAGAUGUGUCUAAAGUGAUUUGGUAUAGAGGAUCUGAUAUUAUAUCAUCAGACCAGAAAUAUGAUAUAAUUGAUGAUGGAAAGAAGCACAUGUUGGUUAUAAACCACUCUGAGUUUGAUGAUGAGGGAGAUUACAGUAUUGAGGUCUUAAGCAAAACAUCAACAGCCAAACUGACUGUUGAGGGUAUUAGACUGAAGUUUAUCUCACCAAUGUCGGAUCAAACUGUGAAGGAAGGUAAUACAGCUCGGUUUGAGAUUGAGCUUUCUCAUGAAAAUGUGCCAGUGACAUGGUACAAAAAUGAAACAAAAUUGCAUCCGAGCAGAACAGUGCUUACCCAUGUUGAUGGAAAAAGACAUAUAUUAGAAAUCAAAGAAGUCACACUAGAUGAUACUUGCCAAAUAAAGGCAGAGGCUAAAGGAAUAUCAACUACAGCAAAACUGACCGUCUUAGAGAGAGACGCAUACUUCACAGUUAAACUUCAAGACUACACUGCAGUUGAGAAAGAUGAUGUCUCUCUUGACUGUGAGCUGAGCAAAGAUGUCCCGGUUAAGUGGUUCCAUAAUGAGAUUGAAAUUAAGGCCUCAAAGAUGGUUUCCAUGAAGGUUGAGGGUAACCGAAGAAUUCUCCACAUUAAGAAAGUGGAGAACAAAGAUAGUGGCCAUUAUGUCUGUGACUGUGGAACAGACAAAACAAUGGCCACUAUGAACAUUGAAGCCCGUGACAUUAAGAUUGUUCGUCCAAUGUAUGGUGUUGAGCUCUAUGAUGGUGAAACUGCACGUUUUGAAGUGGAACUCUCAGAGGAUGAUGUCCAUGGCCAGUGGAAAUUGAAAGGAGAGGUUCUGUCUCAGUCAGCGGAUGUUGAAAUAAUUGAGGAUGGAGCUAAGCACACUUUAACUUUGUACAACUGCAAAGUUCCCCAGACAGGUGAAGUUUCAUUCCAGGGUGCCAAUGCUAAGUGUGCUGCAAAUCUGAAAGUGAAAGAGCUUCCAAUUACUUUCCUCACACCGUUAAGUGAUGUGCAGGUAUAUGAGAAAGAUGAAGCAAGGUUUGAGUGUGAAAUAUCACGAGAACCAAAAUCCUUCAGGUGGCUGAAGGGAACCCAGGAAUUACAGGCAGAUGAUAAAUUUGACAUUCUGUCAGAGGGGAAAAGGCACACUCUUGUUGUCAAAUCUGCUGCUUUUGAAGAUGAGGCUAAAUACAUGUUUGAGGCUGAGGACAAGAGAACAUCUGCCAAACUUAUUAUUCAAGGCAUUCGUCUUGAGUUUGUCAAGCCUAUCAAGGAUGUUACAGUAAAGGAGCGUGAGACAGCAGAAUUCAGCAUUGAACUUUCACAUGACAAAGUUCAAGUAAUAUGGUACAAAAAUGAUGUGCGCUUGCACCCAAGUAAAGUGGUACACAUGUCUGAAGAUGGCAAGAUCCACACUCUGUCCAUCAAGGAGGUGUCAAUUGAUGAUACUUCUUUGAUCAAAGCAGAGGCCCUUGGAAAAAGCUGUGAGGCAAUGCUCACGGUGCUUGAGGGAGAAGCUUAUUUCACUACCAAGCUACAGGACUACACAGCAGUUGAGAAAGAUGAGGUAGUAUUGAUGUGUGAACUGAGCAAACCCUCUGCUGAGGUGAAAUGGUUCAAGGAUGGAAAGGAAAUUAUCCCCUCCAAAAAUAUCAUCAUCAAGGCUGAUGGCAAGAAACGUACUCUUACAGUUAAGAGGGCUGAUAAGGGAAAUAUUGGUCAAUAUACCUGUGAUUGUGGCACUGACAAAACAACUGCUAAGCUGAAUAUUGAAGAUCGUGAUAUAAAGGUUGUCCGGCCACUGUACAGUGUGGAAGUUACAGAGACUGAGACUGCUCGCUUUGAGACAGAGAUCUCAGAGGAAGAUGUCCAUGGAAACUGGAAACUCAAAGGAGAGCCUUUGCACCAGUCACCGGACUGUGAGAUUAAAGAAGAAGGCACCAAACACAUGCUGAUUCUCUACAAUGUACGGAAGGACAUGGCUGGUGGUGUGGACUUCAGUGCUGCCAAUGCUAAAUCUAGUGCUCAGCUCAGAGUUAAAGCACGAGUGAUAGGCCUCAUACGGCCUCUCAGGGAUGUUACAGUUACAGCUGGAGAGACUGCAACCUUUGACUGCGAACUGUCAUACGAGGGAAUAUCUGUGGAGUGGUUCCUUGGGGGUACAAAGCUGGAACCAAGCGACAGAGUGGUAGCCCGAGCUGAAGGCAGAACCCACACGUUGACCCUAAGAGAUGUCAAGCUGACUGAAGCAGGAGAGGUAAAACUCACUGCAAAAGAUUUCCAAAUCCAGGCCAACCUCAUUGUAAAAGAGCCUCCAGUCGAAUUCACCAAGCCACUUGAGGACCAGACUGUAGAGGAAGAAGCUACUGCUAUACUAGAGUGUGAAGUCUCCAAAGAAAAUGCAGAGGUCACGUGGUUUAGAGAUGGACAGGAAAUCCGUAAAACAAAGAAAUAUGAGAUGGUUGCUGAUGGCCGCAAGAGAAAGCUUAUCAUCCAUGACUGUGCACUUGAUGACUCAAAGACAUAUACCUGUGAUGCCAAAGUCUUUAAGACCUCUGCUUUUCUAAAUGUUGAACCUCCACAUGUUGAGUUCAGUAAACCACUCCAUGAUGUUGAGGUAAUGGAGAAAGAAACUGCCAAGUUUGAGUGUGAGGUUUCCAGAGAAAAUGCCAAGGUUCGCUGGUUCAAGGAUGGUAAUGAAAUCAGAAAAGGCAAAAAAUAUGAUAUAAUUUCCAAAGGUGUUCAACGCAUUCUCAUCAUUAGCAAGUCAGUGUUUGAUGAUGAAGCUGAAUAUGAAUGUGAUGCAAGGACCUCCAAGACCUCAGGAAUACUUACUGUUGUUGAGGAGGAGGCUAGAUUCACAAAGAACCUGGGUAAUGUUGAAGGCACUGAAACUGACAGUAUUAAACUGAUCUGUGAGGUCUCCAAGUCCACUGCAGAGGUUACCUGGUAUAAAGGUGACCAGGAAUUGCCUGAUGGUGGUAGAUAUGAACAUGUUGCAGAUGGCAGAAAGAGAAUCCUUAUUAUCCAGGCACUUCAUAUGGAAGAUGCUGGAGAAUACCACUGCAAAUUACCCAGCUCCCAAACUACAGGAAACUUGAGAAUCAAUGAACUUGCUGCUGAGUUCAUCUCCAGACCUCAAAGCCAGGAAGUGGUUGAAGGUGAAAAAGCUGAGUUUGUGUGCUCUGUGUCCAAAGACUCUUAUGAAGUCAAAUGGCUCAAGGGUGACAAAGAACUCCAGACAGAUGACAAGUAUGAAAUUAUUUGUGAUGGCAAGAGACGAGUCCUUAUAGUGAAGAAAUGUGAGAUUGGUGAUGAAGGCACUUUCGUGGCUCUCAUUGGUGCUACAAGAGCUUCUGCCGAUUUGAUAGUCCUUGAGAAACUCAGAGUUAUCACACCCCUCAAGGACACAACGGCAAGUGAAGCACAAGAGAUUGUUCUCAACUGUGAGGUGAACACAGAAGAAGCCAAGGCCAAAUGGAUGAAGAAUGAUGAAACAAUAUUUGAUAGCAGCAAAUUUAUCAUGACCCAGAAAUACAAUGUGUAUUCUUUAAGAAUUAAAGAUGCUGAAAGGUCAGAUGCAGCUACUUACACUAUAACGCUGACCAAUCAACGUAAUGAGUGUGUCAAGAGUUCUGCCAAGAUUACUGUACAAGAGGAGGAUCUGAAAAUCAUUGUUCCUUUGGACGAUGUUGAAACCCAAGAGAAGAAGACCAUCAGCUUCUCAUGUAAAGUAAACAGACUAAAUGUGACUGUGCAGUGGAUGAAGGCAGGACAGGAGAUUACACUCAGUAAGCGUCUUGUGUAUCGCGUUGACAAGGAUAAGCACACUUUGACCAUUAAAGACUGUAGUCUGGCAGAUGAAGGGGAGUACUCGGUCAUUGCUGGUGCUGAUAAGUCAACUGCUGAAUUGAUUAUCAGUGAAGCACCUACAGAUUUUAUCACCCAACUCGAAGACCAAACAAUUACCGAAUUUGAAGAUGCUGAAUUUACCUGCCAACUCUCUAAAGAAAAGGCUGAAAUCAAAUGGUACAGAGAUGGCAGAGAGAUCAGAGAGGGUCCACGAUAUCAUUUUGAGCGUGAUGGAAAGACCUGCACACUACGCAUUAAGGAGUGCAGACCUGAUGAUGAAUGUGAAUAUGCUUGUGGUGUAGAUGACAAAAAAUCAAGGGCUCGUCUCUUUGUUGAAGAAACACCUGUCGAGAUUAUCAGACCACCCAUCGAUAUAUUUGAGCCCCCUGGCUCAGAUGUGGUGUACGAGGUUGAGCUCAACAAAGACAGAGUAGAAGUCAAAUGGCUAAGGAACAAUAUGACUAUUGUCCAGGGUGACAAAUACCAAAUGAUGAGUGAAGGCAAGAUUCACAGACUUCAAGUAUGUGAAAUUAGACCUCGUGAUCAGGGAGAGUACAGAGUUAUUGCUAAAGACAAGGAUGCAAAAGCCAAGCUUGAGCUUGCAGCUGUGCCAAAGAUUAAGACAAUGGACCAGGACCUGGUGACAGAUGCUGGGAAACCAUUUAUCUUGUCAGUUCCAUAUAAUGCCUACCCACAUGCUGAGGCUGAAUGGUUCUUUGAAAACAUUAGCCUGCCUACUGAAAAUCUUCAUACCACACUGGACAAAGCAGAGUACCGUUUGAAAGACCCUAAGAAGUCAGAUGAGGGCCGGUAUAAGGUCAUCAUCAAGAACAAGCAUGGGCAGGGGGAGGCUUUCAUUAAUCUAAAAGUUAUUGAUGUUCCUGGCCCUGUGAAGAACCUGCAUGUGGUUGAUACUGCUGAUGGAGAGGUCAGCAUUGCAUGGGAUGAGCCUGAAAGUGAUGGUGGAAGCAAGAUCUUAGCCUAUGUUGUGGAGAGACGUGAUGUCAAGCGAAAAACCUGGACUCUGGCGACUGACCGUGCUGAUACCACAGAGUACACGGUCACUGGGCUACAGAAAGACUCCAAGUACUUUUUCCGUGUUUGUGCAUGCAACAGAGUUGGAAGUGGUCCGAAUGUUGAAACACAUGAAGCGGUUCAAGCUAAGAAUAAGUUUGAUGUUCCUGAUGCACCUCAAAACGUCACUGUUGGAAAUGUAAAUAAGUUUGGUGCCACAGUCUCCUGGGAACCACCUCUGUUUGAUGGUGGAUCUGAAAUCACAUCCUACAUCAUUGAACUCCGUGACAGAACAUCUGUAAAAUGGUCUCCAGUCAUGGUGACUAAAGCACAAGAUCGUUCAGCUAUAAUUAAUGAUGUUAUUGAAAACAAGGAAUACAUCUUCCGUGUAAGAGCAGAGAACAAGGCUGGUCCUGGCAAGCCAAGUGCUGCCACUAACCCAGUUAAAAUCAUGGACCCUAUAGAGAGACCAAGCCCACCCCUGAAUCUGACACAUUCUGAACAGACCAAGGAUUCAUGUCUGCUGACAUGGGAAACCCCUCUUAGAAAUGGAGGCAGUAUGAUCACUGGCUAUAUUAUUGAGAGAUGUGAGGAAGAUUCAGACAAGUGGCUGAGAUGUAAUGCCAGGCUUUGCCAGGACCUCUCAUACAGGAUGUCAGGUCUUAAAUUUGGAAUGAAAUAUAAGUACAGAGUAAUUGCUGAGAACGCUGCUGGUCAGUCUGACCCAUCUAAUACUGUUGGACCUGUGCUGGCAGAUGACCCACACUUUGCACCUACACUGGACUUGAGUGCCUUUAAGGAUGGCCUGGAGGUCAUUGUUCCUCAGCCUCUUACUAUCCGUGUCCCCAUCACUGGAUACCCAACACCUACUGCUAAGUGGACCUUUGGUGAAAAGGAGCUCACUGCUGGUGACCGUGUGUCCAUGGUCACAAAGAGCACAUUUACAGAGCUAGUCAUUUCUCCAAGUGUGCGGCCUGAUAAAGGCACAUAUUCACUGACACUGGAGAACGAUGUAAGCAGUGUCUCUGGAGAGAUUGAUGUCAAUGUCAUUGCAUGUCCAAGUGCACCCAAGGACUUUAAGGUUGCAGAAGUAACUAGAAAACAUGUGCAUCUUAUGUGGGAAGCACCAGACCAUGAUGGAGGCAGUCCACUGACUGGCUAUCAGGUUGAGAAGCGUGAAGUGACCAGAAAGACCUGGGUUAAGGUUAUUAGUGGUGUGCAAGACCAGGAAUACACCAUCACAGAUGUGAUUGAGGGCAAGGAGUACUUGUUUAGGGUUAUUGCCUGCAACAAGUGUGGCCCAGGAGAGCCUGCAUACAUUGACGAUCCUGUAAAUGUGUCCUCACCAGCCACUGUUCCAGAUCCACCAGAGUAUCUUAAAUGGAGAGACAAAUCAUCCAGCAAAAUAUUCCUUUCCUGGGAACCUCCAAAAUGGGAUGGUGGUGCUCCAAUAAAAGGCUACACUGUUGACAAAUGCCAGCGUGGCACUGACAAGUGGGAGCCAUGUGGAGAACCAAUGCCUGAUCUCAAGCUUGAGGUAACUGGUCUGAUAGAGGGACAGUGGUAUGCGUAUCGUGUAAGGGCCUUGAACAGACUAGGCUCAGGUAGACCUACUAAGGCAACUGAUGAGAUCUUGGCUGUUGAUCCUAAAGAACCUCCAGAAAUUCACUUGGAUGCAAAAAUCCUGGCAGGCUUAACUGCAAAGGCUGGUACAAAGAUUGAACUUCCUGCAGACAUAACAGGCAAACCAGAACCUAAAGUCAAAUGGACCAAGGCUGACCUUAUCCUUAAGGAAGAUGACAGAAUAUCUAUUGAUACCAAGCCUGGUCACUCCACUGUGUCAAUUGCUAAGACAAAAAGGGAUGACUCAGCAACAUACAUUAUUGAGGCAGUUAACAGCAGUGGUCGUGCAACUGCAACUGUUGAUGUCAACAUUCUAGAUAAGCCUGGCCCUCCAGCUGCCUUUGAUAUAUCUGAAAUCACCAAUGAUUCCUGUUUACUGGCCUGGAAUCCACCCAGAGAUGAUGGAGGCUCAAAGGUGACGAACUACAUUGUUGAAAGAAGGGCUACAGACAGUGAAAUCUGGUACAAGCUGUCUUCAACUAUAAAGCAGACCAACUACAAAGUGACCAAGCUUGUGACUUUCAAAGAAUAUAUCUUUAGAGUUUAUGCUGAGAAUCAAUUUGGCAUCGGCCCACCAGCUGAACAUGCUCCAAUUAUUGCUAGAUAUUCCUUUGAUCCACCUGGACCUCCAUACAAACUUGAGGCAUCAGAUAUUUCUAAGGAUGCUGUAACUCUGACCUGGAUUGAGCCUGAUGAAGAUGGAGGAAGUCCCAUCACUGGCUACUGGGUUGAGCGGUUUGAGCCAGAUGCUGAUAAGUGGAUAAAAUGCAAUAAAAUACCAGUCACAGAUACUAAUUUGAGAGUAAAAGGAUUGCCCACAAGGAGGAAGUGUAAGUUCCGUGUCUUGGCUGAAAAUCUUGCUGGACCAGGCAAACCAAGCAAAGAGACUGACCAGAUCAUGAUCAAGGAUCCUAUCGAUCCUCCAUGGCCUCCUGGCAAACCUACUGUUAAGGAUGUUGCAAAGACAUCUGCUUUCCUUCAAUGGACAAAGCCUGAGCAUGAUGGUGGUGCUAAGAUUGAGUCCUACGUUAUAGAACUUCUCAAGAGUGGAACUGAUGAGUGGGUUCGUGUGGCAGAUGGUAUACCUUCUCUUGAAUAUUUUCUAAAGGGAUUAAUGGAGAAGCAGGAAUACUCCUUCCGUGUCAGAGCUGUCAAUGCAGCAGGCGAGAGUGAACCUAGUGAACCUAGUAAUCCUGUUCUUUGCAAGGAGAGACUCAAUCCUCCAUCACCACCAAGAUGGCUGGAGGUGGUUAGUAUUUCCCGUAACAAUGCCGAACUAAAGUGGACAGCCCCAGAAAGAGAUGGUGGUUCUCCAGUUACAAAUUAUAUUGUAGAAAAGAGAGAUGUGAGACGCAAAGGCUGGCAAGCUGUGGAUACGACAGUGAAGGAACUGAUAUAUACUGUCACUCCACUGAAUGAUGGCUCUCUGUAUGUAUUCCGUGUGGCAGCUGAGAAUGCUGUUGGAACUAGUGAAUACUGUGAACUUGUUGACUCAGUUCUGGCAAAAGACACAUUCACUACUCCUGGACCACCUUAUGCUCUGACUGUCACAGAUGUCUCAAAGACACAUGUUGAUCUUAAAUGGGAGGCACCUAAGAAUGAUGGUGGUAGACCUAUCUUGAGGUAUGUCAUUGAGAAAAAAGAGAAACUUGGAACUCGCUGGGUUAAAUCUGGAAAAACAUCAGGCCCUGACUGCAAGUACAGGGUCACUGAUGUCAUCGAAGGCACUGAGGUACAGUUCCAGGUCCUUGCUGAGAAUGAGGCUGGGGUUGGUCACCCAAGCGAACCUACAGACAUUGUUGUAGUUGAGGAACCAACAGGUCCACCAUCUCCACCUCAGGAUCUCCAUAUCACUGAGGCAGCCAGGGACCAUAUCUCUAUUGCAUGGAAAGCUCCAGAAAGAAAUGGAGGAAGUCCGGUCACUGGAUACCACAUUGAGCUCUGUGAGGCUGGAACAGAAAAGUGGAUGAGAGUUAACUCUCGCCCAGUUAAAGAACUGAAAUACAGGGCUGGAGAGGAGGAAGGCAUUGUUCCUGAGAAGAACUACAUUUUCAGAGUCCGUGCUGUCAAUUCUGUUGGUGCCAGUGAACCAUCUGAUAUCUCUGAGAGUGUAUAUGCUAAAGACUCUGACUGCAAACCGACUAUUGAUUUCCAGACCAAGGACAUUGUUGUUGUGGAGGGGGAAAAGAUGCAACUUCCAAUUCCAUUUAAAGCUGUUCCAUCACCUAGGAUCACAUGGCACAAAGAUGGCAAAGAGAUGAAAGCUGAUGAGAGAAUCUUAAUGACAUCAAAUUACAUUUCCUGCCAAUUGGAAAUUCCAAGUUGCCUGCAUGCUGAUGCUGGCCAAUACAAAGUUACCCUGGAAAACAGCUUUGGUGCAAUUAGUGGGACUAUCAAUGUUAAAGUUAUUGGUCUUCCUGGGCCAUGCAAGGAAAUUGUUGCUAGUGAUAUCACCAAGAACUCUUGCAAAGUAACUUGGGAACCUCCAGACUAUGAUGGAGGCAGUCCUAUCCUUCACUAUGUCCUGCAGCGCAGAGAAGCAGGCAGGAGAACGUAUGCCAAUGUCAUGUCUGGUGAGAACAAACUGAGCUGGCCUGUCAAGGACCUCAUCCAAAAUGGAGAGUACUAUUUCCGUGUCAGAGCAGUGAAUAAAAUUGGUGGUGGAGAGUUCAUAGAGCUUCGCAAUCCUGUAAUUGCUGAGGAUCAGAAACAUCCCCCUGAUCCUCCUGUUGAUGUUGAGACUCACAACCCUACUUCUAAAUCUGUGACUCUAACUUGGAAGCCACCCAUGUAUGAUGGGGGAUGCAAGAUCAUGGGUUACAUUCUAGAGAAGAUGAUGAAAGGAGAAGAAAAAUUUGAAAGAUGCAAUGACUUCCUUGUGCCAGUAUUGUCCUACACCGUUAAAGGCUUGAGACCAGAAAAGGAGUAUCAGUUCCGUGUUCGUGCAGAGAAUGCUGCAGGCAUUAGUGAGCCUUCUCGUUCCAGUCCUAUGGUCAAAGCCACUGAUGCAAUUGAUCGUCCUAAAGUGUUCCUUAGUGGCAGUUUGCAAUCAGGAUUAAGUGUUAAGAGGGGUGAGGAAAUCCGAUUAACUGCCUACAUUUCUGGUUACCCUUACCCGGAAAUAACAUGGAUGAGAAAUAAUUCAACCAUUAGGCCAGAGGCACUGAAGAAGAGACCAGAAAGGCCUAUUAGAAGGAAAAAGGAAAAGAAGGCUGAGGAAGAAAAAAUAGAAGACACAGAGAAAAAGGAGGAGAAGACAACAGAAGAACAUGACAAGAAGGAGGAAGAAAAGAAAGAGGCAGAGGAGAAAGAGAAACUAAAGGAGCCAGAGGAACCAGAAGAGCCAGAGGAGGAAUACCACCCAACACUAAAUGAGCGUCUUACAAUUGAUAAUUCAAGGAAGGGUGAAUCCUUCGUUCUUGUGAAAGAUGCUAUCAGAGGCGAUCAUGGUGUUUUCACUAUCAAGGUGGAGAAUGAUCAUGGUGUUGCCUCUGCCACCUGUGAAGUUAAUGUUCUUGAUACUCCUGGACCUCCAGUCAACUUCAGGUUUGAGGAGGUCAGGAAGGAUUCUAUCCUCUGCAAGUGGGAACCUCCUCUAGAUGAUGGUGGCAGUGAGGUCCUAAAUUAUGUAUUGGAGAAGAAGGACAACUCCAAGAUUGAAACUGGAUGGGUUACUGUGACAUCAACUCUGAGGGGUUGCAAGUACCCAGUGACAAAACUGAUUGAAGGAAAAGAGUAUAUUUUCAGAGUUACUGCUGAGAAUAGAUUUGGUCCUGGAAAACCAUGUAUCUCCAAACCUGUUAUUGCAAGAAACCCAUUUGAUCCCCCUGAGGCACCUGAGAAACCAGAAAUUAUUGACAUUACAGCUAACAGCAUGGUUGUUACUUGGAAUGAGCCCAAUGAUAAUGGAAGCCCCAUCCAAGGAUACUGGGUAGAAAAACGAGAAAUUAACAGUACACACUGGGCAAGAGUUAAUCGCAAUAUCAAUGAUGGACUGGAAAUUAAAGUAGAAGGCCUUUUGGAAGGAUUGACAUACAUUUAUAGGGUCUGUGCAGAAAAUGUAGCUGGAUGUGGAAAAUUCAGUCCACCAUCUGAUCCAAAAACAGCCCAGGCUCCUAUCUUGCCACCAGGUCCACCAAUUCCUCAUGUUGUUGACACCACAGACCAUUCAAUAACCGUUGAAUGGGAACCUCCAGCAGACAAUGGAGGUGCAGAGAUUUUUGGUUACCAUGUUGACAAGGUAAUUGCUGGCACUAAGGACUGGUCACGAGCCACAGAGAGACCAUGGAAGACUCGCACAUUUACUGUGUAUGGUGUCCGAGAAGGAGCUAAGUACAUUGUCCGUGUGGUAGCAGUCAACUCUGCUGGUGAAGGUGCUCCUGGUAUGACAGAUGCUGUCAUUGUCAGGAAUCCAGCAGAGAAACCUGUAAUUGAACUUGAUAUAUCUGUGAAGAAUGGUCUUGUUGUAAGAGCUGGAGAGAUGCUGAAGAUCCCUGCACAUGUAAGCGGUAAACCAAAACCAUCACUUUCAUGGACAAAGGAUGAUGCAGCUCCUGACAAAGAGCGUGUGGAAAUAGAAGAAGUAGGACAGAACAGCACAGUCAUUAUCAAAAGCUCAAAAAGAAGUGACAGUGGCAAAUACCAGAUAACUGCAGCAAACCCAAGUGCUAUAAAAUCUGCAUGGACCAGGGUUGAAGUUGUUGAUGUUCCUGGGCCUGUCCUUGACCUCAAGCCUGUAGUAGUAACCAGAAAGUUAAUGAUUCUGAACUGGUCUGAUCCGGAUGAUGAUGGUGGCAGUGAUUUGACUGGCUUCAUUGUUGAAAGAAGAGAGCCAAAGAUGCACACAUGGAGACAGCCAAUUGAAACACCUGCAUCCAAAUGUGAAAUUGUAGGUAUUAUUGAAGGACAGGAAUACAUUUUCCGAGUUGUGGCCAAGAACAAAUAUGGCUGUGGACCACCAGUUGAUCUUGGACCUAUCCGUGCAGUUGAUCCACAAGGUCCACCAACCUCUCCUGAGAAGUUCCACUACACAGAAAGAACUAAGUCAUCCAUUACCCUUGCAUGGAAGCCACCUCGCAAUGAUGGUGGUAGUCCAAUUAUUGGAUACAUCAUUGAAAAGAAACGUCAAGAUCAUCCUACUUUCCAGCCUGUGACCACAGACUUGUGCACUGCACUGACACUGACUGUGGAGAAUCUAGAUGAGCUACACAUGUAUGAGUUCCGUGCAAAGGCUGUUAAUAGCAUUGGAGAAAGUGAUCCUUCUAUACCCUUGACUGCUGUGAUUCAGGAUGAUGAAGUUGCCCCAACUUUGCACAUGUUGAAGCACUUCAAAGGUGACUUGAUUAGAGUGAGGAAGAAUGAGCCAAUUGAGAUUCCUGUUGAAAUCACAGGUCUCCCAAUGCCAAAGGUUGAAUGGUUGAAAGAUGAUGUUGUUAUUCCAAAGCCCACUGAAAGAGUCCUGUUUGAGACUAAAGAGAUUGACAGAGUCACAGAACACACCAAACUUUCUAUCCCAGCUACUACAAGGCUGGAAAAGGGUACAUACACUGUCACUGCUUCAAAUCGCCUUGGGUCACCCAGCCAUUCGAUCACAGUUGAGGUGCUCGAUCGACCGACGCCACCAAGAAAUGUUGCAGUUUCAAAUAUCCGAGCUGGGUUUUGCCAGUUGACUUGGGAUGCACCACUAGAUAAUGGUGGCAGUGCGCUCACCAACUAUAUUAUUGAAAAGAAAGACCUCAAUGUUGAGGAUGUCGAGAAAGCUGAAUGGGUUCAGGUUAAUAACACAAUCAUAGAGAAAAAAUAUGGGGCAUGGGACCUUGUAACAGGUGGAAACUAUAUGUUCAGAGUUAAAGCUGAAAAUAAGUAUGGAAUAAGUGAUGGCUGUGAAACAGAGGAAGUUCAAAUAAAGGAUCCAUUCGCCCUACCUGGACCCCCAGAAAAAGUUGCUAUUGCAGAAUAUUCUAAAACCAAUAUGCUAGUAACAUGGGAACCUCCAAUGGAUUGUGGUGGAUCUAAGAUUAUUGGCUAUUGGAUGGAGAAGCGUGAGAAAGGCACCACCUACUGGGCUAAAGUAAAUAAGGCCUUGGUCUCAAAACGUGGCUUGAAAGGCUGGGAAUUUCAGGUCACACGUCUCUUUGAGGGAACGGAGUAUGAAUUCCGAGUGAUGGCUUGCAAUGCUGCAGGAGUUGGGCCCCCAAGUGCUGUCUCUGAAUCAGCCUCUGCUAUUGACCCCCUCACACCACCUGGCAUGCCAGCAGCUCCUGUAGUUGCUGAUAAAACUAAGCGUAGUGUUACUCUGUCAUGGACCCCACCAGCCAAAGAUGGUGGCAGCCCAAUCAAAGGUUACAUAAUCGAGAUCCAGGAUGAGGGAACAUCUGAUUGGGUGAGGGUGAAUGAUGCAGACAAUCUACAUCCAACUACUGAAUUUACUGUUCCCAAUCUUAAGGAACUCAAGAAAUACAGAUUUAGAAUCAUUGCAGUAAAUGAUAUUGGCGAGUCUGAGCCAAGUCCUAGCACCGCAGAGGUUCUCAUGGAAGACAUUCACACUGAGCCAAAAUUAUCUCUGGACAUCACUGCUGAAGAAUUACUAUGUAUCCGUGCUGGAUCUCCAAUCAAAAUCCCUGUAACUAUUACUGGGCGCCCUGUUCCCAAGGUUACUUGGGAAUUUGAUGGCAAAGCAAAGACAGAGAAGAAAGAUCGUCUUCAUACCCUGCCAGUUGAUUCACAGGUUGAAUCUACUGACACUACCUCUGUUGUAACACUUCCUGUGAGCUUAAGAGCUCACUCUGGCAGAUACACUGUCACAGCAAAGAACAAAACUGGACAGAAACAUAUUAAUAUCAGAGUCAUUGUGCUUGAUGUUCCUGGAGCACCAAAGGAUCUCAAAGUUACUGACAUUACCAGGUCUACAGUGCGGCUUAUCUGGAAACUCCCAGAUACUGAUGGUGGAGAGAGGAUUAAGAGUUACUUCAUUGAAAAGAAGACUGUCAGUGGAAAGGCCUGGACAACAGUAAAUGCAGCCUGUGCCAGUAUGGCCUUUGUGGUGCCUGACCUUCUUGAAGGUCAGGACUACCUGUUCCGAGUUCGUGCUGAGAAUCGACUUGGACAGGGACCAUUUACUGAGACCACAGAGCCAGCAAGAACAAGGGAUCCCAUUUAUCCUCCUGAUCCUCCAACUAAGGUCAAAAUAAACCUGGUCACCAAGAACACAGUAACUCUUACAUGGAUGCCUCCAAAAAAUAAUGGUGGUGCACCAGUCACACAUUAUAUUAUUGAAAGGCUGAGCUGGGACACCAGUGCUCCACAAAAGGAGACCUGGAAACAAUGCAAUAAAAGGGAUGUUGAAGAGACAUCAUUUAUUGUUGAAGACCUUAAGGAGGGUGGUGAAUAUGAGUUCCGUGUCAAAGCAGUGAAUGAAGCUGGUCCAAGCAGACCCUCUGUGACUGUUGGACCUAUAAUUAUCAAGGACCAGACCUGUGCUCCAACCAUCGAACUUAGAGAAUCUCUGGAGAGUGCAGAAACACUGGAUAUUAACAUACUUGCCAGGAUCCAGGGCUGUCCAUUCCCAUCACUCGUUUGGCAGAGAGCCACAUUGGAAAAGCCUGAUGAAAAGUUUGAUGUACACUAUGAUCAGCAUAUCAAUAAACUUGUCUCUGAUGACAAAUGUAGUCUGGUAAUUCAGCAAUCGAAGAGAGAUGACAGUGGAAUUUAUACACUCACAGCUACUAACAGCCUUGGCAAGGCUUCCAAGGAUAUCAAACUUACUAUUUUGGGACGACCUGGACCACCAGUUGGACCAAUCAAAAUUGAGGAAGUUUUUGCUGAAAGGAUUGGACUCUCCUGGAACCCACCCACAGAUGACGGUGGUUCUAAAAUCACAAACUAUGUCAUCGAGAAGCGUGAGGACAACAGGAAGACAUGGGUGCAUGUAUCUAGUGAGCCUAAGCAAUGUGCAUACACAGUUCAGAGGCUAACAGAAGGGCAUGAAUAUGAGUUCCGUGUUAUGGCUCAGAACAAAUACGGUGUUGGACCACCACUCUAUAGUGAGCCUGAGAAAGCAAGAAACCUAUUCACUGUCCCUGGCCAAUGUAACAAGCCAACUGUGUCAGAAGUCACUCUUGAAUCUAUGACUGUUGAAUGGGAGGAGCCAGAAUAUGAUGGUGGAUCACCAGUUACUGGCUACUGGUUGGAGAAGAAGGAAACUACAUCAAAACGCUGGACUAAAGUGAACCGUGACCCCAUAAGGAUCAGGCCCCUUGGCGUUUCACAUAUUGUGACUGGUCUUUUGGAAGGAGCUACCUACCAGUUCCGUGUUAUUGCCUUUAAUGCUGCUGGAUGUGGGCUUCCAAGUCUGCCAUCGGAUCCUGCAAUUUCUAGAGAUCCAAUUACUCCUCCAGGACCCCCUCUGCCAAAGGUAACAGACUGCACCAAGUCAACUGUAGAUCUUGAAUGGAUUCCUCCACUGACUGAUGGUGGAUCUAAGAUAACAGGAUACUUUGUUGAAUACAAAGAAGAAGGAAAGGAAGAAUGGGAGAAGGCUAAAGACAAGGAAAUUAGAGGCACCAAGUUUGUUGUUCCUGGACUCAAAGAGCUUGGACUUUACAGAUUCAGAGUAAGAGCAGUAAAUGCUGCAGGAGUUGGUGAACCCGGUGAAGUCACUGAAGUGAUUGAGGUCAAGGAUAGAACAAUUCCUCCUGAAGUGGACCUAGAUGCAACUGUAAAGGAGAAGAUCACUGUUCAUGCUGGUGGUGUAAUCCGUAUUAUUGCAUAUGUAUCUGGCAAACCUGCCCCAGAAAUUAUCUGGAACAAAGAUGAUGGUGAUAUGCCUAAAGAAGCUCUUGUUGAGACUACUGCUAUUAGCUCUUCUCUGGUUAUCAAAAAUUGCAAAAGACACCAACAAGGUAUUUACACCCUGACUGCCAAGAAUGAAGGAGGAGAAAGGAAGAAGGCAAUAAUUGUGGAAGUUCUGGAUGUUCCUGGACCUGUUGGGCAACCUUUCUCUGGUAUAAAUCUAACUACUGACUCCUGCAAACUGACAUGGCAUUCCCCUGAGGAUGAUGGUGGCUCUGCCAUCACCAAUUACAUAAUAGAAAAAAGAGAGUCUGACCGCAGAGGCUGGACUUCAGUAACAUACACUGUGACCAGACAUAAUGCUGUGGUUCAGGGUCUUAUUGAUGGUAAAGCGUACUUCUUCAGAAUUGCUGCUGAAAAUAUAAUUGGAAGGGGCCCAUAUGUGGAGACUGCAUCACAAGUUCUUAUUAAGGAUCCUAUUUCUGUCCCUGAGCGUCCAGAGGAUCUGGUGGUAACAGCUGUCACAAAAGAUUCAAUUAGUUUAGAAUGGAGGCCACCAAAGUAUGAUGGUGGAGCAGAAGUGACAAGCUAUGUCCUUGAAGUCCGUCAGUUAGGAAAGGAUAACUUUAUCCGUGUUGCAACUGACAACAAGCUAAUAGACCGUAAAUUUGUUCAUGAGGGUCUCAAAGUGGGUGCUACAUAUGAAUUCCGUGUCAGUGCUGUAAAUCAAAUUGGCCAAGGCAAGCCUUCAUUCAGCACUAAACCUAUUACAUGCAAGGAUGAGCUUGAGCCACCUACCCUUGAUCUGGAAUUCCAUGACACGGUUUUAGUUCGUGUUGGGCAGCCAUGCACUCUCCAAGGUCGUUAUACAGGCAAACCAACUCCAACAAUCAAAUGGUUUAAAAACGAUGAGGAACUUAAUUCAAAUGAUGAGAUUAUGCUCACCACCACUAAGAAGACAUUGUGCUUGUCUAUUGAAAAGGCUAAGCGUGAUCAGAGUGGUAAAUACUCUGUGGUUGUGGAGAAUUCAACUGGCAUACAGAAGGGCAUCUGCACUGUUACUGUUGUUGAUCGCCCUCAACCUCCGGAGGGCCCUGUUAUCUUUGAAGAGAUCUUUAGGGAUCACAUGGUCAUCUCCUGGAAACCACCACUUGAUGACGGUGGAUGUGAAGUAUCUAAUUACAUUGUUGAAAAGAGGGAUGUUAACAGGGAUCUCUGGAUGCCUGUUACUGAGUCCUGCACUAGAACUACAUGUAGAGUACCCAAACUAAUUGAAGGCAGAGAGUACAUUAUUAGAAUAUGUGCUCAGAAUUUUCAUGGCAUAAGUGACCCGUUGCUGUCUGCUGAGACAAAAGCAAGAGAUGUUUUCAAGGUGCCUGAUGCUCCUAAGCAACCAGUGGUGAAAGAGGUCUACAAAGACACAGCUUUGAUUUCCUGGGAACCACCAGCUGAUGGUGGAAAACCAAUCACAAACUACAUUGUUGAGAAGAGAGAAACAAUGUCAAACAGAUGGGUUCGUGCUGGAACUGAACGCAUCUUCCCUACAACAGAAUACUGGGUUCCGGAUCUUCUCAAAGGAUGUGAAUAUGAGUUCCGUGUCAUGGCAGAGAACAUUAUUGGUGUUGGUGAUCCCAGCCCACCCUCAAAGCCUGUCUUUGCUAAAGAUCCCAUUGUGAUUCCAAGCCCACCAGAAAAGCCAAUGGCAAUUGACAAAACAAAGAAUUCAAUCACUCUAUCUUGGGAGCCCCCAAAGGACUGUGGCAGAGGCAAAAUCUUAGGCUACCUGCUUGAGUACCAGAAAGCUGGAGAUGAUGAAUGGAUACAGGUUAAUCAGACUCCUGAGUCCUGCCCAGACACAACAUUCAAAAUAGUCAACCUUGAAGAUGGAAUGUUGUACCGGUUUAGAGUAAAAGCAGUGAAUGCAGCCGGGGAAUCUGAUCCUGCAAAUGUUCCUGAGCCUAUUCGAGCACAAGACAGAUUUGAGCCUCCAGAGCUUUUGCUAGAAAUGGGGAUGCCCCGUGAGCUUAAAGCCAUGGCAGGAACUCAUAUAAAAAUUGUUGCUGGAAUCAAAGGUAUGCCUUUUCCCAAGGUCACAUGGAAGAAAAAUGAUAUUGAUGUACCUCCAAGAGCAGAAAUCGAGACUUCUGGAGUAAGAUCCACACUUGAAAUGCGCUACUGUAACCGAGGGGACUGUGGAGAUUACACACUCAGUGUAGAAAACCCAGCUGGAUCAAAGACAGCAACAUGCACUGUGCUUGUUUUAGACAAACCUGGUCCAAUUCAGAAUCUGAGGGUAUCUGAUGUUAGAAGUGACUCAGCUCAACUCUCCUGGAAAGAUCCAGAAGAUAAUGGUGGUGUACGCAUCACCAACUUUGUUGUGGAGAAGAAAGAUGUGGCUUCUGCACAAUGGGUGCCAGUCUGUGCAACAUCCAAAAAACGAAGCCUUAUGGCAAAGCAUUUGAUGGAAGGGACAUCAUACAUGUUCCGGGUGGCUGCCGAAAAUCAGUUCGGCAGAAGUGAAUAUGUUGAGACAACUAAACCUGUGAAAGCAAUGAACCCACUGUUUCCACCUGGUCCACCAAAGGACCUGCAUCAUGUAGAUGUUGACAAAACUGAGGUGUGGCUUGAGUGGAACUGGCCUGAUCGCACAGGAGGAAGUGAGAUCACCGGCUUCUUGGUUGAGUAUCAGGAGGAAGGAGAAAGAGACUGGAUAGUCUUCAAGACUGUAAGCAUUCCUGAAUGCCAUGUAACAGGGCUAGAAGAGGGAAAAACUUAUAGAUUCCGUGUGAAAGCAGAGAAUGCCAUUGGCCUUGGAAGACCUGAUACAACUGUGCCAGUGCUCUGCCAAGAAAAACUUGUGCCACCAAUUCUUGAGGUUGAUGCAAAACUGAUUGAUGGGAUAAUUGUAAAGGCUGGAAGCACCAUAAGGCUUCCCGCAAUCAUGAGAGGCAUUCCAGUUCCAACUGCAAAAUGGGCCAUUGAUGGUGAAGAAAUUAAAUGUGAAGGAAAUACCAAGAUUGACACAGACAACUUUUCGACUGUUCUGAGCAUUGCUGACUGCACAAGAAAUCACACUGGAAACUAUAUUCUCACAGUAUCUAACCCUGCAGGAAGUAAGACUCUUUCUCUGAAUGUCACAGUACUUGAUGUUCCUGCUGCACCAAUAGGACCAGUUAACAUCCUUGAAGUAACUCCAGAUUCCAUGGUCAUUGAGUGGCGUCCUCCCAAAGAUGAUGGUGGAAGCCCUGUCAUAAAUUAUGUUGUUGAAAAAAGGGAAUCUAAUAAGGAAACCUGGGGAGGUGUUAGCUCUGGCAGUACUGCAACACGACUUAAGAUUUCUCGUUUACAGAGUGGUGUUGAAUAUGUUGUAAGAAUUCGUGCAGAAAACAAGAUGGGAAUUGGUGCAGCUCUUGAAAGUGCACCAACCGUGGCAAAGCACCAGUUUGAGCCACCUGGCCAUCCUGGAAAACCUGUUGUUUCAGAUAUUUCUGAAGAUGCGCUUACUCUUGGCUGGACAAUGCCAUUGUAUGAUGGAGGCAGUCCUAUUUUUGGCUACAUUAUUGAGCGUAGACAUAAAGGAGGCAAAUGGAUUCGAGUAAAUAAGAUUCCAUGCAACGACCUCAGAUUCAGAGUGCUUGGGCUUUUUGAGGGUAAUGAAUAUGAGUUUAGAGUAUUUGCUGAAAAUAUUGCUGGCUUUAGUGGUCCCUCACCUAUCUCAGACACAGCCAAGCCCUGCAGGCCAAUUACAGUUCCUGGACCUCCAGUCAAUCCUAAAGUUAAAGAUUAUAGUUGCACUUAUGCUGAUUUAGUUUGGAUAAAGCCUACAAGAGAUGGGGGUAGCCCAAUCUUGGGAUAUGUUGUUGAAUGGCAGAAAGCUGGCGGUGAAUGGGAUAAAGUUAACAAAGAUGAUUUGAUAAAACAGUGUGCAUAUAGAGUCAAGGGUCUAAAUGAAGGCACAGAAUAUAGGUUUCGUAUUCGAGCUGUCAACAUAAUUGGAGAUGGUGAGACAAGAGAAAUCCCAGAAUCAGUUAUUGCUCAAGACAUUCUAAUUCCCCCUGAGAUUGAGAUGGAUGUCACAUGUCGUACACAUGUGAUUGUACGUGUAGGUCACAACAUAAAUAUUACGGGAUAUGUGAAGGCAAGGCCAGACCCUGAGAUUACCUGGACCAGAGGGGAGACCAUUUUGGAACGAGAUAAACGUGUUACUUUCACAAAUAACUUCCCUGUAGUUCAUAUGCGUAUCAAAGAAGCAACCAGAGCAGAUCAUGGAAAGUAUAUUCUUAAGGCUGUCAAUAAUGGUGGAGAAGCUUCAGCUACCAUUACUGUAACUGUAUUGGACAGGCCUGGACAAUGCAGGAAUCUUAUAUUGACAUAUGUGACAAAAAAUUCUUGCAUGGUGAACUGGGAUGCUCCCGAGGACAAUGGAGGCACUGAGAUUACAAACUACAUUGUUGAGUGUCGUGAACCAAGCAGCAGAGCUUGGUCAAUGAUCUCUUCUGACUGCACCAACCGCAAAGUGAAGGCAAAACUCCUGGAGAAUCAUGAGUAUUUGUUCCGUGUAUCUGCAGAGAACAAGUGUGGUCCUGGUCAAGCAACAGAAACCAAAACACCUAUCCUUGCAAUAGAUCCACUUCAGAAACCUAGUGAACCAGAAAAUUUCCAUGUAGCUGAUGUUGGCAAGAACUAUGUUUUCCUGAGAUGGCGAAAACCAGAUUAUGAUGGUGGCAGUCCAAACUUAGGCUAUAUUCUGGAAAAGAAAGCAAAGGAUGCUGAAAAUUGGGAAAGUUUACAUGAUGGCAUAAUCAAAGAGACAUUCUUUAUGGUAGACAAAUGUGUUGAGAACCAAAUAUAUCAGUUUAGAAUUAAGGCAACAAAUGAUGGUGGAGAAAGCAACUGGGUGAAGACAUCUGAUGUUCUAGUCAAAGAAGUCAUUCUGAAACCAGUUCUUGACCUCAAAUUUGCUGGUACUAUCGUGGUUAAAGCUGGUGAAUCGGUCAGGCUUGAGGCAGCUCUCAGAGGAAAGCCACAACCUGAGGUAAAAUGGGUGAAGGACAAGACUACAGAAGAUAACCCAAGAAUCACCGUUGACACUGGAGCAGAUUAUUCAAAAUUCCUCAUGACUAAAACCAGACGACCUGACACUGGAAAAUAUGUAAUCACUGCCACAAACUCUGCUGGAAGUUUCACUGCAUAUGCAAAUAUAACUGUUUUGGACAUACCCGGACCUGUCAGGGAUGUCAGGGUCACUGGUGUCUCUGCAGACAAAUGUAGAGUUGUGUGGGAUCCUCCAGAGGAUGAUGGUGGUUGUGAAGUAGAUAGCUAUAUUUUAGAAAAAUGUGAAACCAGGAGAAUGGUUUGGUCUACAUAUUCUGCUAAUGUAGUUACUAACUACUGUAAUGUAACUCAUCUUGUGGAAGGUAAUGAGUACGUCUUUAGGGUCAGAGCAGAAAACAAGAUGGGAACAGGUCCAGCAAUGGAGAGCAAGCCUGUUAUUGCCAAAACACAGUACAGCAGACCCGGUCCACCUGAUCCACCAGAGGUCACCAAAAUUGGCAAAGAUGAAAUGACUGUGAUAUGGGCUCCUCCUGAGAAUGAUGGUGGAAAAUCCAUUACUGGCUAUAUCCUGGAAAGAAAGGAGAAGCGUGCUGUACGAUGGGUACCAGUUACAAAAAGCCCCAUCUCUGAGAGACGCAUGAAAGUAACCAACUUGAUUCCUAACCAUGAAUAUCAAUAUCGUGUUAAAGCUGAAAAUGAGGUUGGAUUGGGAGAGCCAAGCAAGCCUUCAAGACCAGUUGCUGCUAAGGAUCCAAUUGAGCCUCCUGGUCCUCCUGGAGGUCUGAAGGUGGUGGACAGCACAAAGACUUCAGUUACACUUGGCUGGUCAAAGCCAGUGUAUGACGGUGGUGCUCCAAUCAUCGGAUAUUUGGUUGAAAUGAGAGAGAAGAUUGAAAUGGAAGGUGAACAAGAGCGAGAUCCAGAUGAAGGCUGGUCAAAAUGCAAUACUAGUGGGCAGCUUGUUCUCACUGAAUUUACAAUGCUCAAUUUGGAUGAGAGAAAACAAUAUGAAUUCCGUGUCUCUGCACAAAAUCAAGUUGGAAUGGGUCGCCCAGCAAAACUUAAAGAUGCUGUGACACCAAAAGAGAUUCAUGAAUUGCCAGAGAUUGAUCUGGAUGCUAGUUUGAGAAAGGGAUUUAGUGUAAGAGCAGGUUGUCCCAUAAGACUAUUUGCUACAAUCAGAGGAAGGCCAACACCUAAAGUGACCUGGAAACGCAUUGGAAUUGACAAUGUUGUCAGAAAAGGUCAUGUGGACCAGAUUGAUACAAUGUCCUUUCUUGUUAUACCUGAGAGCACACGUGAAGACUCUGGAAAAUACUCUUUGACAGUCUCAAAUCCUUCAGGAGAGAAAGCUAUAUUUGUUCGUGUUAAGGUCUUGGAUACUCCUGGACCAGUUGAUGAAUUGGAAGCAACUGAUGUUACAAAGACAACCUGCCAACUCUCCUGGUCACCUCCAGAAAAUGAUGGUGGCUGUCCAAUCCUUAACUACAUUGUUGAAAAGCGGGAAGUAGAUAGGAAGACAUGGACAAAUUGCACAAAUGAGUUGAAAAAGACCAGCUUUAAAAUCACAAACCUAACACCAGGAACUGAAUACUACUUCAGAGUCAUAGCAGUCAACAAGUAUGGUAUUGGAGUGCCAAAAGACUCUCCAAAAUCAUAUUUGGCUGUAGAUCCCAUGAGUGAACCUGAUCCACCAAAAAAGAUGGAUAUCUUGGAGAUUUCUAAGAACAGUGCAACUCUUGGAUGGCUAAAACCACUGAGAGAUGGAGGAUCAAAGAUUAAUGGCUAUAUAGUUGAUUAUCAAGAGGCUGGUCAACCUGAGGACAAAUGGACAACAUACUCAGUUGUAAAAGACUUGAGCAUUGCUGUUGUUGGUCUUAAAGAAAACACAAAAUAUAGAUUCAGGGUUGCUGCAAGAAAUGCUAUAGGAUGCAGUCUGCCAAGAGAAGCUGAAGGCAUUUUUGAAGUCAAAGAGCAGCUGAUGGGACCAAAGAUUAUCAUGCCUGAUAUGGUCAUGGCAAAAGCAGGAACAAAGCUUAAGGUUGAAGCACUUGUAUCUGGAAAACCUACUCCAGUCACAACGUGGAAAAGAGGAAGCGAUGACGUGGUUUCAUCUGAUCGUCUUUUUGUGCAAAAAACAUUGUCCUCAUCCACAUUAAUGAUUAAGGAUGUUUCAAGGAAGGACAGUGGCUAUUAUAGUCUUUCUGCUGAGAAUAGCAUUUCUAAGGUCAACCAAAUCCUCAGAAUUAUCAUCAUGGAUAUCCCUGGUCCCCCAGAGGGCCCCUUGGAAAUUCUUGAGGUGGAUAUUGAUGCCUGCACCCUUGCAUGGAACUCACCAACUGAAGAUGGUGGCAGCAACAUAACUAAUUAUGUUGUUGAAAAAUGUGACGUGAGCAGAGGUGACUGGGUUCCUGCUGUAGCCUCUUGCACAAAGACCAGUUGCAGAGUUCCAAAACUUACUCCUGGCAAGGAAUAUGGUUUCAGAGUGCGUGCUGAAAAUCGUUUUGGAAUUUCAGAGCCAAUCUACUCUGUAAAAAUUAUUGCCAGAUAUCCAUUUGAUCCACCCAGUGAACCAAGGAACUGCUGUGUUAAUAAAAUCAACAAAGACUUUGUUGUUUUGUCUUGGGAAAAACCAGUAAAUGAUGGUGGUAGUCCUAUUAUAGGAUACUCCAUAGAACGUAAAGAGAGAAACAGCCUUUUAUGGGUCAAGGCAAAUGAGACACUUGUUCGUCAAACUGAAUACUACUGCUCUGGCCUUAUUGAGGGUCUAGAAUACACAUUCAGAGUAUGUGCAGUGAAUAAGGCAGGCCAAGGCAAACCAAGCAAAGCUACUGACAUAAUUACAGCAAGGAACCCAGUUGAUCCACCUGGUAAACCAGAGGUUCUUGACAUAACAAAACAUUCAGUUUCACUUGUUUGGAACCGUCCAAAACAUGAUGGUGGUAGCAAACUCAUUGGCUAUUAUGUUGAGUAUUUGAAGCUUCCAGGUGACAAAUGGGUACGUGUGAAUUCAAGUAGCCAAAAUGUGCCAAAAGAGGACUACGUUGUCACUGGACUUGAAGAGGGAGCCCAAUACAAGUUCAGAAUUAUUGCAAAGACAGCAAUUAAUAUCAGCGAGCCUUCAGAAGAGUCUGAUGUAAUCACUGUCAUUGCAGAGCAUGUUCCACCCAGGGUUGAGAUCAGUCUUGAAAUGAAGAAUCUAAUCGUUGUCAAAGCAGGAGCAAAUGUUUGCCUUUACGCUGAAGUUUAUGGAAAACCAAUACCAAAAGUUACAUGGAAAAGAGAUGGUGUGCCAUUGUCAGUUGUUGAAGGCAUGAAGAUGUCUCAGAAGAGACACCUCUUCCUCUUGGAACUGUUCUCUGUAACACGAAAGGAGACUGGAGAGUAUACUAUUUUUGCUGAGAACCCUAGUGGCACUAAGUCUAGCAACAUUAAACUUAAAGUUCUGGAUAAACCAGGACCCCCAGCAUCAGCAAAGGUCAGCCAUGUCUUUGCCGACCGGGUCAAACUGCGAUGGGAGCCACCUCUUUCAGAUGGUGGGGCUGAAAUAACCAACUACAUUAUUGAUAAACAUGAAACAAGCAGAGCUAACUGGGCUCAGGUUACUUCCAACAUUAAUGGCCAAAUAACAAAUUGCUCAGUGGAGAAACUCAUUGAGGGUCAUGAAUAUGAGUUCCGCAUCAGUGCUGAAAAUAAGUAUGGUGUUGGUGACCCAAUUUUCACCAACUCUGUGAUUGCUAAGAAUCCAUAUGAUGUUCCUGGACCUUGUGACCCACCUAUUAUUACCAAUAUUACCAAAGACCACAUGACUGUGAGCUGGAAGGCCCCUGCUGAUGAUGGCAAAUCCCCUAUCCUUGGAUACAUGGUGGAAAAACGUGAAACUCAGGAACUCAGCUGGUCUAAAAUAAACAGAAAACCUGUCAUUGAUAGAACCAUUAAAGCAGGCGGUCUCACUGAGGGUUCUGAGUAUGAAUUCAGAGUUAUUGCUCUCAAUAAGGCUGGUCUUGGCAAACCAAGUGAUCCCACUCAAGCUGCUAUUGCAGUGGACCCACUAUAUCCUCCAGGGCCACCUGCAUUCCCCAAAAUUGUUGAUUCUACACGUAGUUCAAUCAGUCUAUCAUGGACUAAGCCUGCCUAUGAUGGUGGCUGUGAAAUUUUGGGCUACCUGGUUGAGGUCAAGAGGUCAGAUUCAGAGGACUGGUUAAAGUGCAAUAUGCCAAAAAAACUUCAGGACACAAAGUUCCUUGUCACUGGGCUCCUUGAUAAAACAGAAUAUCAGUUCCGUGUGCUUGCUGUAAAUAAGAUUGGAUUUAGUGAGCCAAGUGAAGUUCCUGGGAACCAUAUGGCACAAGACAUAUUGAUUGUCCCUGAGGCAGACCUUGAUGCAGAUCUUAGGAAAGCACUUGUAUUACGUGCUGGAGUCACACUGAGAAUCUAUGUGCCAUUUAGAGGCCGCCCUGCACCAAAGGUGACAUGGAGCAAGGUUAAUGCCAACCUGAAAGAGAGGCAAGGUCUUAUGAUCAACACAACUGAAUGGGAUACAUAUGUAUACUGUGAAAACAUCAACAGAUAUGAUGCUGGCAAAUAUGUGCUGACCCUUGAAAACAGCAGUGGAUCCAAGUCCUAUACCAUUGUUGUCAAAGUCUUAGAUACCCCUGGACCACCACUCAACCUGACUGUAAAAGAAACAUCAAGAAGUCACGCCUCCAUCACUUGGGAUCCUCCGUUAAUUGAUGGGGGAAGUCCAGUGAAGAGUUAUGUUGUGGAAAAACGUUUGGCAGAACGGAAAGCAUGGACCUGUGUUGCUUCUGAGUGCCCCAAAACAUCCUUCAGAAUUACUAACCUUGAUGCCGGGAAUGCCUACUGUUUCAGAGUCUCAGCUGAAAAUGUUUAUGGUAUUGGUGAAGGCUGUGAGACAGCUGGACCAGUUAAAGCCUCAGAGCAACCUGGACCAGUUAUAGACUUCAAGCCUGCACUGGUCACCAAGGAUUCUUGCACUCUUUAUUGGAAGAAGCCCAUCAGUGAUGGCGGAAGCCACAUUGUUGCAUAUGCAUUGGAAAUCAAUGAAGGUGAAGACAAAUGGAAACAGCUCAUGAAGGCCAAACACCUGCAAUACACAGUAAAGGACCUACAAGAAGGCAAAGAAUACUCUUUCAGAGUUAAGGCUUUUAAUGAGUCUGCUGAAGGACCCAUCACUGAACUCACAGUGCUGGCUAAGGAUCAAAUUGUUCUCCCAGACUGUGACCUUAAGGGGUUGCCAGACUCUUGUUAUUUGGCAAAGGAGGGAAGCACGGUUCGCCUCACAAUCCCAAUUUCUGGCAUUCCUGCUCCAACAGUCACGUGGAAGAAAGGUGGUGUUAUCUUGGGAGAUAGUGGAAGAGUCUCUGUUGAAUCCACAGUAGCAAACACAACCUUGCUGAUACGUGACUGCCAAAGAGGUGAUGCAGAGAAGUACUGUCUCAUUUUGAAAAACAGUGCAGGAACCAAGGAAUCCACCAUAGACAUCAAGGUAGUUGGGAAACCUGGAAUUUGCACAGCACCCAUCAAAUUUGAUGAAAUUACAGCUGACGGAAUUACAUUGGAAUGGGGUCCACCCAAAGAUGAUGGUGGAGCAGAAGUUUCCAACUACAUCUUGGAAAAGAGGCAAUCCACAAAUAACAAGUGGGUCACUGUUGCUUCAGCCAUUCAGAAGAACACAUUGAGAGUCACCAGACUCCAUGAAGGAACAGAGUACUUAUUCAGAGUAUGUGCUGAAAACAAAUAUGGUGUUGGAGACUUCAUAAGAUCCGAUCCGGUGGUGGCUAAACAUCCAUUCAAUGCACCAGGUGCUCCAGAUGCACCACAGGUCUUGGCUAUUCACCAUGAGUAUGCUAUAGUGUCAUGGGCAGAUCCAAAGGAUACUGGAGGCUCUGCUAUUACAGGAUAUUAUGUGGAAUUCAAAGAUAAGAACAGUUUAUUAUGGAAGAGAGCCAGCAAAACACCUCUGAGAGUGAAGGAGUGUAGAGUGACUGGUUUAAUUGAGGGUCUCGAGUAUGAAUGCAGAGUUAUGGCUAUAAACAUGGCGGGACUAGGAAAACCAAGCAAACCAACAGAAGCAUUUGUUGCCCUUGAUCCAAUUGAUCCUCCUGGCAAGCCUGACGUAAUCAACAUUACAAGGAACAGUGUAACACUCAUUUGGACUGAGCCUAAAUAUGAUGGAGGUCACAGACUGACAGGCUAUAUUGUUGAAAAACUAGAGCAUCCAGGAAAGGUCUGGAAGAAGGCCAAUCAUGUCAAUAUCCAGACUUGUGCUUUUACAGUAACUGAUUUGCAAGAAGGCUGCAUGCAUAAUUUUAGAAUUAGGGCAAAAAAUGCAGCUGGUUCCAUCAGUGCUCCCUCAGAACAAACUGAAACCCUUGUCUGCAAAGAUGAAUAUGAGCCACCAACUAUUACAAUUGACCCUGAAAUGAAGGACGGUGUCACUGUCAGGGCUGGAGAAACAAUUGUGAUUUCUGCUUCAAGUAUCCUUGGCAAACCUCCACCUACAUCUGUAUGGUCUAAGGGAGGAAGAGAAAUAAAACCAUCGGAUGUUGUCCAGAUUACAAGCACUGCCAUAUCUUCAACAUUGUCAAUUAAAUAUGCCUCAAGAAAGAACACUGGGGAGUAUACAAUUACUGCUAGCAACCCAUUUGGCAUUAAGGAAGAAAAAGUGAAAGUAAAAGUCUUGGAUGUACCAGGUCCACCUGGUCCUAUUGAGGUCAGCAGUGUCUCUGCUGAAAAAUGCACACUGACAUGGUUACCACCAGAAGAAGAUGGAGGCUGUGCUAUCAAAUCAUACAUCAUUGAAAAGAGAGAAACUAGUCGCCUACUUUGGACAAAGCUUGCUGAAAAUGUCAUGGAUUGCCGUCAUGUGGCCUGCAAGUUGAUUAAAGGCAAUGAAUAUAUUUUCCGUGUAUUAGCAGUCAAUCAGUAUGGUACAGGUGACGCUAUUCAGUCUGGUCCAGUCAAAAUGGUUGACAGCUUUGGACCUCCUGGGCCACCCUCAAAACCAGAAAUUGAUAAUGUCACCAGAACUGCUGUAACUAUUUCCUGGAAGAGACCAGUGGUGGAUGGGGGAUGUGAUAUUACAGGGUAUAGUGUUGAGAGAAAGGAGAGAAGAGGUAUGAGAUGGGUUAGAGCUUCAAAGAAGACCGUCUCAGAUUUACGAUACAAAGUAACAGGCCUUGCAGAAGACGUUGAGUAUGAGUUCCGUGUCACUGCUGAGAACAAAGCUGGUUUUGGAGAACCCAGUGAGCCAUCUCAAUCAGUACUGACAAAGGAUAUUGCAUAUCCACCUGGACCUCCAUCCAAUCCAAGAAUAACUGAUACCACCAAAACAACAGCAACAUUUAACUGGGGAAGACCAUUUUAUGAUGGUGGCCUUGAUGUGACAGGAUAUAUUGUUGAGCACAAAAAGGAAGGAGAAGAUGAUUGGAUUCAGGACACAACUUCUCCAUUGAGAAUCACUGAGUUUGUUGUUCCGAACUUACAAGCAGGGGGCAAAUAUCAUUUCAGAGUCAGCGCCGUUAAUUCAGAAGGAUGUGGGGAACCUGCUGAAGUUGAAAAAAUUGUGGAACUUGUUGAACGUGAAGAGAUUCCAGACUUUGAACUUGAUGCAGAACUGAGAAGAACACUUGUUGUUCGAGCAGGUGCCUCCAUCCGCAUUUUUGUACUAAUUAAGGGACGUCCAACUCCUGAAGUUACAUGGAUAAAAGAUAAUGUUUCUCUCAAAGGAAGAGCUCAUAUUGACAAUACUGAGUCAUACACUCUAGUGGUUGUUCCUGAAUGUACUCGAUAUGAUGCUGGAAAAUACAUUUUGACUUUAGAAAAUGUUGCUGGAAAGAAGACAGGAUUUGUUAAUGUCAGAGUCGUGGACACACCUGGGCCUCCAGUCAAUUUGAAACCAAGGGAAAUCACCAAAAACAGCAUCACGCUUCAGUGGGAAAUUCCAAUUAUUGAUGGUGGAUCAAAGAUUAAAAAUUACAUAAUUGAGAAACGUGAUGCAACUAGAAAAGCCUUCACUACAAUCACUACAAAUUGGCAGAAAUGUUCAUACAAGGUUAACGAUUUGGAAGAGGGUGCUGAAUAUUACUUCAGAGUCUCAGCUGAAAAUGAACAAGGUAUUGGCGAAGCUGCAGAGACACCCGAACCUAUUAGAGCUUCUCAGGCUCCAUCUUCACCAGAUAGUUUAGUAGUUACAAAUGUGACAAAGGAUACAGCAACUCUUGCAUGGACAAAACCGGCUUAUGAUGGUGGUAGCAGAAUCACUGGCUAUGUUAUUGAGGCUCAAAAGAAGGAAUCUGAUCACUGGGUACAUGUCACAACAAUAAAGGCUUUGGAUUAUACUGUCACAGACUUAACAGAAAAUGCAGAAUAUAUAUUCCAUAUCUUUGCUGUGAAUAGCUCAGGUAGGAGUGAACCCCGUGAAAGCCGGCCAGUUGUAAUCAAUGAGCAGACUACAGCACCAGGUUUUGACCUCAGAUCUGUUUAUCAGAAGUUGGUAGUAGCCAAAGCAGGUGAUAAUGUAAAGGUUGAGAUCCCUGUUUUUGGUCGUCCAAGACCAUCUAUUGUCUGGAAGAAAGAAGAUCAGGAACUUAAACAAACACAAAGAAUAAACAUUGACAACACAACAACCUCAACAAUUCUUAACAUCCGAGAAAUCAAGAGAAAAGAUGGAGGACAGUAUUCAAUGACAGGGAAGAAUAUACUGGGAACAGUGACAGAAACCAUUACUGUACAAGUACAUGAUAUCCCAGGACCUCCAACAGGACCAAUUAAAGUGGAUGAAGUGUCCUGUGACUAUGUAGUUAUAUCCUGGGAUGCACCAGAGAAUGAUGGAGGAGUUCCUAUUAGCAACUACAUUGUUGAGAUGAGAGAGAAAACUGGCACAUCUUGGGCAGAGUUAGCAGCUACUGUCAUUCGCACAACAUUCAAAGCUGCACGUCUUACAACAGGAAUUGAAUAUCAGCUCCGUGUCAAAGCUCAGAACAGAUAUGGUGUUGGACCCUACAUAACAUCUGAACCUGUAGUUGCUGCUUAUCCAUUUGAUGUACCAGGCCAGCCAGGUAUUCCACAAGCUGUUGCCUUCACAAAAGAUUUUAUUACAAUUACCUGGAAUGAACCUUCCACAGAUGGGGGAAGCCCAAUUUUGGGAUAUCAUAUUGAGAGAAAAGAGAAAAACAGCAUCCUGUGGCAGCGUAUCAGCAAAGCCCUUAUAGUUGGGAACAUUUUUAAGUCAUCUGGUCUGAUAGAUGCUAUUGCAUAUGAAUUCCGAGUUAUUGCUGGAAAUAUGGCUGGUCUGAGCAAGCCAAGCAAGGCAUCUGAGAUGAUAUUUGCACUUGAUCCAGUGGAGCCUCCCAGUCAACCAUUGGCACUUAAUAUAACUAGGCAUGAGGUUACACUUCAAUGGAUGAAACCACAGAAUGAUGGUGGUUUCCCACUAACUGGGUACACUAUGGAAAAGAGAGAACUACCAAAUGGCCGCUGGCUCAAAGCAAACUUUAGCAAUAUUCAUGAGACAACCUUCACUGUAAGUGGACUGACAGAAAACUCUUCAUAUGAAUUCCGUGUCUUUGCAAGAAAUUCAGCUGGAUCUGUCAGCAAGCCCUCAAAACCCUCUGAAGUUAUAAUCUGCAAAGAUGAUAUUGAGGAGCCAAAGCUUGAUGUUGAUUCAAGCUUUAGCCAUAUUGUUGUAGUUAAGGCAGGUGAAGUCUUCAAAUUAGAAGCAAAUGUUACUGGCAGACCAAUCCCAUCCUUGGUAUGGACAAAAGAUGGAAAAGAGCUUGAAGACACUGCAAAACUAGAGAUCAAAACAGCAGAUUUCUAUACAUGCUUAACCAACAAAGAUUCAUCAAGAAGAGAUGGUGGUGCAUUUACUCUAACUGCAAGCAACCCUGGAGGAUUUGCCAAGUUUGUUUUCAAUGUUAAGGUCCUUGAUAGGCCUGGGCCUCCUGAAGGGCCCCUUCAUGUUACAGACAUGACCACAGAGAAAUGUAUACUGUCUUGGCUACCACCACUUGAAGAUGGAGGAGCAAAGAUCGACUAUUAUAUAAUUCAAAGACGUGAAACAAGUAGACUUGCAUGGACAAAUGUAGCCACAGAUUUACAAGUCAACCGUUAUAAAGUUACCAAAUUGUUAAAAGGAAAUGAAUAUGUUUUCAGAGUUAUGGCUGUUAAUAAAUAUGGAGAUGGUGAGCCACUGGAGUCAGAGCCUGCAGUUGCAACUAACCCAUAUGUACCCUCAGAUCCACCACAAGCCCCAGAAGUAACAACAAUUACAAAGGACUCUAUGGUGGUUUGCUGGGGACAUCCUGAAAACAAUGGAGGAAGUUCCAUAAAUACUUACAUAAUUGAAAGAAGGGAUAAAACUGGCCUCCGGUGGGUCAAAUGCAAUAAGAGGUCAGUAACGGAUUUGCGCUUUAAAGUGUCUGGACUUACACCAGGGCAUGAAUAUGAAUUCAGGAUCCUUGCUGAAAAUGCUGCUGGUUUAAGUGCUCCAAGCCCUUCAAGUCCAUUUUAUAAGGCAUGUGACACAAUAUUCCAGCCUGGGCCCCCAGGGAAUCCAAGAAUUUUGGAUACAACCAAGUCAUCCAUUACUGUGGCUUGGAACAAACCGGUAUAUGAUGGUGGUUCAGACAUUACAGGAUACAUUGUAGAAACUUGCCUACCAGAAGAAGAUGAAUGGACAGUUGUCACUCCAAAGAAGGGUCUUACUGGAACAUCAUUUACCAUAAUUAAUUUAAAAGAAAACCAAGAAUAUAAGAUCAACAUUUCUGCCCUGAACUGUGAAGGUGUUGGAGAACCUGCAUCAGUACCUGGUUCACCAAAAGCAGAGGACAGAUAUAUUCCACCUGAAAUUGAGCUUGAUUCAGAUCUUCGAAAAGUGGUUAACAUUAGAGCUUGUAGCACACUAAGGCUUUUUGUACCAAUUAAAGGGAGACCUGCACCAGAAGCUAAAUGGUCAAGGGAGAAUGGUGAACCUCUUGAUAAAGCAUCUAUUGAGAGCACAACAUCAUUCACAUCACUUGUUAUUGAGAAUGUUAACAGGUUUGACAGUGGAAAAUAUCUUCUAACAGUGGAAAACAGCUCUGGUAGUAAAACAGCAUUUGUGAAUGUCAGGGUGCUUGACACUCCAGGCGCACCACAAAACCUAACAAUCAAAGAAAUCACAAAAGAUUCUGUUUCACUGAUCUGGGACCCUCCAAUUAUUGAUGGGGGAUCAAGAGUCAGACAUUACCUUGUAGAAAAACGUGAAUCCACAAGAAAAGCAUAUUCCAUUGUAAAUGCUUCUUGCCCCAAAACAAGCUGGAGAAUUGGUGAUCUAAAGGAGGGAAGCUUGUAUUUCUUCAGAAUCUUAGCUGAAAAUGAAUAUGGUGUUGGCCUCCCAGUGGAAACUGCUGAACCACUCAAGGUUUCUGAAAAGCCUUUACCACCUGGCAAGGUGACACUUAAAGAAGUAACUAGCAGCAGUGUAACCCUGUCCUGGGAGAAGCCAGAUCAUGAUGGAGGAAGCAGGAUCACAGGAUAUGUUGUGGAAAUGCAAGGAAAAGGCAGUGACAAAUGGACCCAGGUCAUGACUGUUAAGGUAACAGAGGCAGUUGUUACUGGUCUGAUUCAAGGUGAAGAGUACUCAUUCCGUAUAUCAGCAACUAAUGAAAAAGGGACAAGUGAUCCUCGUCUACUCAGUGUGCCUGUUGUGGCAAAGGAUCUUGUCAUCACACCUGCAUUCAAACUUAUGUUUAAUACAUUCAGUGUGAUGGCAGGUGAUGACCUCAAGAUAGAUGUACCUUAUGUUGCUCAGCCAAAAGCAGCAGUAACCUGGCUUAAAGAUGGCACUAUUCUCAAAGAGACAACACGGGUAAAUUCUGAAGUUACUGAUAAUCAUCUGUACCUUGCAAUCAAGGAAGCAACACGUGAUGAUGUGGGUAAAUAUACCAUCAAGAUUACAAACUCAGCUGGAGAGGCUACAGCUGACAUCACUGUUGUUGUACUUGAUAAGCCUGGUCCUCCAGCUGGACCUAUCAAAAUAGAUGAGGUAACUGCAGACAGUGUGACGCUCUCCUGGCAACCACCAGAGUAUGAAGGUGGUUGUGCAAUUAACAAUUAUAUUGUGGAAAAGAGAGACACAUCCACCACAAACUGGCAGAUUGUGUCAGCUACAAUUGCUAGAACAACCACCAAAGCUGCAAGGCUUAAAACUGGCUGUGAGUACCAAUUCAGAAUUGCAGCUGAAAACAGAUAUGGUAAGAGCUCAUUUCUACUGUCUGAGCAUGUAAUUGCACAGUAUCCAUUUGAGGUGCCAAGUGCACCCGGGAAUCCCGUCAUUCAGUCUGCUACCAAAGAAACUAUGCUCAUUGUUUGGAACAAGCCUAGCAGCGAUGGUGGAAGCAAGAUCAUUGGUUAUCAUCUUGAGAGUAAGGAAAGAAAUAGCCUCUUGUGGGUGAAACAAAAUAAAACCGUCAUUCCAGACACAAGAUUCAAGGUUAGUGGUCUUGUAGAAGGCAUUGAAUAUGAGUUCAGAGUUUAUGCUGAGAAUAUUGUUGGGCUAAGCAAAGCCAGCAAACUGUCAGAAAUACAGUUAGCAAGAGAUCCCUGUGACCCACCAGGCAAACCAGAAGCAGUAAUUGUUACUAGAAGCUCUGUAACAUUACGAUGGACAGCACCAGAGUUUGAUGGUGGUAGCCGAAUAACUGGCUAUGCAGUUGAGAGGAAAGAAUUGCCUAAUGGUCGAUGGAUGAAGGCUAGUUUCACUAAUAUCAUAGAAACUGAAUUUGUUGUCAGUGGCUUGGUGGAAGAACAACAAUAUGAAUUCAGAGUCAUUGCAAAAAAUGCAGCUGGUGUCAUUAGUAAACCAUCUGUCAGUACUGGUGCAAUAACUGCAAAGGAUGAAAUAGAACCACCCAUGAUUGACUUGGAUACUAAAUAUUCUCAAACCAUUAUUGUUAACGCCGGAGAAUCAUUUAAGAUUGAUGCUGGAAUACUUGGAAAGCCUAUACCAUCAGUCCACUGGAUAAAAAACUGUGAGGAACUUGUUAAUACAGCUAGACUUGAGAUUAAAAAUACAGACUUCACAGCCUCUUUAAGUGUAAAAGAAGCUAUUCGUGUUGAUGGAGGUCAGUACACACUGCUACUGAAAAAUGUUGGUGGUGAGAAAUCCAUAAACAUCAAUGUCAAAGUUCUAGACAGGCCUGGGCCACCAGAAGGGCCUAUUUCUAUAUAUGGGGUUACAAGUGAGAAAUGUUGCAUAGCAUGGAAAACACCUUUACAUGAUGGAGGGGCUGAAGUAUCUUAUUAUAUUGUUGAAAGAAGGGAGACUAGCCGAUUAGUUUGGACUCUUGUGGAAUCUAAGGUGCAAACCCUGAGUCUGAAGAUUACCAAGCUUCUUCCUGGAAAUGAGUACAUUUUCAGAGUGAUCCCUGUCAACAAAUAUGGAAUUGGUGAGCCUCUGGAAUCUGAUCCAGUCAUUGCCAGAAAUCCAUUUGUCACACCUGAUCCACCAACUGGGGUGGAGAUAUCCAAUAUAACAAAGGACUCCAUGGUCGUUACUUGGGAAAGACCAAUUAAUGAUGGAGGUAAUGCAAUAACAGGAUAUGUAAUUGAAAAGAGGGACAAAGAAGGUGUCAGAUGGACCAGAUGCAAUAAGCGUUCAGUUAGUGAACUUCGCUUUAGAGUGACAGGACUUCUUGAAAACCACAGUUAUGAAUUCCGUGUCUCUGCUGAGAAUUCAGCUGGAGUUGGCAAACCAAGUGACACUACUGAAUACUUCAAGGCUUUUGAUCCAAUUUUCAGGCCAGGUCCACCAAACAACCCUAGAGUUAUUGAUAUAUCAAGGUCAUCUGUUGUACUGCAUUGGAGCAAACCUAUUUAUGAUGGUGGAUGUGAGAUUCAAGGUUAUAUUGUUGAAGCGUGCGAAGGCAUAUCUGAUGAGUGGACAAUGUGCACGCCUCCCACGGGAAUCAAAGAAACAAGAUUUGAAGUUCAAAAACUGCUGGAAAAACAUGAAUACAAAUUCAGAAUUUGUGCAAUAAAUAAGGUUGGAGUUGGAGAACAUGCGGAUAUAAAAGAAUCCAUUAUUGUGGAGGACAAACUAGAGGCACCAGAUAUUGAUCUUGAUGCUGAUCUAAGAAAGAUGAUCACUGUUAGAGCUGGAGGAGCCCUUAGAUUAUUUGUUCCAAUCAGAGGCCGACCAGCUCCUGAGGUCAAAUGGGGAAAAGCUGAAGGUGAAAUUAAUGAGACAGCACAGAUUGACAUCACAAGUAGUUAUACUUCACUUGUAAUUGAAAAUAUUAACAGAUUUGACAGUGGAAAAUAUACGUUGUCUUUGGAAAAUGCAAGUGGUACAAAAUCUGCAUUUAUUAGUGUUCGAGUACUUGACACUCCUGAUGCACCUGCCAAUUUCCAUGUGAAAGAAAUAACAAAGAAUUCAGUUACCCUAACGUGGGAGCCACCUUUGCUGGAUGGUGGAGCUAAAAUAAAAAAUUAUAUUGUUGAAAAGCGAGAGAGCACAAGGAAGGUAUACUCUUCUGUUGCUUCCUGCAACAAAAUGACAUAUAAAAUUGAGCAGCUCCAAGAGGGCAGCAACUACUUCUUCAGAGUUCUUGCUGAAAAUGAAUAUGGAAUUGGAUUACCUGCUGAAACACAAGAACCACUGAAAAUCUCAGAAGUCCCACAACCUCCUGGAAAAAUCUCUGUAGUAGAUGUUACACGCAAGAGCGUCUCUCUGUCUUGGGAAAAACCAGAACAUGAUGGGGGUAGCAGAAUCACUCACUAUGAGGUUGAGUUGCAAGCGAAAGACAGUGAAAAGUGGUCUAUGUGUGCACAAGUUAAAUCACUUGACACCAUUAUUACCAAUUUAAUCCAAGGUGCAGAAUAUAAUUUUAGGGUAAUUGCAGUUAAUGUCAAAGGAAAGAGUGAUCCCAGACAUCUAGCACAUGCUGUUCUUGUAAAAGACCUCGUAAUUGAGCCGUCUGUGAAGACAAAACUUAGCACAUACAAUGUACAAGUUGGCCAUGAUUUGAAAAUUGAAGCACGUAUCACUGGCCAUCCAAAGCCAACCAUUACAUGGACUAAAGACGGUGCAGAGCUGAAACAGACAACAAGAGUUAAUGUUGCAGACACUGCCAACCAUACAACGUUAUCGAUUAAAGAUGCAACCAGAGACGAUGCUGGUAUGUACAGGAUUACAGUAGCCAAUGUACUUGGACAAAAGGAGGCCACUGUUGAAAUCAUUAUACUUGACAAACCUGGUCCACCAAAUGGACCAGUGAGGAUAGAUGAAAUAAGUGCAGAAAGUAUAACACUGUCAUGGGAUCCUCCAACCUACACAGGAGGAUGCCAAAUUUCAAAUUACAUUGUGCAAAAAAGAGAUACUACUACAACUAACUGGGCAGUUGUUUCGGCAACAGUAGCAAGAACUACACUAAAAGUUGGAAAUUUGAAGACCGGAGCUGAGUACCAAUUCAGAAUCUUUGCAGAAAAUCGAUAUGGGAAAAGCUAUGCUAUUGACUCAGAGCCAGUUUUUGCUCAAUAUCCUUUCAAAGAGCCAGGGCCCCCUGGAACACCAUAUGUGUCUGCCUUUACAAAAGAAUCUAUGGUAGUUGAAUGGCACAAACCAGUUUCUGAUGGUGGCAGUGCUAUUCUUGGAUAUCAUCUGGAAAGAAAAGAAAAGAACAGUAUACUAUGGACAAAAAUAAAUAAAAUGCUUAUUCAAGACACCAUAUUUAAAACAUCUGCUUUGGAGGAAGGCAUAGAAUAUGAGUUCAGAGUUUUUGCUGAAAAUAUUGUUGGAAUUGGGAAAUGCAGCAAAGUCUCCGAAGGCUGUGUAGCCCGUGAUCCAUGUGAUCCUCCUGGCACACCUGUUCCAGUAAUUGUCACAAGGCAUUCAGUAAUGCUAAGAUGGACACCACCAGAAUAUGAUGGUGGCAGUCUGGUCACUGGAUACAUUGUGGAAAAACGAGACCUCCCUGAGGGCCGAUGGAUGAAAGCAAGCUUUACGACCAUCCUUGAAACUGAAUUUAUAGUCACAGGUCUGACAGAAGACUCCAAAUAUGACUUCAGGGUCAUUGCUAAAAAUGCUGCUGGAUCAGUUAGCAAGCCUUCUGCUUGCACAGGGCCAAUCACAGCCAAAGAUGAGGUUGAGCCACCAACUUAUGAGAUUGACUCAAAAUACACCCAAAUAAUGAUUGUAAAUGCUGGAGAUACAUUUGUAUUAGAAGCGUCUGUAUCGGGGAAGCCAGUUCCAACAAUGCAGUGGUUCAAAGGUGAAGUGGAAGUUGAAAAUUCUGCAAGAGCUGAGACUAAGAACACAGACUUCAAAGCAGUCCUUGUUAUCAAAGAUGCUAUUAGAGUUGAUGGAGGACAGUAUACUUUGCAGCUUACCAAUGUUGGGGGGACUAAAUCUGUGUCCUUUAAUGUAAAAGUGCUUGAUAGACCUGGGUCACCAGCAGGACCUUUGACAGUUUCAAACGUAACAAGUGAGAAGUGCUCCUUGUCAUGGCUUCCUCCUGUACAUGAUGGUGGUAGCAGUAUUUCUCAUUACAUAAUUGAAAAAAGGGAAACCAGUCGGCUUGCUUGGACUGUAGUGUCUAGUGACUGUGGAGCAACUAUGUUCAAGGUGACUAAGCUGCUAAAAGGAAACGAAUACAUCUUCCGUGUUAUGGCUGUUAACAAAUAUGGUGUUGGCGAACCUUUAGAGUCUGUACCAGUAAUAAUGAAAAAUCCAUUUGUUCCUCCUGGACCACCUAGAGAACUAGAAAUAACAAAUAUUUCAAGAGAUUCUAUGACUGUGUGCUGGACUCGUCCAGAGACAGAUGGUGGAAGUGAAAUUGUUGGGUACAUUGUAGAAAAGAGAGACAGAGCUGGAGUCAGAUGGACAAAAUGUAACAAACGUAGAAUUACAGACCUUCGCUUCCGAGUUACAGGUCUCACAGAGGACCAUGAAUAUGAAUUCAGGUUAUCUGCAGAAAAUGCCGCAGGAGUUGGUCAACCGAGUCCAAUAACUCAAUAUUACAAAGCAUGUGACCCAACAUUUAAACCUGCUCCACCAACUAAUGCACACCUAACUGACACCACAAAGAAUUCAGUCACUAUUGAAUGGAGUAGACCAAUCUAUGAUGGUGGCUUAGACAUCCAGGGCUAUAUUGUAGAAAUCUGCAAAGCUGAUGAAGAGGAAUGGCUAACAUGUACUUCACCUACUGGUUGGAAUGAUACUAAAUUUACAAUUACCAAACUCAUAGAACAUCAAGAAUACAAGGUUCGAAUAUGCGCUCUUAACAAUCUAGGUGUUGGUGAGCCAGUCACCAUCCCUGGUACAGUAAAGCCUGUUGACAAAAUGGAACCUCCUGAAAUUGAACUUGAUUCCGAGUUAAGAAAGGGCAUUGUCGUCCGUGCUGGAGGAAGCAUGAGAAUUAACAUUCCCUUCAAAGGUCGUCCCACUCCAGAGAUAAACUGGACUAAGGAUGAUGGAGAUAUACCAAGUAAAGCUCAAGUUGAAAAGGGCAUAGAUUAUACCCAGCUCUCAAUAGACAUAUGCGACAGAAACGAUGCAGGAAAAUAUACUCUUACUUUAGAAAACAGCAGUGGAACCAAGUCAGCAUUUGUUUCAGUGAAAGUACUGGAUACACCAGGUGCUCCACUGAAUCUAACUGUUAAAGAUAUCACAAGAAAUUAUGUAACUCUUGUUUGGGAGCCUCCACUCAUUGAUGGUGGGGCAAAGAUAAAGAAUUAUAUUGUGGACAAACGUGAAUCCACUAGACCUGCCUUCUCUAAUAUUACUACAAAAUGCACAAAGACAAGCUUCCGUGUUGGGGAUCUUAAUGAAGGUGGCAUUUAUUACUUCAGAAUCAUGGCUGAGAAUGAGUUCGGAGUUGGUCUGCCUGUAGAAACAGAAGAAUCCGUGAAGACAGCAGAUCCUCCUCUACCUGUAGGAAAGGUCACAUUGACUGAUGUGACUAAAACUUCUGUAUCGCUGUCAUGGGAGAAACCAGACCAUGAUGGUGGCAGUAGGAUUCUAGGAUAUGAUAUUGAAAUGCAGCCAAAAGGAUCAGAAGACUGGGUAGUAGCAACUACUACUAAAAUCUGUGAGGGAACAGUCACUGGACUUAGUGCUGGUCAAGAGUACCUCUUUAGAGUGUUGGCCUACAAUGAUAAAGGAAAGAGUGACCCAAGGCCACUAGCAGCUCCAGUUAUAGCUAAUGAUAUAACAAUUAAACCAAACCUCAAACUGGCUUUCAACACAUAUAGUGUGCAAUGUGGUGGAGAACUGAAAGUAGAAAUUCCAGUAACAGGUCGUCCAACACCAAAGGUCACAUGGACUAAAGAUGGAAACUCAUUAAAAGAGACAACUAGACUAAAUGUAUCAAGCACUGCAACAGCAACAGUUCUUAGCAUCAAAAAUGCCAUUAGAGAGGAUUCUGGCAAAUAUAUAAUAACAGCUAUAAGCAAUGUAGGCUCAGUCUCAGAGGAAAUUGGUGUAAUUAUCUUAGACAAGCCUGGUCCGCCUGUUGGCCCUAUUAAAAUUGAUGAAGUAAGUGCCAACUAUGUAAUAAUUUCAUGGGAACCACCAGUGUAUAUUGGUGGUUGUCAGAUAAACAAUUACAUUGUGGAAAAAAGAGACACAACUACUACAGCCUGGCAGACUGUAUCAGCAACCAUUGCACGCACAACAAUCAAAAUCUCUAAUCUGAAAACUGGUUCAGAAUAUCAGUUUAGAGUGUUUGCUGAGAACAGAUAUGGAAAGAGUUCAUCUUUAGACUCUGUACCGGUUAUCGUUAGAUAUCCUUUCAGUGAACCUGCAGCACCUGGUACACCAUUUGUGUCCUCUGUGACAAAGGAUCACAUGACAGUUGAAUGGAAGCCACCUAAUAAUAAUGGAGGCAGUCCUAUUCUUGGAUAUCAUAUUGAGCGGAAAGAGAAGAACAGCAUUCUCUGGACAAAACUUAACAAGCUUCUUGUCACUGAUACUCGAUUCAAAACAAAUGGUCUUGAGGAGGGCAUUGAGUAUGAAUAUAAAGUAUUUGCUGAAAAUAUUGCAGGAAUAAGUCCAUCUAGCAAAGUUUCUGAAAGCAUUGUGGCACGUGAUCCAUGUGAUCCACCUGGAAAUCCGGAGGCCAUUGUUAUCACUAGAAACCUUGUCACACUUCAAUGGACGAAGCCUCAAUAUGAUGGAGGCAGUGUAAUUACAGGUUAUAUUGUUGAGAGGAAAAAGCUACCUGAUGGUCGUUGGAUGAAGGCUAGCUUUACGAAUAUAAUUGACACUCAAUAUACAAUUGCAGAAUUGACAGAAGGAGACCGUUAUGAAUUCAGAGUAAUAGCAAGAAAUGCUGCAGGUAUUUUAAGUGAACCUUCUGAAAGCACUGGACCAAUUACUGCACAGGAUGAAAUUGAAGCCCCUUCAGUUUCCAUGGACUCAAAAUUCAAGGAUAUCAUUAUCGUGAAUGCUGGUGAGACAUUUACUAUUGAUGCUGAUAUUGCAGGCAAACCCCUCCCAGAUAUAAAGUGGCUAAAGGAUGGAAAAGAAAUUGACAGUGCUACUCCAAGAAUGGAAAUUAAAUCCACUAUUACACAUACUGUUUUAAUUGUUAAAGAUUGCAUAAGAGUAGAUGGUGGACAUUUUGUCCUAAGCCUCAGCAAUGUGGGUGGAACAAAACUGGUACCUGUAAAUGUCAAGGUUUUAGAUAGACCUGGUCCACCAGAUGGACCUCUGAAGGUAACAGGCGUCAAAGCAGAGAAAUGUUAUCUACACUGGAGCCAUCCAACACAUGAUGGUGGAGCAGGUGUUUCACAUUACAUUAUUGAAAAGAGGGAAACAAGCAGACUGUCUUGGACUACGGUAGAACCCAAAAUUCAAGCUAUCAGUUAUAAAGUCACCAAACUCUUGCCAGGUAAUGAGUACAUCUUUAGAGUCAUGGCAGUAAACAAGUAUGGAAUCGGAGAACCACUUGAAUCUGAACCAGUUAUUGCACAAAAUCCCUUUAAGACUCCAGGCCCACCUUCAACUCCAGAAGCAACUGCAAUCACUAGAGAUUCAAUGGUGCUCACAUGGGACCGUCCAGAAGAUGAUGGCGGUUCAAUAAUUGAGGGUUAUAUACUGGAGAAGCGUGAUAAAGAAGGUGUCCGAUGGACAAAGUGCAACAGGAAAAGACUAUCUGAUCUGCGUUUCAGAGUCACAGGAUUAACAGAAGGACACUCUUAUGAAUUCAGAGUGUCUGCUGAAAAUGCUGCAGGUGUCGGCACACCAAGUGGAGAAUCUGAAUAUUAUAAAGCAUGUGAUGCAACCUAUCCUCCUGGCCCUCCAAACAAUCCCAAAGUGACAGACCAUUCAAGUACAACUGUUUCCCUUACAUGGAGUAGGCCUAUAUAUGAUGGUGGUGCACCGGUCUCUGGAUAUAUUGUUGAGAUGAAAGAAGCCUUGGAUGAUGAAUGGACAUCAUGUACACCAUCCACUGGUGUACAAACAACUCACUUUACAGUGAAAAACCUGAAGGAAAAUGCAGAAUACAACUUCCGUGUUUGUGCCAUUAAUAUUGAAGGUGCUGGAGAUCAUGUUGAUGUUCCAGGCUCAGUAAUUGCUGCAGAGACACUUGAAGCCCCAGAAGUAGAGUUAGAAGCUGAUCUGAGGAAAAUGGUGACUGUUCGUGCAAGUGCAACACUACGUUUGUUUGUUACCAUCAGGGGAAGGCCUGAUCCAGAAGUAAAAUGGACAAAGGCUGAGGGUCCCUUAACAGAACGUGCCCAAGUUGAAGUCACAAGCUCUUACACCAUGCUUGUUAUUGACAAUGUUGACAGAUUUGACAGUGGUAAAUAUAUUUUAACUCUUGAAAACAACAAUGGCAACAAAUCUGCAUUCAUAAAUGUCAGAGUCCUGGACUCCCCAAGCAGUCCUAUGAACUUUGUUGUUAAAGAUAUCAAAAGAGACUCAGUCCAGCUGCAGUGGGACCCUCCACAUAUUGAUGGUGGUGCCAAGAUUACCCAUUACAUUGUGGAGAAACGUGAAUCUAAAAGAAUGGCAUUUACAACUGUGACUAAUAACUGUGUCAGGAAUUCUUUCAGGGUUGAUGGUCUCCAAGAGGGAGGUGUUUAUCACUUCCGUGUACUUGCAGUGAACGAGCUUGGUGUUGGCCUGCCAGCAACCACCACAGAACCAGUCAAAGUGUCCCAAGCACCUCUGCCACCGGGUAAGGUUACACUUGUUGAUGUAACUCGGCACAGUGUGAGUCUUUCUUGGGAAAAGCCAGACCAUGAUGGUGGUAGCAAGAUAACAGGUUACACCGUUGAGAUGUUGACUAAAGGAUCAGAUAAAUGGACUGUAUGCACAACAGUAAGAAUGCCUGAAGCUACAAUUGAAGGUCUUACAACAGGGGAGGAAUAUUCAUUCAGAAUUUCUGCCAUAAACGACAAAGGAAAGAGUGAUUCUAAACCACUGGGAACACCUGUGGUUGCCAAAGAUAUAACUAUUGAACCUGUUAUUGACUUGCUAUUUAAUACAUACAGUGUUAAAUCUGGAGAAGAUCUCAAAAUCGAUGUUCCAUUUAGAGGUAGACCUCACCCAGAAGUGGCAUGGAAGAAGGAUGGCCAUACCCUGAAGCAAACAACCAGAGUUAAUGUUCUUCCAUCCAAAGUUUCUUCAAAGAUUAUCAUCAAAGAUGCAACAAGGGAAGAUGCUGGAAAAUACGAAAUCACACUAACUAAUUCGGUUGGUGUGAAAUCAGCUGAAAUAACAGUUAUCAUUCUAGACAAACCAGGUCCACUAACUGCGAUUAGAGUAGAUGAAGUAAGUGCAGAUUACAUUUCAUUAUCGUGGGAUCCUCCAGUUUAUGAUGGUGGGUGUCAAAUCAACAAUUAUGUUGUUGAGAAGAGAGAUACAACCACUACAACAUGGCAAAUUGUUUCAGCUACAGUGGCAAGGACAUCGAUAAAAAUAUCCCAUUUGUCACAGGGAACUGAAUAUCAAUUCCGUAUUGCUGCUGAAAAUCGUUAUGGCAAAAGUCAUGCUAUUGACUCUGCACCAAUUGUUGCACAAUAUCCCUUCACACCACCUGGCCCUCCAAGCGACCUUCAAAUCGUUCAUGCAACAAAGUCAAGCAUGUUGGUUACAUGGAAAAAACCAGCCAGUGAUGGUGGAAGUCCAGUCAUUGGAUAUCAUUUGGAAUGCAAGGGACAAAGCAGCAUCCUCUGGACUAAGGUCACCAGGGGUCUUGUUUCUGACUUACAGUUUAAAGUAACUGGUCUUGAAGAGGGACUUCUCUAUCAGUACAGAGUAUAUGCAGAAAAUAUUGCAGGAACUGGACCUUGCACAAAAGCCUGUGAACCUGUUGCUGCAAGAGAUCCUUGUGAUCCCCCAGGUCAGCCAGUUGUUACUAACAUAACAAGAACUUCUGUGUCUCUGUCCUGGGCAAAACCUGAAAAUGAUGGUGGUGCCAAAGUAACUGGUUACAUUGUAGAGCGAAGAGAACUACCAGAUGGCCGUUGGUUGAAAUCCAACUUCACCAAUCUUCAAGAAACAUUCUUUGAUGUUACUGGCCUGAUUGAAGAUCAGAGAUAUGAUUUCCAUGUAAUUGCUAAAAAUGCAGCUGGUAUACUCAGUCAGCCAUCAGAGUGUACAGGACCUGUUACAGUGAAAGAUGAUGUCGAUCCUCCACGUAUUACAAUUGAGGACAAACUCAGACAACUAGUUGUAGUCAAAGCUGGAGAUAUAAUAAGAAUUGAUGCUGAAAUUUCCGGCAGACCAGCUCCUGUGAUUUCAUGGGCGAAGGAUGGAAAAGAAAUAGAUUCUAAAGCAAGAGUUGAAAUUUCUUCAACAUUCACAACCACAACACUUAUUGUUAGAGAGACCAUCAGAAGAGACUCUGGACAGUAUGUUCUCACAUUGCAGAAUGUUGCUGGUACCAGAUCUUUAGCAGUGAACUGUAAAGUCCUUGAUAGACCUGGUCCAUCAUCUGGCCCAUUGGAAGUAACAGGUUUGACAGCAGAAAAAUGCACAUUAACUUGGGGACCACCCCAAGAAAAUGGUGGUGCUGAAGUUCAACACUACAUUGUUGAGAAGCGUGAAACAAGUCGUAUUGCAUGGACAUUAGUCUAUGCAGACAUGAAGGCCACAACAUGCAAAGUUACAAAACUGCUUAAAGGCAAUGAAUAUGUUUUCAGAGUCCAGGGAGUAAAUAAAUAUGGAACAGGAGAAUCUCUGGAGAGUGAGCCCAUUAAAGCCCUAGAUCCAUUUACAGUACCUGCUGCACCAACAAAUGUUGAAGUCACAAGUGUUACAAGCGAAGCUAUGACAAUCUGCUGGGAAAGGCCUGUUUCUGAUGGUGGCAAUAGUAUUUGGGGCUAUGUAAUUGAAAAACGUGAAAAGUCAGGUCUUCGCUGGGUUCGAGUCAACAAAAAGCCUGUUUAUGACUUGAGGGUUAAAGCCUCCAAUCUCCGUGAAGGAUGUGAAUAUGAAUACCGUGUGUAUGCAGAAAAUUCUGCAGGUUUGAGUGCACCAAGUCUUCCUUGCCCAUUGACAAAAGCAGAGGAUCCAUUAUUUUUGCCAUCUCCACCACUGAAACCAAAAGUAAAUGAUUCUACUAAGUCCACAGUAACACUCUCCUGGAACAAGCCAUUGUUUGAUGGUGGUUCUCCAGUAACAGGAUACUCAGUCGAAUAUAGGAAAACCAAUGAAGAGGACUGGAUUGUUGGGGUGCAGCACACUAAUAACACUGAGUUUACAGUUGUAGGGCUGACAUCAGGAGCAGAAUAUGUCUUUGUGGUUAGGUCAGUUAAUAAAAUUGGUUCAAGUGAGCCAAGCCCUGAGACUGACCCACAGGUAGCAAAGGACAGAGAAGAUGAGCCUGUUUUCCUCAUUAGUAAUGAAAUGCGAAAAUCAUUGAUUGUCAAAGAUGGAAGCUCAUUUACCCUAAGAGUCCCUUUCAAGGGGAAGCCUGUGCCAAAUGUAAUGUGGAACAAGCCUGAUGUUGAUCUUAGAGUUCGGGCAACAAUUGAUACCACAGAUAAUUGUACAUCUGUAACAAUUGAGCAAGCUACAAGAAAUGACUCGGGCAAGUACACUGUGACUCUACAAAACGUUGCUGGAACGGCCACACUAACCUUGAAUGUGAAAGUUCUCGAUUCACCUGGGCCACCUGGCAGUCUCUCAGUUAAGGAAGUGACCAAACAUUCUGCAACAGUAACAUGGGACAUGCCAGAAAAUGAAGGUGGUGCUCCUGUUAAGAACUAUCUUGUUGAUCUGCGUGAGGCAAGCAAAAAAGGAUGGACAAGAGUAACACAAUGUUGUCCCAGACUUGCCUUUAAAGUAACUGACCUUCAGGAGGGUGGUGUUUAUUUUUUCAGAGUCACAGGUGAAAAUGAAUAUGGUAUUGGAGUACCAAUUGAAAGUACAGAAGGAACUAAGAUUACAGAAAAACCAAGUCCACCAGAAAAGCUUGGAGUAAUUGAUGUUUCAAAAGAUACUGUCUCAUUAGCUUGGAUUAAACCUGAGCAUGAUGGAGGUAGUAGAAUUACCAAUUACCGGGUGGAUGCUCUGGAGAAAGGAGAACAGAAGUGGAUAAAAUGUGGUGACACUAAAUCAACUCAUUUUGUUGUCUAUGGGUUAAGAGAAAAUGCUGAAUACUUCUUUAGAGUCCGUGCUGAAAAUCAUGCUGGACUUAGUGACCCUAAAGACUUGGUUCUGCCUGUUCUUGUUAAAGAUCAACUAGAGGCUCCUGAAAUUAACAUGAAGAACUUUCAACACAAUACUGUCCAUGUAAAAGCAGGUUCAAAUCUUAAAGUAGAAAUCCCACUUACCGGUAAACCUUUACCAAAUGUGUCACUCUCAAAGGAUAAUCAUAGUCUGAAAUCAACCAUGAGGUUCAAUUCUGAAGUAACACCUGACUGCCUCAUCAUCACCCUCCGUGAUAGUGUUGCUCAUGAUGCAGGCAGAUAUGACAUUACAGCCUCAAACUCAAGUGGAACCACAAAGUCAUUUGUUAAUAUUGUUGUUCUGGACAGACCAAGUCCACCUGUUGGUCCAGUUGAGUUGUGUGAUAUCACAGAUGACAGCGUAAGUCUGAAAUGGCUCCCUCCUACUUAUGAUGGUGGCAGUCCAAUCACCAACUAUAUUGUGCUAAAACGUGAAACAACAACAGCAAACUGGGUUGAAGUUUCAUCUGCAGUUGCAAGAUGCACAAUUAAGAUUUUGAAACUAAAUACUGGAGUUGAGUAUCAGUUCAGAAUUAAGGCUGAAAAUCGCUUUGGCAUCAGUGAUCACAUCGAUUCUCCAACUGUAACAGUCAGUCUUCCAUACACAAUUCCCGAGGCACCUUCAACACCAUGGGUAUCUUAUGUCACUAAAGAAAGUAUUGCCGUCAAUUGGAAAGAACCUUCUUCUGAUGGCGGAAGUCAUAUAUUUGGAUAUCACCUUCAAAUGAAAGAUAAAAAUAGUAUUUUGUGGACAAAAGUCAACAAAACUGUUAUCCGUGCUACACAUUUCAAAGUGACAAACAUCAGUCCAGGCCUAAUCUAUGAGUUCAAGGUUGCAGCAGAAAAUGCUGCUGGCAUUGGUGCUGUCAGCAAAAUUUCAGAUGCUGUACUAGCAAUUGAUGCUUGUGAACCACCAACUGAUGUCCGUGUCACAGAUAUCACAAAGAGUUCAAUAAGCCUUGCAUGGAGUAAACCGUCUUAUGAUGGUGGAAGCAAAGUGACAGGGUACAUAAUUGAGAAGAAAGAUGGUCCAAAUGGCAAAUGGUUCAAAACUAAUUUAUCAAAGGUUUCUGACACCAGGUUCACUGUAUCAGGCCUCAUUCAAGAUGAAUCUUAUGAAUUUCGGGUCUUGGCCAAGAAUGCAGUUGGCUCUGUCAGUAACCCAUCUGCUACUGUUGGGCCAGUUACAUGUGUGGAUACCUUUGGUGCUCCUGAACUUGAACUUUCUCAGGAAUACCUGGAUGUUGUAAAAUACAAAGCAGGAGAAACCAUGCAGCUUAGAGUUGGUAUGAUUGCUAAACCUCAGCCAACAAUUGAAUGGUACAAAGAUGGAAAAGAGCUGGAAUCAGGAGCUGAGUACAUGAUUUCAAACACCGCUGAUUCUACAUACAUUUCAGUAAAGAAUGCUACACGCAUAAACAGUGGAACAUAUGAACUCAAGAUCAAGAACUCUUUGGGCUCAGCAUACGCUGCUAUCAGAGUACUUAUUCAAGACAAACCUGGACCCCCUUCGGGAGAGAUUCAGUUUAAGAAGAUCACAGCAGAUAGUAUAACUAUCAUGUGGGAUCCUCCAGCUGAUGAGGGAGGUGCAAUGGUUACCCAUUACAUUGUGGAGAAACGUGAGAGCAGCAGAAUCAUGUGGUCUAUAAUAUCUGAGAAACUGGAAGACUGCAUAAUAUCUGUUUCAAGGCUGAUCAAAGGAAAUGAGUACAUCUUCCGUGUUCGUGGGGUGAACAAAUAUGGAGUUGGAGAUCCUUUAGAAUCUGAGCCUGUCAUUGCACAGAAUUCAUUUGUACCUCCGAGCCAACCUUCCAAACCUCAGGUAACUUUGAUUACUAAAUCAACAAUGACUGUCAUAUGGGAAAGACCAAAUCUAGAUGGUGGCAGUGAUAUUGAUGGAUAUUAUCUGGAAAAGCGAGAAAAGAAGAGUUUACAAUGGUUCAAGGUCUCCAAAGAUCCAAUUCGUGAUACAAGGCAAAAAGUCAGCAAUCUCACAGAGGGAAAUGAGUAUCAGUAUCGCGUUUGUGCAAUCAAUAAAGCUGGUGCAGGUCAAUACACUGAUGGAUCCAUCUUCUAUAAAGCAUAUGAUCCCAUUGAUCCGCCAAGUGAGCCAACAAAACUUAAAGUUGUUGAUUCAACCAAGACUUCAAUUAUACUUGGAUGGGUGAAGCCUGUGUAUGAUGGUGGCAGUGAAAUCACAAGCUAUGUAGUUGAGCAAAUGACAGCUGAAGAAAAGGAGUGGGUCACUAUAAGCUCUAAGGGUGAAGUAAGAACCACAGAGUAUGUGGUCUCCCAUUUAAAACCUGGAGUGUUCUAUUAUUUCCGCAUUUCUGCUGUUAACUGUGCUGGAGUUGGACGCCCAAUUGAAUUGAUUCAGCCAGUACAAGCUAAGGAUAUUCUAGAGGAAGCUGAUGUUGAUCUUGAUAUUUCAAUGUCAACUCAAUAUACAGCAAAGGCUGGAAGAGAUGUAGAAAUCAUGAUUCCUCUAAAAGGCAGACCUGUACCGAAUGUUACAUGGCGAAGAGGAGAUAGGAAUAUUGGUGGAGAUGCAAAAUACACAAUUAAUAACACAGAGUAUUCAACAACACUCAUUAUUCCAAAGGUCACUCGGGAUGAUUCAGGCAAAUAUCUCCUUCAGAUAGAGAAUGGAGUUGGUGAACCAAAGAAUAUUACUGUGUCUGUUAAGGUAUUAGACUCACCAUCUGCUUGCAGUAAGUUGGUAGUGAAAAAUGUUACCCGUGGUAAACUCACUCUGAGCUGGGAUCCUCCAAUUAUUGAUGGUGGAGCUCCAAUAACAAAUUACAUUGUUGAGAAGAAGGAUGCUAAACUCAAGGCUUACUCCAUAGUUACAACUGAAUGUUCCAAUACAUCAUACAAGAUUGAAGGCCUUUCAGAAGAGAUUGCCUAUUUCUUCCGUGUGUCUGCUGAAAAUGAAAAUGGCACUGGUGAUACUUGUGAGACUUCAGAACCAGUUAGAGCAACAGAGACUCCUGGUCCUGUAAAGAACCUUGUAAUGACUGACUCAACCAAUACAUCUGUAACAUUGGCAUGGACAAAACCUGAUCAUGAUGGUGGCAGCCAUAUUUCUGAGUACAUCAUUGAAAUUAAGGAAGACGAUGCUGUGAAAUGGAGCCUUGGUGGUACAUGUAGAUGUUGCAAGUAUGAGUUAACAAAUCUUAAAGAGCUCUCAGAGGUUUUCCUCAGAGUGUAUGCCAAGAAUGAGAAAGGUUGCAGUGACUUCUCUCAAAUUGGACCCAUUACUGUGAAGGAAUUCUUAAUUCCACCAGAAGCUAAACUUACUGACUAUCCUAAUGGUGAAAUAAAUGUCAGAAUUGGACAAAAUGUGAACAUUGAAUUGCCAUACAAGGGCAAGCCCAAACCUGUAAUUCAGUGGAUGAAAGAUGAUUUUCCAUUGAAGGAAAGUGAACAGGUUCGCUUCAGACAAACAGAAAAUAAAGCUAGUCUCAUUGUGAGAAAUGCAAGAAAGGAGAAUGCAGGAAAAUACACUCUGGUACUUGAUAAUAAACUUGUGAAGAAUUUCUUUGACAUUAAGGUCAUCACUCUUGGGCCACCCUCUGCCCCAGUGGGACCCAUCCGAUUUGAUGAAAUCAAAGCACAGAGCAUUAUUAUCUCAUGGAAUGAGCCACAGGAUGAUGGUGGUGGAGAAAUCACCUGCUACAGUGUGGAAAAAAGGGAGACUUCUCAAGCAUCUUGGAAAAUUGUUUGUUCAAGUGUGGUCAGGACAACAUUCAAGAUAACCAAUCUGGUUAAGGACACUGAAUACCAAUUCAGAGUACGUGCAGAGAACAAAUAUGGAGUAAGUGAUCCUCUCAACUCAGUGGAUGUUGUUGCCAAACAUCAGUAUAAGCCACCAGGUCCACCAGGAAAACCUGUUGUAAGUAAUGUCACAAGUGAUGGCAUGACUGUUUCAUGGGAUGCACCCAGCUUCGAUGGUGGUUCUCCUAUUACUGGCUACCAUCUUGAGAAGAAAGACAGAAACAGCCUUCUGUGGAUGAAAGUGAAUUCCAAUGUGAUCUCUGGCAGAGAGUAUAGGGCCAUUGGGCUCAUUGAAGGUCUGGAAUAUUCAUUUAGAGUGUAUGCUCAGAAUAAUGCUGGCAUGAGUUCAGUAAGUGAGCAAAGCAAGCACAAACUUGCCAUUUCUCCUGUUGAUCCUCCUGGCACACCCAACUGCAUUGAUGUCACAAGAGAUUCUGUCACACUUCAGUGGGAGCCCCCUAAACGUGAUGGAGGCAGUAGGAUUGUGGGAUACAGUGUUGAGAGGCGCCAAGGAAGAGCACGCUGGCUGAGAUGCAAUUUUAUUGAUAUCAGUGAAUGUCAGUUUACAGUGACAGAACUUGCUUGUGGUGACCGGUUUGAAUUUAGAGUGAUUGCCAGAAAUGCCGUUGGAACAGUCAGUCCACCAUCACAAUCAUCUGGCUAUAUCAUGACCAAAGAUGAAUGUGUUAUCCCUCAGAUUCAGUUUGCUGCUGAAAAGACUCUGACAAUUAAGGCUGGAGAAAACAUCAAACUAAGUUGCACUAUUAGUGGCCGUCCUGUGCCUCAGAUUACAUGGUUUAAGGAUGGGAAACAGCUUGACAAAAUGCUUGUUGAUAUCACAACCAAUAUUGGAUCCAGCUCCCUGUUCAUUAGAGAUGCUGAUCGUAAUGACCGUGGAAUCUAUACUGUUGAAGCCAAAAACAGCUCUGGAACAACAAAGGAGGAUGUUCUUGUCAGAGUACAUGAUACUCCUGGACCACCUGAAGGCCCACUUCGCUUCACAAGUAUCUCUGCUGAGAAGGCAACGCUGUGGUGGAGUCCCCCAGACAAUGAUGGCUGUGCAGCAAUCACUCAUUAUGUAAUUGAAAAGCGUGAGACCUCUCGUAUUUCUUGGGCACUUGUUGCAUCUAAAUGUGAAGCCUGCUCUUUCAAUGCCACCAAGUUGAUCAAGGGCAAUGAGUAUCAGUUCCGUGUUUCUGCUGUCAACGCUUUUGGUGUUGGCAAAUCACUGGAAUCAGAUCCAGUUGUUGCUAAAAUGCAAUACACUGUACCAGAUGCUCCUGGAACACCUGACUGCAGUCAUGUGACAGGAAACAGUCUUACACUCUGCUGGACAAGACCAAGACAUGACGGUGGAAAUGAGAUAAAGAACUAUAUCCUUGAAAGAAGAGAGAAGAAAAGUUUACAAUGGGUAAAGGUUUCAGCAAAAAGACCAAUCACAGAGCUCAGACACAGAGUUACAAACUUGACUGAAGGAAAUGAAUAUGAAUUCCGUGUUAUGGCUGAAAAUGGGGCUGGUAUAGGACCACCAAGUGAAGUAUCAAGACUAUUUAAGUGCAGAGAACCUACAAGUGCACCUAGCGCACCAACAGUAGUAAAAGUCAUUGACUCAACAAAGACCUCUGUGACCCUGGAAUGGACCAAACCAGUCUUUGAUGGUGGUAUGGAAAUUAUAGGCUAUAUUAUUGAGAUGUGUAAAGCCAGUCUUGAAGAAUGGCACAGAGUCAAUAACCAGACUUGUAUCCAUACCACAUACACAGUUUCAGAUUUAGAACCAGGUGAAGAGUACAAAUUCCGUGUGUAUGCUGUUAAUGGUGCUGGAAAGGGAGAGGCAUCUGAGAUUGCAAAUGCAGUACAGGCAGUUGACCGACUGACAUCACCAGAGAUUGACAUUGAUGCAGAUUUCAAACAGACACAUGUUGUGAAAAGUGGAGGAACAAUUAUUCUUAAAAUCCCUUUUCGUGGUAAACCUACACCCCUGGCUACAUGGACAAAAGCAGGUGAAGAACUUGGUGUGAUGGUAGAUAUUAAUACUACAGAUACAUUGAGCACAUUAACAAUUGAAAACUGUACAAGAUAUGAUGCUGGCAAAUACACACUUUCUCUUGAGAACAACAGCGGUCAUAAAUCCAUUACAUUAACAGUAAAAGUAUUGGACACACCAGGGCCACCAGGUCCAAUCUCAUUCAAGGAUGUAACCAGAGGAGCUAUGACUCUCAUGUGGGAUGCUCCAUCAACUGAUGGAGGUGCUCGUGUUCAUCAUUAUAUUAUUGAAAAACGUGAGGCAAGUCGCCUGAGCUGGCAGGAGGUCAAUUUCAAGUGUACACGCCAAAUUCUCAGAGUAACCAAUCUUGAAUUUGGUAUAGCAUAUUUCUUCAGGGUCACAGCUGAAAAUCAGUAUGGUAUAGGUGAGCCUUAUGAAAUGUCGGAACCUAUUAUUGCCACUGAGGAGCCUGCACCACCCAAGAGGCUGGACAUUAUUGAUACUACAUCUACAACAGCCAGCUUAGUAUGGAUGAAACCUGAGCAUGAUGGUGGAAGUCGUAUCACAGGAUACAUUGUUGAGACCAGAAAGAAAGGCUCUGAUCACUGGGUUGUUGGUGGCCAAACAAAAUCUUUGAAGAUGGUCUUGGAGGGCUUGGUUGAGAAUACAGAAUAUGAAUUCCGUGUCAAAGCAAAAAAUGAUACUGGUCUCAGUUAUCCAAGGGAUGCACUUACCUCAGUUAUCAUCAAAGAACCUCGCAUUGAGCCAACUGCAGACCUUAGUGGUAUCAGCAAUCAGCUUAUUACCUGUAAGACUGGCAAUUCCUUUGCCAUUGAUAUCCCCAUAAGUGGCAGGCCAGCUCCAAAAGUAACCUGGAAGCUUGAGGAAAUAAAACUAAAGGAAACAGAUAGAGUCUCUAUCAAAACAUCUAAUGUGAAAACCACCCUACUGGUUAAGGAUGCCAAGAGAGGGGACAGUGGAAAAUAUUACCUUACUCUAGAGAAUGCAGCUGGAGCAAAGACAUUCAGUAUCACUGUAAAUGUCUUUGGCAGACCAAGCCCAGUAACUGGCCCAAUUGAAAUUUCAGGAAUCACAUCAGAAUCCUGUGUAUUGACAUGGGCUGAUCCUACAGAUGAUGGUGGAUCAGAUAUAACUAACUAUAUAGUUGAGAAACGUGAAUCUGGUCAAACUUCAUGGCAGGUUGUGAACUCAAGUGUGAAACGACCAACAAUUAAAAUCACCCAUUUGACAAAAUACAUGGAGUACACAUUCCGUGUAUGUGCAGAGAACAAGUUUGGUGUUAGCAAACCAAUUGAAUCUCAAGCUAUUGUGGCAGAACAUCCAUUUGUGCCACCAAGCCCACCUACACGUCCAGAGGUGGUUUUAAUAUCUGCUAAUGCCAUUUCUAUUAAAUGGGAUGUCCCAUAUCAUGAUGGUGGAAGCAAGGUGACUGGAUACUGGAUUGAGAAGAAAGAGCGCAACACCAUUUUAUGGACACGGGAAAAUAAAAUCCCAUGCAUUGAUUGCAAUUAUAAGGUCUCCAAUCUUAUUGAAGGGCUUGAAUAUCAGUUCCGUGUAUAUGCCAUGAACAUUGCAGGUCUAAGCAAAGCCAGUGAAGCUUCAAGACCAGUGCUAGCUUUAAAUCCAGUUGAUCCACCUGGCAAACCAGAAGUAUAUGACAUUACAAGAUCUUCAGUUUCUAUAAAAUGGUCUGUUCCGUUGAGUGAUGGUGGCAGCAAACUUGUUGGAUAUAUAGUUGAACGCAAGGCAUCCACUGAUGCUGAUGAAACUCGUUGGCUUAAAUGCAACUACACUACAAUCACAGACAAUUCAUUCACUGUAGCAUCACUUGAAGAAGGAGCAGUUUAUGAAUUCCGUGUCAUUGCUAAAAAUUGUGCAGGAGUUCACAGUAUGCCAUCAGAAUCAACAGGCCCUGUCACAUGCAAGGACGAAUACACACCACCAAAGGCUGAGUUGGACAGCAAACUUGUUGGUGAGACAGUAACUAUUAGGGCUGGAUCAGACCUUGUUCUUGAUGCUGCAAUAGGUGGCAAACCUGAACCCAGAGUAUGCUGGUCUAAGGGUGAUAUGGAGUUGGAGCUUGGUGAUAAGUACUCAUUGACAUACACUAGUACGAGAGCUAUGGCAAUCAUCAAAUCCUGUAACAGGAAUGAUACAGGAAAAUAUAUAUUGUCUGUCAAGAAUGCCAGUGGAAUCAAAACAGCAGCCGUCAAUGUUAAAGUUCUUGAUACUCCUGGUCCUCCAGAUGGUAAGAUAACAAUCAGCAGGGUCACAGAAGAAAAAUGCACAGUUUCUUGGAAGAUACCUCUUGAAGAUGGAGGAGAUUUUAUUUCUCACUACAUUGUUGACAGACGUGAGACCAGUAGGCUCAAUUGGGUUGUUAUGGAGUCUGAAUGCAAGACACUUUCUUGUGUCAGUACAAAACUAAUCAAGAACAAUGAAUAUAUAUUCCGUGUCAGAGCUGUUAACAAAUAUGGAGCUGGAGUACCGCUGGAAUCUGAACCAAUUAUUGCAAGAAAUGCAUAUAUUGUUCCAACAUCUCCUGGAACACCAGAAAUUACAGCUGUUGGAAAGCAACAUGUCAUUAUUGAGUGGCUGAAACCAGGGAAUGAUGGUGGUAGUGAAAUAAAAAAUUACCUUGUGGAUAAACGUGAAAAGAGCAGUGUGAGAUGGACCAGAGUAAACAAGACAUUCACCAUCUAUGACACAAGACUCAAGAUAACAGGUCUUUAUGAGGGAAGUGAAUACCAAUUCCGUGUUGCAGCUGUUAAUUCUGCUGGCACAAGCAUACCAAGCGAAGCCUCUGAAUAUGCUCUUUGCAGAGAUCCAACAUAUACCCCGGCUCCUCCAUCAACUCCCCGCAUAAUUGAUACUACCAAACACAGCAUUACAAUGACAUGGACCAGGCCUAUGUAUGAUGGUGGUUCAGAUGUCAUUGGCUAUAUUGUUGAGAUUCUAGAAGAGGGAACUGAACAGUGGUAUAGAGCCAGCCUGAAGAUCCUGACUACUUCUGAAUAUACUGCAGCUGGUUUAACAAGCAACAAGAAGUACAGUUUCAGAGUGGCAGCAGUGAACUCCAUGGGCACUGGAGAGUUCAGUGAAGGCAGUGUGGAGACUGCACCCACAGAAAGAGUUGAAAUUCCUGAUAUUGAAUUACCUGAAGAACUGAGGAAAACAGUUUGUCUGAGAGCUGGUAGCAAUUUACGUCUCAGUGCAAAUAUACUUGGAAGACCACCUCCAGUUGUUACCUGGAAAAAGACUGGCAUAGACCUUCAGUCACGGGGCUACAUUGACACAACAGAAAGCACUACAACUUUAUUAGUGGAGAAGGUUCACCGUUAUGAUGCUGGAAAAUACACAAUCGAGGCUGAAAAUCCAUCUGGCAAGAAAACAAUUACUAUUCUUGUCAAGAUAUAUGAUUCCCCUGGUCCUUGUGGUGCAGUCAAGGUCAAGGAUUACACUAAAGAGUCAGUUGUCAUUACAUGGGAUGUCCCUACUAUUGAUGGAGGGGCUCCUAUCAACAACUACAUAAUUGAACACCGUGAAGCAUCAAUGAAAUCUUAUAAAACAGUGACAAUGGAAUGCAAGAAGACAUUGUACAGAAUCACUGGGUUAGAGGAAGGAACACGAUACUUCUUUAGAGUACUGCCUGAAAACAUAUAUGGUAUUGGAGAACCUUGUGAAACCACUGAUUCUGUGCUGGUAUGUGAAAUUCCUUCUGUUCCUCAAGAUUUGCAAGUCAUUGACAUUACAAAAUCGACUGUCAUUCUUGCUUGGGAGAAACCAUUUUAUGAUGGUGGCAGCAAACUUACAGGUUAUGUUAUUGAAGCCUGUAAGGAAGGAACUGACCGAUGGAUGAAUGUUGCUAAUGUAAAAGCAUCAGUUUUUCAGCACACGAUAGAUUCUCUGAAUGAGAAUGAGCAAUACUUAUUUAGAAUCAAAGCUGAGAACAGCAGGGGGGUCAGUGAGCCCAGAGACCUGAUGACACCUAUAACUAUUCAAGAACAGAGAGUGAUGCCAAAGAUUGAUCUGGCUGGCAUACCUCAAAAGAUUGUAAAUGUUCAUGCCGGCAAGCCAAUUGUGCUCAACAUUCCCAUCACUGGAAGGCCUACACCAACUUGUUCGUGGUUCUUUGGUGGCAUUAAGAUGAAAGACAAGCUUGACCGUAUUAAAAUUGAGACAACUGCUAAAUACACUAAAUUAAUGGUUCGUGAAACUACGCUUUAUGAUACUGGUGACUAUACUCUUGAAGUAAAGAAUAUAACAGGAGUAGCUAAAGAAAUUAUCCAAGUCAUCAUUCUUGACAAACCUGGCAUUCCAGUUGGGCCUAUGAGAAUUGAUGAAGUUGAUGCCAAUUCUGUAACAUGCAGUUGGGAACCACCAGAGAAAGAUGGCGGUGCCAAUAUUAGUGGUUAUGUGGUUGAACAACGAGAUGCCCAUCGCCCUGGUUGGCUUACUAUUUCUGAAUCUGUCACAAGACCCACAUUCAAAUACACUAGACUUACUGAGGGAACAGAAUAUGUGUUCCGUGUGGCUGCAACAACUCGUUUUGGCAUUGGUGCAUUCCUUCAGUCUGAAGUUGUUGAAUGCAAGAGUAUCAAGUCUGUUCCUGGUGCACCAAGCACACCUGAAAUAUUCGACGUGACCCAUGAUGGUAUGACACUCACGUGGAAACCACCAGAGGUUGAUGGUGGUUCCACACUGGCUGGCUACAUCAUUGAGCGUAAAGAAACUAGAUCUGACAGAUGGGUGCGCAUCAAUAAGAAUGCAGUGACUAUGACAAGAUACAGAUCAACCGGACUAGUUGAAGGUUUUGAAUAUGAGUACAGAGUGACAGCUAUGAACUCUAGAGGCAUUGGUAAACCUAGUCUCAGCUCAAAACCUGUGAUUGCAAUGGAUCCUAUCGAAACUCCAGGCAUUCCUUUGAACCCAAGAGUCACAGAUACAACCAGGACAUCUGUCUCAAUGGCAUGGUCUCCCCCAGAGGAACAGGGAGGUGCAAACAUCACCGGUUACCUAAUAGAGAUGCAGAAAGUUGACCAGAUUGAAUGGACCAAAUGUAAUACAACUCCAACAAAGAUUUGUGAAUACACACUCACGCAUAUGCCCCAAGGUGCUGAGUAUAGGUUCCGUGUGAUGGCAUGUAAUGCUGGUGGACCUGGAGAACCAGCUGAGAUUCCAGGAGUAGUUAAAGUUACAGAGAUGCUUGAGUAUCCUGAUUAUGAACUGGAUACAAAAUACCAGGAGGGUUAUGUCGUCAGACAAGGUGGAGUUGUCAGGCUCUCUGUGCCAAUUAAGGGAAAACCAUAUCCAACCUGCAAGUGGACAAAGGAAGGCCGUGAUAUUUCUCACAGAGCUAUGGUUGCUACCAGUGAAGAACGCACAGAGCUGGUCAUCAAAGAAGCUCACAGGGAUGACACUGGUACCUAUGAUCUGGUGUUGGAGAACAAAUGUGGAAAGAAAGCAGCAUAUAUCAAGGUUAAAGUUAUUGGCCGCCCAGAUCCACCUGAAGGCCCUCUUGAAUUUGAUGAUAUUCAAGCUCGUUCUGUAAGAGUGAGCUGGAGACCUCCCUCAGAUGAUGGUGGCUCUGAUGUUCUUGGGUACAUUGUGGAAAGACGUGAGGUACCAAAGGCAGCAUGGUACACAGUGGACUCUCGAGUGGUUGAAACUUCGUUGGUGGUCAAAGGACUGAAAGAAAAUGUUGAGUACCACUUCAGAGUUUCAGCAGAGAACCAGUUUGGAAUAAGUAGAUCUCUGAAAUCUGAUGAAUCAGUUAUACCAAAGACACCGCUAUCUCCACCAGAGCCUCCCAGCUUUCCUCCAGAAAUUAUGGAUGUCACAAAAACCACUAUUGGAUUGUCUUGGUCAAGACCAAAGGAUGAUGGUGGCUCUCGUGUCACUGGGUACUAUAUUGAAAGAAGAGAGUUGUCAACUGAAAAAUGGGUGCGUCACAACAAGACUCACAUCACAACCACAAUGUAUACUCUCACUGGCCUUAUCCCUGAUGCAGAGUAUCAGUUCCGUGUGAUUGCUCAAAAUGACAUUGGUCAAAGUGAGCCUGGACCUGUAUCUGAAGCAGUUGUGUGCAAAGAUCCAUUUGAUAAACCAAGCCAGCCAGGUGACAUUGACAUAAUCUCAGUUACCAAGGAUUGCAUCACUAUUCAUUGGCUGCGCCCAGAAUUUCUUGGUGGCAAAGAAAUUCUUGGAUAUUGGAUUGAAUUUAGACAAGCAGGUGAAAGUGCCUGGAAAAAAUGCAACAAAGUGCGUUCAAAAGACAGGCAGUUUACCAUGGGUGGUCUCAUGGAGGCAACAGAAUAUGAAUUUAGAGUUUUUGCUGAAAAUGAAACCGGAUUGAGCAGACCCCGUAGAACUGCCAUGGGCAUUAAAACCAAACUGAGUGUUGGAGAAGCACCAAGUCUAAAAGAAGAAAUUAAAGAUAGUACCACAAAUUUGGGAGAAUCUGGAACACUGACUUGCCAAAUUAUUGGAAGACCUCUUCCAGAAAUCAAGUGGUAUAGAUAUGGAAAGGAACUGAUUCAGAGUCGCAAAUACAAAAUGAGCUCUGAUGGAAGAAGUCAUUCUCUCACAGUUGUAACAGAUGAACAAGAGGAUGAAGGUCAGUACACUUGCCGAGCCAUCAAUGAUGCAGGUGAAAUUGAAACCAGUGGCAAGCUUUAUUUGCAGGCUGCACCUCAGUUCCAUCCUGGAUUCCCUUUGAAGGAGAAAUACUAUGCAGGCUGUGGAACAAGCUUACGUCUCCAUGUUGUCUAUAUUGGACGUCCAAUUCCACAAAUCAUGUGGUUUUAUGGCAAGAAACCUCUAAAUCCAUCAGAGAAUGUUAUUAUUGAAAACACAGAGCAUUACACUCACUUGGUCGUCAGAAAUGUUCAGCGCAAGACAAAUGCUGGCAGGUACAAGGUGCAACUAAGCAACAAAUUUGGUGCAAUUGAUACAGUGCUACGUGUUGAAAUCCAAGAUAAGCCUUUGAUUCCUGAAGGGCCAAUUAUUGUUGAAUCCCUCUUGAAGAACUCUGUAAUCAUAAGUUGGAAACCACCUAAGGACGAUGGUGGUUCAUUGAUCACAAACUAUAUUGUAGAAAAACGUGAAGCAAAGGAGGGAGAGCAAUGGAAUCUUGUGUCAUCAUUUGUCUCAGGAACCAUAUGUCGGGUUCCAAAUGUAACUGAGAAUGCUGGAUAUUAUUUCCGUGUUUCUGCUCAGAAUCAGUAUGGUGUUAGUGAGUCAUUAGAGAUUCCUGCUGUUGUUAUCAUCAAGAGUCCAUAUGAAAAACCUGGAAUCCCCCAGCAGCCAACGGUUUCUUCUGUUACAAAAGAUUCCUGUGUUGUUACAUGGAAACCCCCAACCAGCGAUGGUGGUGCCAAAAUUAAGAAUUACUACCUGGAUAAAAGAGAGAAGAAGCAGAACAAAUGGAUUACAGUUACAACUGAAGAAAUUCAUGAGACAAGCUAUACUGUUACUGGCCUUAUUGAAGGCUUUGAGUAUGAAUUCCGUGUCAAAUGUGAGAACAUUGGCGGAGAGAGUGACUGGAGUGAGAUUUCAGUACCUGUCGUUCCAAAGUCUGACAUAGCUCCUCGUGCUCCCUUCUUUAAAGAGGAACUGAGAGAUAUAUGUGUAAAAUAUAAAGCCAAUGCGACAUUUGUGACUAAGGUCAUUGGAUACCCACAGCCAAUAGUAAAAUGGUACAAGAAUGGCAAAGAAAUUUUACCAGAUGGUGAGAAAAUCAAGAUCCAAGAAUUCAAAGGAGGCUACCACCAACUUGCUAUCUGUAAUUCAGAUGAGAAUGAUGUAGCUGUUUACCAGAUAAGAGCCACAAAUCAGGAAGGAUCAAUCUCUACAACUGUAACACUUGAUGUUGAAGUUCCUGCCAAGGUUCACUUGCCAUUACAUCUACAAGGUAUGGGAGCUGUUCAUGCUCUCCGUGGUGAGGUGGUCACCAUCAAGAUUCCAAUCAGUGGUAAACCUGAACCUGCAGUGACAUGGCAGAAGGGACAAGAAAUACUGAAUAACACAGCAUAUCAUCAAGUGAUAGUAACAAGAUCGUUCACAUCCCUUGUGUUCCAAAAGGGAGUACAAAAGAAAGAUUCUGGCUACUAUAUAAUUUGUGCCAAGAACAGAUUUGGUGUUGAUAAACAGACAAUUGAACUCGAUGUUGCUGAUGUACCUGAACCACCGAAGGAUGUUAAAGUAAGUGAUAUUGGAAGAGAUACCAUCACACUUACAUGGACUCCUCCAAAUGAUGGUGGAAGUGAUAUUAUCAGCUACAUAGUAGAGAAGUGCCCAACAUCUGGUGAUAGGUGGAUUCGCGUUGCCCAGACAUCUGAACCACAUUAUACGGUAUUGAGCCUAUUUGGUAAGACAAAAUAUCAGUUCCGUGUUAUUGCAGAAAACAGAUUUGGUCUGAGUAACCCAUCUAUGCCAACUGAACCUGUAACAGCAAGAGAAGACAAGUUAGCUAUUAGAAAUUAUGAUGAAGAAGUAGAUGAAGAAAGAGAAGUUACUAAAGUAGAAGCACCUCAUUCCAAAGUUAAGAAUGUGUCAUCUCUUUACAAGAUCAGUGAAGAACUGGCACGAUGUGGACACUUUGGUAUUGUUCAUCGUUGUGUUGAAAUUAGCUCUAAGAAGACUUUCCUGGCUAAACUCAUUAAGGUGAAAGGAGCUGAUAGAGAGCUAGUGGCAAGAGAGAUCGAAACACUCAAUAUUGCAAGGCACAAGAACUUACUGUAUCUUCAUGAGUCCUUUGAUAGCUUGGAGGAAUACAUUCUGAUCUAUGAAUUCAUAUCAGGAAUGGACAUCUUUGAACGUCUUGGAACAAAUUUUGACCUCACUGAGAGGGAAAUUGUUAUGUACCUAAGACAAAUUUGCCAGGCUCUCAAGUUCCUGCAUGGCCUCAAUUAUGGCCAUUUUGACAUCAGACCCGAAAACAUUGUUUACAGUACAAGAAAUAGCAGAACUAUCAAGAUCAUUGAAAUGGGCCAAGCCAGGCUGCUGACACCUGGAGAAAACAUCAGAAUUCAGUUCUCAACGCCUGAAUAUUAUGCACCUGAGGUCCACAAUAGUGAUUAUGUUACAACUGCUACAGACAUGUGGUCAGUUGGAGUUCUUGCAUAUGUUCUCCUUAGUGGCCUCAACCCUUUUGCUGCUGAAUCAACUCAUAAAAUGAUUGAGCGGAUUUCCAAUGCUGAAUAUAUGUUUGAUAGUGAGGCCUUCAAAUACACCAGUCUUGAAGGCAUGGACUUCGUUGACAGACUCCUUACUAAAGAACGCAAACAUCGUAUGACUGCAUCUGAGGCUCUGGAACAUCCUUGGCUCAAGAUGAAAAUAGAAAACAUUAGUUCUAAAGUCAUUAAGACCUUAAGACACAGACGAUACUACCAGUCAAUAACCAAGAAGGAGUGGAACACUGUUAUUUCAGUAGCUCGUGUUGCAUAUGGAGGUGGUUACCGAAACCAGAGAAAUGUUUGUAUUGGCAGAGUGAAAAUUGGACAUCCAGAACAAGGCAUAAGAGCAGGUCCAGUCAUGCAUGGCUCUGCUGAAAUCGGUGGUCAUGUUCGUUUUAUGUGCUCCAUUGAAAGCUAUGACAAAACCACAGAGGUGACAUGGUACUUUGGCUCUCAGAAACUGACGGCAAGUCAUAAGUAUGAAAUCAGCUAUUCCAAUGGAGUUGCAAGCAUAUACGUGAAAGACAUCGAAGAAUGCGAUGAUGGACUAUACAGAUGCAAAGUUGUUAGUGAGGACAGGGAAGACAAUGCCUAUGCAGAGCUGUUUGUUGAGAGUGUAAGAUCCUAUCGAGAAUACUUCCUGGGACGUUCACUCAAGAAACCCAAGCGUAGAAUUGAUAAAACCAAACUUCUACAAAGACCACCAGAGUUUACUCUACCAUUGUACAAUCGAACAGCAUAUAUUGGAGAGGAUGUACGCUUUGGUGUAACAAUAACUGUUCAUCCAGAGCCACAGGUUACUUGGCUGAAGGCUGGACACAGAAUCAAACCUGAUCCUACAAAAUAUACAUUUACAACUGACAAGGGUCUUUAUCAGUUAAUUAUUCACAAUGUUGAGCCUAGUGAUGAUGGUGAGUAUACCGUUGUUGCACAUAACAAGUUUGGUGAAGACAGCUGUAAGGCACGCUUAACAGUAACACAUCAUCCUGUUGUUGAAGACACAAUGAGGCCAAUGUUCAGACGCCUCUUGGCAAAUAUUGAUUGCGUUGAGGGAGAGAGUGUCCGUUUUGAAUUGAGAGUGUCAGGAACACCGCCACCAAGUCUGAAAUGGGUAAAAGAUGGCAAGCCUCUUGAAUUUAGACCACAAGUUGAAGUUGUUCAAGAAGAUAUUGGUUAUUAUGUCCUCCAUAUUAGAGAAACACUAAUUGAGGAUUCAGGUAUCUACAGCGUUACUGCAACAAACUCUGCUGGUUCAGCAAGUUGCCAAGCCACACUCAAGGUUGAACGAUUAACUUACAUUAGGAGGGAGUUCAAGAGUGAGGAGGACAAGCAGGUAUAUAUACAAAAUCAAAUAAAAAAGACCCUAAAAAUGGCACAGGAGUUCUCAACAGCAGAUGUGACUGCACUUAAUCCUGCAGCUCAAGAGGCACUGAAAGAAGCUGCUGAACUGUACAAACCUGCAGUGAGUACCAAAAAUGUUCAAGGUGAGUUUGAUAUCUCUGACAAAGAAGAUAAGGAAAUUAAGAGAAUUAAAGAAGAGAGUAGGAAGAUCAGAAUGCCUUAUGAAAUUCCAGAAGCUCGUGUACAUGAUCCAACUGCUCUUGAGGAAGAUAUGAAUAUUAAACAUUUUGUGCCUUUAUCUGACAUGAAGUGGUACAAGAAACUUCGCGAUCAAUAUGAAAUUUCUGAACGCAUGGAGAGAGUUGUACAAAAGAGACAGAAACGCAUCCGACUAUCCAGGUGGGAACAGUUCUAUGUCAUGCCACUUCCUAGAAUCACUGAUCAAUACAGGCCAAGAUGGCGCAUUCCAAAGCUUACGCUAGAUGAUUUGGAAACUGUAAGACCAGCCAGGCGCUCCCCAUCUCCUGACUCAGACAUCUUCAGACAGAGAAGGCGUUCCCUGGGUGAUCUUUCAGAUGAAGACCAACCUGUAGAAGAUUAUCAGACAAAGAGAAGAAUUGAAGAAGAGAAGCAACAGCUUGAGGAGGAACUUGAACUUGGCUUCUCUGCCUCUCCUCCAAGUGGUAGCCCUGUUCAUUUUCAACUGCAUGCACUACGUUUUGCAUCACCCAGGAUUAUACACAAAGCUGAAGUGAAACACACAGAGGUAACAAAACUUGCACUGUCACCCAAGAAACCUUCUGUGUCUCCACCCCCCAUUUCUCAUUUCUUGAGAAGGAGGAGAUCUCUGUCUCCAACAUAUAUUGAACUGAUGCGUCCUGUCUCUGAACUAAUAAGACCAACCCGGGCACAAGUGGAAUAUGAAUCUGAGGCAGUUGAAAAGAGAUCACCCACUCCUGAGAGAACAAGACCACGCUCCCCUAGUCCUGUGUCUCCUGAAAGAAGAUCGUCAAGAUCUUCCUCUAGGUUUGAAAGAUCUGCAAGGUUUGACAUCAUGUCUAGAUAUGAGGCAAGAAAAGCUGCUCUGAAAUCUGAGCGCAAGUAUCAAGUUGUAACACAACAACCAUUUAGCCUUGAUCAUGCACCACGAAUAACAGUUAGAAUGCGCUCACACCGCGUACCAUGUGGUCAAGACACUAAAUUCACAUUGAAUGUCCAAUCAAGGCCAGAAGCUGAAAUUCAGUGGUUCCAUAAUGGACAACAGAUUCAAGAGAGCAGCAAAUACCAGUUUAUAAACAUGAGUGGUGUCUUAACCCUCCAGAUUACUGAUUGCCAGGCAAUGGAUAGUGGCACAUACCGUGCUGUCUGUACCAACUCAAAGGGAGACACAUCUGACUAUGCAACUCUCGAUGUAUCAGCAGGGGCAUUUACUACAUAUUCCUCAAGACGCAAAGAUGAGGAGGCUCCAACAGCAUUUGUACCUGACGUGCUAAAGACAGACCAUUACCAUACAUCAUCAAUCAGGGCAUCUUCUGCCUCCAGGACACACGUAGAGAUCAAAGAAACCAAGUCAAAGUUUACUGAACGACAAGAGGUUUCUGGGAUUGAAAAAUAUGAGACUGAAAGACUUGCAUCAUCCCCUAUCAGAUAUGCAUCUACUGAAUACCUGUCCUCUGCUUCAUAUUCAUUCUCAGAACGAUAUGCAUCAUCUGAAUAUAAGGCAAAGUCUGUUGAGUCCUCAGCAACAGCAAGCAUAACUGCUAAGAAAGUCAAAUCCACUCUAUCAGCAAAAAUACUCACCAAACCACGCUCUCUAACAGUAGCACUGGGGGAGUCUGCAAGAUUUACCUGUGAUAUUGAUGGUGAGCCAGCACCAAAUGUCACAUGGAUGCAUGGACAAAAUGCUGUUGUCAUUUCCCAUCGUGUACAUGUGACAACAACACAAUACAAGUCUACAUUUGAAAUAUCUUCUGUAGAGUACUCUGAUGAAGGCAGUUACACAGUAGUGGUAGAAAAUUCAGAGGGAAGAGAAGAGGCAACGUUUACCUUAAGCAUCUACAAGCAACCAACAAAAGAGGAGGCUAUUACACCAUCCUAUCCAGUUAAAUCUCUUGAGCCAGCAGCAAAGUCACCUUCAGUGAAAAGUUCUACAGCACCUGUCAUAUCUCCAGUGCAAUUGGUAAAGUCUCCAGAGCCAUCUGUAAAGUCUCCAGAGCCAUCUGUAAAGUCUCCAGAGCCAUCUGUAAAGUCUCCAGAGCCAUCAGUUAAGUCUCCAGAGCCUAUGGUGAAACCACCAGAACCCACUGGAGUCAAGUCCCCUGAACCACGAAUUAAGUCACCUGAGGGUGUCAAAUCACCACUAAGAGUCAAGUCUCCAGAGCCUGCCACUGCUGCUCCAAGAGUUAAGUCUCCUGUCCCUGCAAAGCCCUCAGAAGCAACUCCAUCACCUCUUAGGAUUAAAUCUCCCACAGCUGUAAAGUCUCCUGAACCAGUAGCAUCUCCUCCAAGAGUGAAAUCUCCACCUCCAGUUAAGUCUCCAGAAGCAAUAACCUCACCACAAAGAGUCAAAUCUCCUACAGGAAUUAAGUCGCCAGAGCCAACCAGCUCUACUCAAAGAGUAAAAUCUCCACCAACAGCCAAGUCUCCAGAGCCAAUAAUUUCACCAAAAAGGGUUAAAUCACCACUCACUGUGAAAUCACCAACUCCAUCAAAGGAAGUACCCCCAAAGAUUCUCCAGCAACUUAAAGCUGAGGCAUUUGAAGACAAGGUGAAGAUGACCUGUGUUGCUGAAAGUUCUGUAAGGGAUGUUGUGUGGUACAAAGAUAGCAGGAGACUCAGUGAGAGUAGCCAUUAUCAGAUCCAUACUUCUGCUGAUGGCACCUGUUGUCUCUAUAUAUCGGAUGUGUCUGAGAAGGAUCAGGGGGAAUAUUCCUGUGAAAUAUUUGCAGCGAGUGGAGCAGUCUCAAAAACAUCAUUCUCCUUCUUUGGUCAAGUGUUUCAGUCCAUCUUCACAAAAAUAACCAUGUUUGUGUCUGCACACAUGGCUGCUAAAGAAUCUGUGUCCCUUAAGACUCAUCAGGGGGUUGAAAUGGUUAAGAAAGAGAGUGCUACUCUCAGCAGUCUGCAAGAGAGUUUCUCUUCAAAAUCCGUCCACAUGGAGAGCACAAUGCAAGAGUCAUCAUACAGCAGUUCUGCAAUGGCUGAGAUGAAAUUGGAAACAAUGUCACUGUCCAGCAUGUCCUCCAUGACUUCUGAAUCACUGUAUGCUAUGAGCUCAAGCAGUAUUAUGUCAAGUCACUCACAUGCUGAGGGAUCCUCAAUAAGAGCCACUCUACUCAGUGGUCAAGGUUCAGCACCAAAAAUAGAAGCCCUUCCAGAAGACAUCAGCAUUGAGCCUGGGAAGGUUUUGACCAUAACAUGUGCAUUCUCUGGAGAGCCUUCUCCACAAAUUGAGUGGUCUCGUGGUGGUAAAACACUUUCAACUGCAGAAGAGAGUAAAAGGUUCCACAUUGAGACUACCGAGGACCUAACCACACUCAUAAUCACUAGUGUAAAAUCUAGUGAUGCUGGGGUGUACACCCUCAAACUUUCCAAUGAGCAUGGGUCUGACAUGGCAGCUGUCACCAUUAAUGUUCGUUCACUUUAAAACUAAUAAUGAUACUAUCUUCCCCUUUCUCACAUUAUAUGCCUUUUUAUUUAUUGAAUAAGGAAAAAAAAGAUAUUUACUUGAUAAAUACCUGGAUAUCUAUUCCUGUAAAUAUGAAAUAUUUUUAUAUCAAACUUGACAUUAAUUUAUGCCGAACUAGACUAAAGUCUAAAAUUGUUAUAAAAAUGUGCCAUUUUGGAUAAUUAUGACUAGAAUUUUUGGUCAAUUUUUUUGUGACGUGUACAUAAUGUAUAUAGCCGAAUUUACCGGUUAUGGAGAAUGUAUGAAUUGUUAUUUAAGACAAUAUAAACUAAAACAAAUGGAACUAAUUGUUUAUCAGGAGAAAGUUUCUCAUGGAACGAAUACCCUGUUAAACCUGGAACUAAACUUAGUGCCUCAACAAAAAGUUGAAGUCUUAAGAUUGCCUCAACAGGUAGAGAGGCUCCCUGUUGAAGUUUAACUAAAUUUACGAGACAAAGCUAUACACUGUAUGUGUACAAGUGAUAUUAUUAUUGUCACAUGAAUUUAUAACUUGACCAUAAGACCUUGAAUGCUGCUUGCAAUUACCCUCAUGUAAGCAGUAUGACUAGGUCUUGUGUUCAAACUGAUUAUGUCAUACCACCAUUUUUAAGACAUGCUCAAAGUGCAAGCGGCCUGCACUUCCUGAGCUAAAGUUUUUAAUGUGCUCUGUUUCUGGUAAGGGAUUGCUUGAAUGGACUUUAAAAAUUAACAUCACCUGGCCAAAAAUCAAAGUCUAUCUUGUACUUCCUUGCAGAAGCAGAGCCUCCUCUUGGAGGAUUGCUUUGUUGCAUUGUGUGUGUACUAGUUUUAGAACUCAUCUUCACAGUUGCUGGGCAAACAAGCAUACCACAGGGAAAAAAUCUUCUGUGGAAAUAAACAUCUCAAACCAGGAACUAUAUGCCCUAUAUUUUGGAUUGAUUUUAUGUAGAAUUGUAGUAUUACUAAUUAAUGCAACCUCCUUGAGCCUUAUAAUUGAUUCAAUAAAGCAUGUUUUCAGCA